Maylandia zebra (zebra mbuna) is the source of this 92247-nucleotide messenger RNA. NCBI's taxonomy places the organism in Eukaryota, Metazoa, Chordata, Actinopteri, Cichliformes, Cichlidae. The record is from RefSeq and is a predicted model, not a curated record.
CCUCCUGAGCAGUUUGAGCAUUCCCAACCUCGCCUCGGGUGGAGGGAUUGCGAGGAGGGAAAGCAAAACUACACGGCCUCUAUUCUGUGUAGUUUUGUUUUUUUUCGGGGGAUAUUUCGAGGCUCGACCGUUCUCAUCUUGGAUUUUUCUGGAAAAACCUUCCUGGAUAAGGAGACCGUUGCUCGUUGCUCUGACGGGCUCCGUCCCAUCAUUUCAGGCACUCUUGUGAUACAAGGUGCCGAUCAUCAUGUCAACUCAAGCGCCGACGUUCACGCAGCCGCUACAGAGCGUCGUGGCACUGGAGGGUAGUGCCGCCACGUUCGAGGCUCAAGUUAGUGGUUCUCCAGUUCCUGAGGUGAGCUGGUUCCGUGAUGGCCAGGUACUUUCUGCUGCCGCUCUGCCCGGCGUUCAGAUCUCGUUCAGCGAUGGCCGCGCUGUUCUGAGGAUUCCUGCUGUGACCGCCGCGCACAGCGGACGAUUUUCUGUCAGAGCCACCAACGGUGCUGGACAAGCCACAAGCACAGCCGAACUCUUAGUUACAGCGGAGACGGUUCCUCCGAGCUUCAUUCAGAGACUACAGAGCUCCACGGUGAGACAGGGCAGCCAGGUGAGGCUGGAUGUUCGAGUCACCGGGAUCCCCGCACCUGGGGUAAAAUUCUACAGAGAAGGGGCCGAGAUCCAGAGCUCCACCGACUUCAGAAUCAUCCAGGACGGAGACCUGCACAGCUUGCUGAUUGCUGAAGCCUUCCCAGAGGAUUCUGGGACGUAUUCGGUGACAGCCACCAACAGCAGCGGACGGGCCACCUCCACAGCCGAACUGCUGGUUCAGGGCGAAGAAGCCGUUCCAGCAAAGAAAACAAAGACCUUGAUUUCAACCGCCCAGAUUUCAGAGACCCGACACACCAGAGUAGAAAAGAAGAUGGAGGCCAGUUUCCAGGCCUCCGCCAUGAUGGAGAUGCAGAUAGAGGGCGCAGAGCUGGCUCACAAGACUCCACCCAGAGUUCCUCCGAAACCCACAUCCAAGUCACCAACUCAGCCAUCACUGGUGGCCAAGGUGACCGGGGGACGGCAACAGUCACCGUCACCUGUCAGACAUGUGAAGGCACCCACACCCACGCCUGUCAGGGCAGUCCCGUCCCCUAUCGCCGCACACAAGCAGGCCGCCGGUGACGUCCUCCCGCCCUGGAAGCAGGAAGACUACGUGGCCGAGGGCAGGACUGUCACUCAGUUGGUCCGGGAGCAGCAGGUCACCAUGGUCAAACAGGCUGAGGGAGGGAAAAGAGCGGGGGCAGUGGCCACCGUGGUGGCUGCCGUCGACCUUGCUCGUGUCCGUCAGCCCGCGCUUGUCGAGGGGGGUCGAGCUGAAGAGGACGAGGCUGUAGAGGUGGACUUAAGGCAGCAGGCCGCCGCCGUGGCUGCUGAUCAAAGCUAUCAAGCUGCUUUGACAUCAACAAGAGUGCAAAGUGGGCACAUGCUUUCUACUGCUCAGGAGUUUACACGUGAAGCAGCCGUGCUGCAGCCUCAGAUUCAGGGAGUGACAGAAAUCUCCUCCCGUGUGGACACUGGUCUCACCCCGUCUCCAGUUCCACAAUUCACAGUUUCUAAAGUGUCUGUCCCAAAACUCGAGUCUAGCAGUGAGGUUUCCAUCGCCGGCUCGGCCAUGGCCACUCUGCACAAAGAGUUAUCCUCGUCUUCUGCCACUAUUCGAAAGAUCAUCAAGCCUGUCAAGUCUCCCAGUCCAUCUCGCAGAGUAGCAGAGACCAGAGAGAUGCUGGAGACCAUCCCACCACCGUUCAAACACUUCACUGACAAACAUCAGAGUCGUUCUGGCUCUGAGUUACAGACCGGGGUGGUGUACUCAGGCAGAAUGGAGAGAAUGUAUGAGGACUGGGGAGCCCAGGUGGUGGAGGCAGCUGCGGUGCCUUCUGCCGGUGGUGCCGUGGUCCCUCCCACGCUGAUUUCUGGAUUGAAGAACACAAAUGUGAUCGAGGGCGAGUCUGUGACCCUGGAGUGCCAGAUCAGCGGUCAUCCCACCCCCAUCAUUAUGUGGUUCAGAGAGGACUACAAGAUUGAGAGCUCCAUUGAUUUCCAGAUCACCUACGAGAACGGAUUUGCCAGACUGGUGAUCCGUGAAGCAUUCGCUGAAGACAGCGGCCGCUUCACCUGCACAGCUACCAAUGAGGCGGGAACUGUCAGCACGUCCUGUUACCUGCUUGUCCAGGUGUCUGAAGACAUCGAGAGCAGAGAGGAGAUUGCUGUUGUUACAGAACAUGUUGAAACUGCUCAAUUAAGAGAAACCAGAGAGGAGACCCAGGUGAGCAUGGUGGAGUCAGAGUCUGCUGCUGCCGCUCCCUUCUUUAUCAAGAAACCCACCAUCCAGAAGCUAGUGGAGGGUGGAAGUGUUGUGUUUGAAUGUCAGAUUGGGGGAAGCCCCAAACCACACAUCAUCUGGAAGAAGAGUGGUGUCCCACUCACUACCGGAUACAGAUACAAAGUUGCCUACAAGAAGGAGACUGGAGAGUGCCGUUUAGAGAUCUCCAUGACCUUCGCCGAUGACGCUGGAGAAUAUGCCGUGUUUGCCAAGAAUAAGCUUGGAGAAGUCUCUGCCUCCGCCAGUCUGCUGGAGGAAGAGGAAUAUGAAGCCUACAUGAAGAAACAGGAAGCAAUGUUUAAGACUGAAGUGACAUCCAUUGUGCAAGAGCCCAAGGUGGGAGAUAUUCCCCCUGUCACUGUCACAACAAUGGAGAAGAUAACCACCACCAUUAUCUCUGGACAGGAAUUCCAUCUGUCUGUCAUUGAGCAGAGGAUCAUCCAGGAGAUUGAGUUUACCAUUAUGAAAAUCAGCUACAGAGAGAUUGUGACAGAGGACGGAGAGUUGAUGGUGACUGCCACUGAGACUGAGGCGGUACAGCCAGCCUUUGACACGCCAGUGAAAAGUUACAGGAUCAUGGAGGGGAUGAGCGCUACUUUCCACUGCAAGAUGUCUGGAAUGCCGCUCCCCAAGAUUGCUUGGUUCAAAGAUGGCCAGCGUAUUAGGGCUGGAGACCAUUACCAAAUAGAGGUUCUUCAGGAUGGACGGGCCAGCCUUCGCCUGCCUGUAGUGAUACCCGAAGAUGAAGGCGUGUACACCGCGUUUGCCACCAACAUGAAGGGUAAUGCUGUCAGUUCUGGGAAGCUCUAUGUGGAGCCAUGUGAAACAGUAACACCUCAGCAAUUCACACCACAGCCAGCAGUGCAGAGGAUCAGGUCCACAUCUCCUCGCUCUCUGAGCCGCUCACCUGGCCGUUCUCCCAGUCGUUCACCUGGACGUUCUCCUGCUCGUCGGCUAGAUGAGACUGAUGAGGCUCAGCUAGAAAGACUCUACAAGCCUGUUUUUGUCAUGAAGCCUUCAUCAUAUAAAUGUUCUGAGGGACAAACUGCCAGAUUUGACCUGAAGGUUGUGGGCAGACCAAUGCCUGAGACGUACUGGUUCCACAAUGGGCAACAAAUAGUUAGUGACCACACCCACAAGAUCGUGGUUAAAGAGGAUGGCACUCAGUCCCUGAUCAUCGUCCCAGCUUUGCCACAAGACUCCGGGGAAUGGACUGUGGUGGCUCAGAACAGAGCUGGACGCACAUCCAUCUCCGUCACUCUCGCUGUUGAUGCCAAGGAAACCCUGGUGCGUCCACAGUUCACUGAGAAACUGAGGAACAUCAGUGUGAAGCAGGGCACUCUGGUUGAACUGGCUGUCAAAGCCAUUGGAAACCCACUGCCUGAUAUCGUCUGGCUGAAGAACAGCGACAUCAUCACCCCACACAAGCACCCAAGCAUCAAGAUUGAAGGAACCAGAGGAGAGGCUAAAUUCCAGAUCCCAUCAGCAGCUGGCUCAGACAGCGCCUGGUACACCGCUACAGCCAUCAAUAAGGCUGGCAGAGAUACCACUCGCUGCAGAGUCAAUGUUGAGGUGGAAUAUGCUGAGCCUGAACCAGAGAGGAAACUCAUCAUUCCCAAAGGAACAUACAAAGCCAAAGAGAUCGCUCCUCCAGAGGUGGAGCCGCUUCAUCUGCGAUAUGGUCAAGAGCAGUGGGAGGAAGGCGACCUUUAUGACAAAGAGAAGCAGCAAAAACCACAGUUCAAGAAGAAGCUGACAUCUGUCCGCAUGAAGCGCUUCGGUCCAGCUCAUUUUGAGUGCAGACUGACUCCUAUUGGUGACCCCACAAUGGUGGUGGAGUGGCUGCACGACGGCAAACCUCUGGCUGCUGCUAACAGAUUGCGCAUGGUGAAUGAAUUUGGUUACUGCAGCCUGGACUAUGAAGCCGCUUAUGCUAGAGACAGCGGCGUCAUUACCUGCAGAGCGACCAACAAGUACGGAGUUGACCAAACCUCAGCCACCCUGAUUGUCAAGGAUGAGAAGGGCCUUGUUGAGGAAACACAACUUCCUGAAGGAAGGAAAGGUGCCCACCGGAUCGAUGAGAUAGAGCGUUUGGCUCAUGAAGGUGGACCUUAUGGAGUCACUGCUGAAGAAGAAACAGAGAAGAUGAAGCCUGAGAUCGUCCUUGUUCCAGAACCAAUCAGAGUUUUAGAGGGUGAAACGGCUCGAUUCCGCUGCAGAGUGACCGGAUAUCCAGCACCAAAAGUUAACUGGUACCUCAAUGGACAACUUAUCCGCAAAAGCAAGAGAUACAGACUUCGCUAUGAUGGCAUUUACUACUUGGAGAUAACUGACAUCAAAUCAUAUGAUUCAGGGGAGGUCAGAGUCGUAGCAGAUAACAAUCUGGGCUCCGUUGAGCACGUCGUAAAACUGGAGAUUCAGCAGAAGGAGGACUUCAGAACUCAUCUGCGCCGCGCCCCUGAGGCUAAGCCAGCCGAGGCUGCACCUGAACCUGGAAAAGUACCAUUUGAGGUAGUUAAAGCUGAAAAGCCUACAGAGGACACUCAGCUGAAAGAGGUCGUCAAACUCAAGAAGGCCCAGAGAAUUGUCCAUGAGAAAGCCAGUGAGGAGUCAGAGGAGCUGAGGAGUAAGUUCAAGCGCAGGACAGAGGAAGGCUAUUACGAGUCUAUUACCGCAGUGGAUCUCAAGUCUCGCAAGAGAGAUGACUCCUAUGAGGACCUGCUGAGGAAGACAAAGGAGGAACUGCUUCAUCGUGCCAAGGAGAAGGAGGAGGCUGAGAAGAAGAAGGAGGAAGAGCAUCGCCAAGUUACUGCCAAGCCUCUAAAACCAGAGAGGGUCAAGCUCUCACCCAGCAUGGAAGCGCCAAAGAUCCUUGAGCGUAUCACCAGCCAGACAGUCGCACAGGGUGACGAAGUCAAGUUUAGAGUCAGAGUUGUCGGCAGACCAGAACCUGAGUGUCAGUGGUUCAAGAAUGGAGUUCAGCUGGAGAAGUCUGACCGUGUCUACUGGUACUGGCCUGAGGACCAUGUUUGUGAACUGGUGAUCAGGGAUGUCACAGCAGAGGAUUCUGCCAGUGUCAUGGUUAAAGCUUCCAGUACUGCUGGAGAGACUUCAAGCCACGCUUUCCUGUUGGUGCAAGCAAAACAAGUCAUUAACUUCACUCAGAAGUUGGAGGACGUCAGUGCCAAGGAGAAGGAUACCGUGGCUACCUUUGAGUGUGAAACCAACGAGCCUUUUGUGAAGGUCAAAUGGCUGAAGAAUAAUGUGGAGAUCUUCUCUGGAGACAAAUACAGAAUGCACUCUGACAGAAAGGUUCACUUCCUGUCUGUGCUGAUGAUCGAAAUGAGGGAUGAUACUGAAUAUACAUGCGUGGCUGUAGAAGAUGAUACUGUCAGGACAACCGCCAAGCUUAAUGUUGAAGGAGCUCCUCUGGAGCUGUUAAAGCAGCUGGAGAGCACCGAGGUGCCCGAGACUUACUCCGGAGAGUUUGAAUGUAUUGUCUCUCGUGAAGAUGCCGAAGGCAGCUGGUACUUUGGAGAUAAUCUGCUGACUCCUGGCAGUAAAUACGUCAUCUCCUCCCGCCGUGGAAGACACACUCUCUCUGUGAAAGACGUCAAGAAGGAAGACCAGGGAGAAUAUACCUUCAAAGUGGGCGAGUUUAAGACAAGUGCCUCUCUGAAGAUGAAAUUGCGUCCAGUGACCUUGAUGCAGCCUUUGUCUGACAUGACCGUCUGCGAGGGUGACAUCGCUCAGCUUGAGGUCAAGUUCUCCCAGGAGAAUGUUGAAGGAACCUGGAUGAAGAAGGGGCAGCCCAUCACAGCCUCCAGCCGUGUGCAUAUAGUUAUUGACAAACAAAUUCACAAACUCCUUAUAGAAGAUACAACCAAGGACGACUUUGGAAUGUAUUCCUUCGAGGUUCCUGAUCAUGGAAUUUCAACCUCUGCAAAGCUGGUCAUUCAGACUAUUGGCAUCCUGAUCCCACUGAAGGACAGUCAUGCAAUUGAGGGUACAAAGGUCGUCCUAGAGGCAAAGAUCUCUGCUCAGGACAUCAGCUCAGUCAAAUGGUACCACAAUGACAACCUGCUGACAGCCAGUGAGCGAAUCCAGAUGGUGGCAAAGGGAGCCAAGCAGCGCCUGGUUUUCACCAGAACAUACGCUUCAGAUGAAGGACACUACAAACUGGUGGUUGGCCGAGCUGACACCAGCUGCAGAUUUACUGUUGAGCCUGUCCAGAUUGUGACACCAAUGAAAGACAAACAGUGCUCCGAGUCUGAAAAUGUCACCUUCGAGGUUGAGGUCUCUCACCCAGACAUUGACGCUUUCUGGACCUUUAAGAGGCAGCCGAUUAAAGCUGGUCCCCAGUACAAGAUGGAGUCCAAGGAAAAGAGGCAUAGGCUCACGGUCAUGAAUGCAAUGAAGGAUGAAGAGGGCGAGUACAUGUUUGCUGCUGGUGAGAAGAUGUGCAGUGCUUCACUCACCGUAACAGGUGGUGCCAUUAAGAAGCCCCUGCAUGAUUUGGUGGUAGCUGACUCCCAGACCGCUGUGCUGCAGUGUGAAGUUGCUAACCCAUCCGCAGAGGGCAAGUGGCUAAAAGACGGUCAGCCUGUUGACUUCAACGAGAACGUGCUGAGCGAGGUGGACGGUGCUGUCAGACGCCUCGUUAUCAUCAUCACUAAGGCCACUGACGUUGGAGAGUACACUUACCAGGUCGCCACCUCCAAGACCUCAGCCAACCUGAAAGUCGAGGCUGUCAAAGUCAAGAAGACCCUGAAGAACCUGAAUGUAGUCCAGACUCAAGAAGCCACGUUCAGCCUUGAACUGACCCAUGAGGAUGUAAGGGGAGCACAGUGGAUCAAGAAUGGCGUUGAGAUCCAGCCCAGUGAUAAAUAUGAAAUCAGUAUUGAAGGCACACUUCACACAUUGAAGGUCAAGAACUGCAGCACACAGGAUGAGUCUGUUUACUCCUUCAAACUGGGAAAACUGUCUGCAAGUGCCAGACUCAAUGUGGAAACCAUUAAGAUCCUGAAGAAGCCAAAGGAUGUGACAGCACUGUCAGGAGCAACAAUUGUAUUUGAAGUUGGCAUCUCAGAGGAUGACAUCCCAGUGAAAUGGAUGUUCGAUGACAAAGACCUGGUGUCUGACGAGCGCUACAGCAUCAUCUCUGAGAAGAAGAACCACAAGCUGAUUGUCCACAACGUGGACGACAGCGUGCAGGGCAACUACAUUGCUGUCAUAGGACACCUGCAGUGCAGCGCUCACCUCGUUGUUGAGUCUCUACGUGUCACAAGGCCCAUGAAAAACGUGGAGGUCACAGAGACUCAGGUGGCCACAUUUGAAUGUGAAGUUUCUCACUUCAAUGUCCCGUCCACCUGGCUGAGGGAUGGUGUGGAGAUUGAGAUGAGUGAGAAGUUCAGGAUUGUGGUUCAAGGGAAACUCCAUCAGCUGAAGAUCAUGAACACCAGCAAUGAAGACUCUGCAGAGUACACUUUUGUCUGUGGGAACGACCGCAUCUCUGCAACGCUAACUGUUAACCCUAUUCUGAUCACAACGAUGCUUGAAGACCUGAACGCUCAGGAGAAGGACACGGUCACAUUUGAGGUGAAUGUGAACUACGAGGGAAUAACGUACAAGUGGCUGAAGAACGGCGUGGAGAUCCGCUCUACGGACCGCUGCCAGGCUCGCUGCAAACAGCUCACUCACUCUCUGAGCAUCAGGAAUGUUCACUUUGGAGACAGUGCCGAGUACACCUUCAUGGCUGGCUCUGCAGUCACUUCAGCUAAACUUCACGUUGAGGCCCGUGUGGUUGAAUUCACCAAACACCUGCGGGACCUGAAGAUCACAGAGAAGAAGAGGGCAACAUUUGAAUGUGAAGUUUCUGAACCAAACAUCCAGGUGAUGUGGAUGAAAGAUGGUCAGGGGCUGGAGCUGUCCGACAGGUACAAAAUGACAUCGGACCAGUUUGUGCACCGUCUGGUUCUGCCCUCUGUGCGUCUGUCGGACGCCGGUGAAUACACCGCUGUGGCCGGUUCAAGCAUGUCCAAGGGUCACCUGGCAGUCGAGGGAAGAGAUGUCAGAAUCUCAGAGCCAGCCACCAGGGACAUCACGGUUGUUGAGAAGCAGAGAGCCACUUUUGAGUUUGAGGUGAAUGAGGAUGAUGUAGAAGGUCACUGGCUGAGAAAUGGAGUGGAGCUCCAGUUCACUGUGGAGGAGAGGUUCAAUUAUGCCACCAUCAGGAAGCUCCACCGUCUCACCAUCUCUGAGACCUUCAGGAGCGAUGCUGGAGAGUACACCUUUUUAGCCGGCAAAAACAGGAGCUCUGUGAACCUCCACGUCAGAUUGCCAGAGCCACCUCAGAUCAUCCGGGAGAUGCAGCCCCAAACCGCGAUCUCGGGCAGGUCAGUUCGCUUCUCGACACAGGUGAGCGGCCUUCCUCAGCCUCAGGUGUUCUGGUACAAAGAUUCUGAGGUUCUGUCCACGAGCUACAAGUGCAAGUUCCUCCAUGAUGGAGAUGAGCAUACGCUGCUGCUGCUUGAAGUCUUCCCUGAAGAUGCAGGCAUCUAUAGCUGUGAGGCCAAAAACAACUACGGAGAGGUGACGAGCUCUGCAUCUCUCACUGUGGAAGUUCCGGAGGUGGUUGAAGCCGUGGCUCAGGUUUCCCCUCCAGUCCUCAUCGCUCCCAUGAGGGACCUGCUGAUCUCAGAAGGACAUCCUGCCCAGUUCCAGUGCAGCGUCUCUGGGGAAGAUCUGCAGAUUUCUUGGUUCUGCAAUGACAGAGAGAUCAAACAGUCGGACAUCUUCAGGAUGUCUCAUUAUGAUAACACCUGCCUGCUGGAGAUUUCCCGAGUUCUCCCCAGCCUUGAAGGAGAGUACUCGUGUGUUGCUACAAAUUUGGCAGGAAUGGUCACAUGUGCUGCCACUCUGAAUAUUGAUGUAACUACAGAGGAGAAGGUGACUCAGGUCCAGGAGGAGAUAAAAGUGAAGCCUGUGUUCAGGAACAGAAUCGUCCCAGUGGAGAUAAACAUUGGCAGCUCUGCCAAGUUUGAAUGUGAAACUGAGGACGCUCCAAACGUGAGCUUCAAGUGGUUCAAAGAUGGACACCCCAUCAAAGAGGGUGAAAAGUGCAGGAUUAUCAGUCGCUUCAGCACUUCCUCCCUGGAGCUUCUGAGGACAACCAAGGAUGACAGUGGCGAAUACACCUGCAAGGCGUCCAAUCAGCACGGCAGUGAUGAAUGCUCCGCCUCCCUCGGUGUCACAGAACAAUUUCCUCCUGUCUUUAUAAGUAAGCCUGACCCUCAGACUGUGUAUGUUGGAAAGAGGGCUGUAAUGCAGUGUGUAAUAGCAGGAACUGCUCCUCUGAAUGUUGUCUGGCUUAAAGACAACCAGGCCUUACCCAAAGUGCCCGCACACUACCAGAGCUCUUGUGAAAAGAAUAAGCACACUCUUGAGAUACCCAGUGUUGAGGCAGCUGACAGCGGGCUUUAUGUGUGCAAGGUAUCUAACAAAGCUGGGACAGCUGAGUGCCACACGGAGCUGUGUGUUAUCGAUAAACCCAACUUUGUAAGGCCCCUGGCUUCAGUCGCCGCUGUGGUCGGAGCUGCUCUGCACCUUGAGUGUCAGGUGGAUGAGGACACUGGAGUAACUGUCAGCUGGACCAGAGAUGGCAGAAAAGUCCACCAGUCUCCCGACUAUAAACUGUUGUUUGAGGAUAAGACAGUUACUCUUGAUAUCCUAAAGACCACACUGAAAGAUUGUGGAAAUUAUGUGUGUACAGUGGCAAACGAAGCCGGCAGUGCGUCUUGCUCCACCACGGUGAAGGUACAAGAGCCACCCGUCUUUGUAAAGCGGCUGGAAGCCACAACGAUUUGGAAGCAGGGAAGCACCGCUCGCCUGCAGUGCACCGUCAAAGGAUCUCCCGAACUCCACAGCACCUGGUUCUUGAAUAACAGUGAGCUGUCCACUGGUGGCAGACACGCUGUCGGUCUGAAGGACAGUGUCGCCACUCUCGAGAUACACGAUGUCCUGUUGACUGACAGUGGAAACUACACCUGUGAGGUUCUCAACGAGUGCGGGUGUGAAAGCUGCAGCAUUAAAGUAACAGUGAAAGAACCUCCGUCAUUCAGAAAGGAGUUACUGUCCACCGAGGCAGUCAGAGGGUCGGUAGCUGUGCUGGAGUGUGAGAUUGCAGGCUCUGCACCGCUCGAAGUGUCUUGGAAAAAGAAUAAGAAACGCCUGUCCUCAGAUAAGAAGUACAGCAUAGUGUCACAGGGAUCGCUGGCCUCUCUGGAGAUCCAGUCCUUUGAGAGCGCUGAUACUGGUGAAUACGAAUGUGUCGUAUCCAACGAGGUUGGGUCAGCAACCUCAAAGUCAGUACUUAAACAAAAAGAGCCACCUGUGUUCUCAAAGAGGAUUGAGAGCGCUACAGCAGUUUUGGGAAAUACAGUGAAAUUACAGGGAACCCUGAAAGGUUCAGUUCCCAUCACAAUUAAAUGGAUGAAAGACUCUGAGCUCCUCAGAGAUGAUGAUCCCAACAUCAAAAUGUCCUUUGUGAACAACAUCGCUAGUGUUUCCUUCUCAUCUGUUGAGCUGAAGCAUGGUGGGAAGUAUACUUGUCUCGCUGAAAAUGAGGCAGGACAGCAAAAAUGUGAAGCUAUCUUAACUAUUCAAGAACCUGCUCGGAUUUUAGAGAAAGCAGCCUCCAUCAGCGUGACUGCAGGCGACUCUGCCACGCUGGAGUGCACCGUCUCUGGAAGCCCUGAACUCAAAGUGAAAUGGUUCAAAGACGGCAAGGAGAUGAUCGGUGGUCGUAAAUAUAAAAUAGCAGUUAAGGAGAACACUGCCAUUUUAAAGAUUCUCGCAGCAGAUAAAGGUGACACUUCCGAGUACAAGAUGGAAGUGUCCAAUAAAGUUGGAAAAGACGAGUGCACGUGCUCGGUUACAGUUAUAGAUCGUGCAGUUCCCCCGUCCUUCACCAAAACUCUAAAGAAAGUGAAUGGGAGCAUUGGCAGUAAUAUCACGUUGGAUUGCAGGCUUGCUGGAUCUCAGCCGAUGGCUCUGUCUUGGUACAAAGACAAUAAAGAAAUCCACAGCGAUGCAAAAUAUAAGCUUGAUUUCAGUGAGAGUACAGCCUCUGUGACAAUAACUGGCCUGGAUCAGAGCGAUGGUGGAGUUUAUACAUGCAAAGCUUCUAAUGAUGCUGGAGAAAAAGAAACCAGUGGUACUCUUUCCAUCAAAGAACCUCCAGCCUUUACCUCGAAACCUGAAUCUCUUGAUGCAUCCCCGGGAUCACACGUUGUCUUAAAGUCUGACUUUACGGGAUCGGCUCCACUUACCGUUAAAUGGUUCAGAGAGGAGAAAGAGAUUUUCACUGGGGGAAAGUAUUUCAUAAAGAAAGACUCCUCUUCCAGCUCCCUGGAACUUCAUUCUGUGAAACCCAGUGACUCUGCCAAAUACACAUGCCAAGUAUCCAACGACGCUGGGAAGGUUGACUGCACUGCAGCGCUCUUCAUAAAAGAAGCCCCAACAUUUACGAUGAAGCUUGAACCUUCAAAGCUGCUGAAAACAGGACAACCUCUGGAGUUGUCCUGCAAAGUGCAGGGCACUCCUGUUAUUACUGUCACAUGGUUUAAAAAUGGCUCAGAAAUGGUUUCAGACCGCAGACACAACAUGACCUUCGACGGCUCGUUGGCCACUCUGGAGGUUGAGAGUUGCUCUGUAGAGGAUAGUGCAGAUUACGUCUGUGUGGCAUCCAGCGAGGCCGGCAGGGAGCAGUGCAGCAGCUCAGUAACAGUGAAAGAGCCUCCAUUGUUUGUGAGGCCUUUUGAAUCAGCUGAGCUUGUUACGGAGUCUGAGAUUAUCUUGGAAGCAAUCGUUUCAGGUUCCCCUCCAUUUGAAAUAAGCUGCUUCCUCAACGAUAAGCUGAUCAGAAAUGACAAAAGACAUAAAAUCAGCGUGGAAAAUGAUACAAUCACUCUUCAGAUCUCACACUGUGAGGCCGGAGACGAAGGAACGUACAAGUGCACUGUUUCAAACGAUGUUGGGGAGACAUCUUGCUCUUGCCAGAUUUCUCUAAAAGAACCACCAUCAUUUGUUCAAAGACUAAAGGAUAUGUCCUGUAUUGUGGGCUCUGAAAUCUCCAUGAAGUGUAUGUUGUCUGGGUCACUUCCCAUGACUUUGUCCUGGAUCAAGGACGAUCGUGAGCUUACGGAAGACGAGCAUUUUAAGAUGUCCUGUGAAACCAAAAGUGCCAUGUUGAAUUUGAAAAAUGCUCAGUUGUCACAUGGCGGGAAAUAUGUCUGUCAGGCGCAGAAUAAAGCCGGGACCCAGAGAUGUGCCGCGGUGCUCAUAGUGACAGAGCCAGCAAGUAUUUCAGAGCACCCAAAGUCCAUCAGUGUAACCCAUGGCGACCCAGCCAGACUUGAAUGCAGGUUUUCAGGCACUAAACCGCUGAAGGUCAGAUGGCUUAAGGCGGGAAAGGAGCUGCCGUCAGGACAGAGAUACAGAAUACAGAGCACAGACACGAGCUCUGUGCUCAAGAUGAUAAAAACAGAGAAGAGCGACGGCGGUGACUACACUGUCGAAGUUUCAAAUGUUGCUGGGCACAGUUCCUGUGACGCAUCAGUCACAGUCUUAGGUCGGUUUGCCCAAAGCUUUGUUGAAUCUGUUUGCAGUUCUUUCUACAGUCACCCUGACAAUGUUUUUUUCAACUUGUAUGUAAUAGAUCAGAUUAUUAAACCGUCCUUCACAAGGAAGCUGACAGAGACUGAAGGUAUAAAAGGAUCGUGUGCUCAUCUAGAGUGCCUCGUGUCUGGUUCUCUGCCGAUGACGAUACAGUGGUACAAAGAUGAAACAGAGAUCCAGACUUGUCAAAAAUAUAAAUGCACGUUUUUCGAAAAUGUUGCUUUCCUGGAAAUCGGCUGUCUCGACAGUAGAGACAGUGGGAGCUACACUUGUGUGGCUGAAAACGAGGCAGGAUCUGCCCAGUGCUCCGGGAGUUUGUGUGUUAAAGAAGCACCACGCAUUCUUGAAAAACCGGACUCCAAGAAUGCGUUGCCUGGAUCAAAGGUUAGGUUUACUCUUCGUGUCUCUGGCACACCUCCGCUCGCCAUCAAAUGGUUUAAAAACAAAAAAGAAAUCCUUCCGAGUGCCAAGUGCUCUGUAAUCAAAGACAACACUUCAAGCUCCCUAGAGCUCUUCUCUGCCAAAACCUCUGACUCUGGAGAGUAUGUCUGUGAAGUUCAGAACGCUGUGGGCUCCGCUUCAUGCAAGGCAGCGCUCUUUGUAAAAGAGCCCCCAUUUUUCACUGAAAAACCUGAAGCGGUGUCAUUAGUGAGUGUCGGAGGCAGCAAGGUGUUUGAGUGUAAGGUUGCUGGUACCCCAGAGAUCUCCAUGAAAUGGUUCAAAGAUGGAGUUCAGAUUCGCCAAAGCCUCAAAUACAAGAUAUCAUUUUUUACCUCUGUUGCCGUUUUAGAGGUUUGUGUAGUUAGUCAACAAGACAGCGGGAAAUACUUCUGUGAGGCCUCCAACGAAGCAGGCACAGAGAGUUGCAUUUUUGAGCUUGUAGUGAAAGAGCCUCCGUCAUUUGUUGAAGAGCUAUCAUCUCUGGAAGUCGUUAAAGGUUCCACGGCAGCGUUUGCUAGCAAAGUUGCAGGAAGUGCUCCGUUCAGUGUCACGUGGUCUAAAGAUAAAAAGGCAAUUUUAUCCAGCCAAAAGUACAUUAUUGUUGAUAGUGAAAAUGUGGGCUUAAAAAUCCAGGACUGCGACGUGGAUGAUGUGGGCACCUACCAGUGCGUGGUAGCCAAUGAGGUUGGGAGCUGCUCUGGCUCGGUGGUGUUGUCUCUGAAAGUGCCUCCAAAGUUUAUUGAGAAGAUAAAGAGUGUCUCCGCUGUUGUGGGAGAUGCUGCAGUGUUUCGUUGCUCUGUGGAAGGGCCCCUGCCACUCUCUGUGCUAUGGAAAAAAGAUGAAAACUGGAUCCAAGAUGAUCCGAAGAUCAAGCAAAUUUUCCAGAACAAAGAGGCCACUCUCAGGGUUCUUGCUUGUGAGGCUAUUCACAGGGGGAAAUAUACCUGCCAUGUUGUAAAUGAGGCUGGGCAAGAUGUGUGUUCAGCAACACUGACUGUGCAAGAACCACCAACGAUUGAAGAGAAACCGGAGGUUGUUAAAGUGACUUGUGGAGAUCCAGUUAGCUUUGAAUGCAGGGUAGCUGGAACUCCUCAUAUAAGUGUGAGAUGGAUCAAAGAUGGCAACGAGCUCCAUUCGAGCAGAAAGCAUAAUCUCUGCUAUGGGGGCAACCUCAGUAGACUUAACAUAAUGUCCUCUCAGCUGGAAGACGGUGGAGAGUACAUGUUUGAAGCCCAAAAUGCAGUUGGGACUUGCAGAUGUAAAGUGAAGCUGGUUGUUUUGGAAGAGUUGAUUCCUCCCACAUUCAUUAAGAAAUUAACAAACAUUCAAGGAAUCAUGGGUUCAGUGGUGACCAUGGAGUGCAGAGUAACCGGUUCGCUUCCUCUGACUGUUGAAUGGAGCAAAGGGAAACAAAAGAUUACAGAGAGCUCCAAGUACAAACUUGUACACACUGAAAAUAGAGUCUUGCUGGAGUUAAAACUUACUGGGAGUGUUGACACAGGAGAGUACUCCUGCAAAGUUACCAACAAAGCAGGCAGCUGUGUGUGCAGUGGAGUCCUCACAGCUAAAGUGCCGCCAAGAUUCAUAGAUGAGCUUGAGUCUCAGGCUGUUAUUCCCAAGUCUGACGUAUUCUUCAAAAGUGUCUUUGAAGGGACGUCUCCGUUUAUGGUGAAAUGGUUCAAGGAUGGCAUCGAACUCAUCACUGGGCCAUCGUGCAGAGUUAGACUGGAGAAAUAUUCCUCCUCUGUAGAGCUCUGCUCAGUGGGCACUCUGCAGUCUGGGAUUUAUUCCUGCCAAGUUAGCAACGAAGCAGGCACGGCGAAAAGUGCGGCACAGUUACUGGUGAAAGAACCACCUCAGUUUGUCCUGAAACUGCCUCCCACUACGUCUGUGAAACAGUACGAGGGACACUGCUUUGAAUGCAAGGUCACCAGUGUACAGUCUCUGAGAAUAUGCUGGUACAAAAAUGACCAACAGAUAACUGAUGGAGGCAACUAUAAAACAAUGUGUGUUGACUCAACUGCAUACCUCCAGAUCUCCAAUGCAACAUUUGACGAUAACGGAGUUUACUCUUGUGAGGCUCAUAAUGAUGCUGGCAGUGCAAGCUGCAGCAGCGUUCUCACAGUUCAAGAGUCCCCCUCCUUUGUUAAAACUCCAAGCCCUGUGGAGGGCAUAAAAGGCAAAGAUGCUAGUCUGCAUUGUGAGAUGUCUGGCACCCCACCCUUCCAGGUUAACUGGUACAAAGACAACAGGCCACUAAAGGAGGAUAGAAAAUGCAAGAUGGUCAAUGUGGGCAGCUUUGCUACACUUCAUAUUAUAAAGCUGGAGCAAGAUGACGCUGGGCUUUAUGAGUGCAGGGCGUCGAACAAUGUAGGAAGUAAAUCGUGCCAGACUGUCAUUACUCUGAAAGAACCACCAGUGUUUGUGGAGAAACUGGUCGAUCGGUCAGUGAGACUCGGUCAGCAGCUGACGCUGACAGCUACCGUGCACGGCUCGGAGCCACUGACUGUGUCUUGGGUUCAGGACAAAGAUCAUAUUCUCAGAGAAGAUGACAACAGGAGGAUCACCUUUGAAAACAAUGUGGUUGCUCUCGUAGUGCCCCAGGCUGACUCAACCACAGCUGGUAAAUACACCUGCCAGCUGAGGAACGACUGUGGAGCGGUCGAGUCGGUCUCUCAAGUGACGGUUCUAGAACCUGCUGCUAUCGUGGAAAGCCCGGAGCUGUUGAAUGUGAAGUCAGGAGAAACUGUAUCUCUUGAGGUAACAGUAUGUGGCUCACCAGAACUGAAAACUACAUGGUUCAAGGGCAACAAAGAGCUCUCUGCUAAUGCAAAGUAUCAUCUGAGCUUCAAAAAGCAGCUUGCCACCCUGAAGAUUCUGUCUGCUGACAAAGCAGAUGCCGGAGAAUACACACUACAGGUUACGAACCACGUUGGAACAUCCUCUUGCAAAAUUAAGCUCACAGUCUCAGAUAAGUUGAUUCCACCGAGUUUCAUAAAGAAGCUGAGAGAUACCCACCUUGUUGUGGGUAAGCCUGGUGAGAUGGAGUGUAAGAUUACCGGUUCUACUCCUUUAACAACUUCCUGGUUCCAUAAUGGCCAAGAGAUAAACAGUGGGCCAAACUAUGACAUUAGCAGCAUGGAUAAUGUGCGCACGCUGAGAAUUCCAGUGAUUAAGACGUCAGAUUCUGGCAAAUACACAUGUAAAGCUGUGAACGCUGCAGGAGCCAGUGAGACAAGUGCUUCAAUGAAUGUGACAGAACCACCAUCUUUUUCUGAAACGCCCGAGGCUCGAGAAACGUUGCCUGGCCAAAGUGUGUCUUUCUUGGCUAAAGUGAAAGGCAGCAUUCCCAUAAAGGUCAAAUGGUUCAGGGGAGCCAAGGAAAUGCAGCACGGGAGAGGCUGCGAGAUCUCCCUGAAGGACGACGUCGCCACGCUGGUGCUUCAUAAGGUUGAAAAGUCUCAUGCAGGAGAGUACACCUGCCAGAUCGUUAAUGAUGCAGGAAAGGAGAGCUGCUCAGUUUUUCUGUUUGUAAAAGAGCCAGUCCACUUUGUGAAGAGGCUGAGGGACAUUUCCAUUGAAAAGAACAAGCCUCUGAGGCUCGAGGUCACAUAUGCUGGAACCCCAACUGUAAAUGUAACCUGGGAAAAGGAUGGUAAACUCAUCCAAGCCUCUUAUCUGCACAAUAUGAUCACCACAGACACCUCUUGCAUCCUGGAGGUUCUGAACUCUGAAAGGAUGGAGGCAGCUGGUAGAUACUAUUGUGAGAUAGACAAUGGAGCUGGAAGUGACAAAUGUGAAGCACAAGUUACAAUCCUAGAACCACCAUACUUUGUUGACAAGCUGGAGCCAGUGGAGGUAACUAUGGGUGAGGCGGUGACCUUAGAGUGCAGGAUUGCAGGAACUCCUGUGAUCUCUGUCGCCUGGUUUAAAGAGGAUGGAAAGCUGCGCAAGUCCAACAGUUGCUCAAUGGACUUUGCAGAUGGCGUUGCCACUUUGCAACUGUUCAAAUCUACCAAGUCUGAUCACGGUGAAUAUAUCUGCAAGGCCGAGAACCGGGUUGGUUCAGCCUCCACCAGCUGUAGCGUGACUGUGAAAGAGCGCAAAGUUCCUCCAAACUUCACCAGGAAGCCUUCGGAGUCCAUGGUGGAUUCAGUGGGUAAGACCGUAAAGAUCGAGGGCCGCGUGUCCGGCUCUCAACCUCUGACCGUCUCCUGGUACAAGGACAACAGUGAGAUCCGCGCCUCGGACAAAUAUGAUAUCAGCUUCAAAAACAACAUGGCCGUGCUGUGUGUCAGAGGCUCCACGGGCUCUGACGGUGGUGUUUACACCUGCGAGGCCUCCAAUGAAGCUGGCAAAGCUUCUUGUAACGUUUCUCUCACAGUAACAGAGACUGGCCAGGCUCCCAAAUUUGAUGUUCCUCUGGAACCAGUGACUGUGGGUGAAGGGGAGAAGCUGAGCCUCCAGUGCCACGUCACCGGCUCUACUCCAAUAACCAUCCAGUGGAUGAAGGACAGGAGAGAGCUCGUGUCCAGCGGAAACACCAAAAUCUCAUUUGUUGGUGGAACGGCCAAUCUGGAGAUCAGCCAGGUGUCAAAGACGGAUGCUGGAGAUUACCUGUGCAAGGCCAGCAAUGCAAAUGGCACUGACUUCUGCAAGUCUAAAGUCACUGUAAAAGAUAAAGGUGCCAAGGCCACACCCGCUGAGGCUGCUGCCCCGGCUGCAGCCGCCCCGGUCAAAAGGCUCGACAAUCUGUUCUUCAUCGAGGAACCCCAAAAUGUUUCUGUCACAGAGAAGGGUACUGCAACCUUUAUCGCCAAGAUUGGAGGUGACCCAAUCCCCAGUGUGAAGUGGAUGAAGGGCAAAUGGAGACAGAUCACCCCCGGUGGUCGAAUCUCCAUUGAGCACAAGGGCCAGGAUGCCAAACUGCAGAUCAGAGAAGUGACCAAGUCUGAUUCUGGUCAUUACAGAUGUGUUGCCACCAACAAACAUGGAGAAAUUGAGAGUGGCGCUGAUAUGGAGGUGACCAAAAAGGAGGACAUGGGAGAAGUGGGAGACUUAAGAACGAGGCUCAAGAAGACUCCUUCCAAGCAGAAGAGUCCCAAGAAAGAAGAAGAGGUCAACAUUGUAGAGCUGCUUAGAGGUCACGACCCCAAAGACUAUGAGAGGAUCCUGCGGGAACAUGGAAUCCAUGACUACCGUGCCAUCCUGCAGGCCGUGGAGUUCCUGAAGAAGGAGAAGGAGAUGGAGACUGGAAGAGCGGAGGUCGAGCGUGGGGCACGAGUCGAAGAAGAGGACAUGGCCCGACUCAUCGAGCAGCUAGAGGGACGCGUCAGCAUGGAGCCCGUCUCUGUGAUGGAGGACAUCACUGACCAAACCAUCACGGAGAACCAGAGCGCCACCUUUGAGUGCCAGAUUAAGAUCAACUACCCAGAGAUCACGCUCACCUGGUACAAAGGCACCCAGAAACUGGACAACAGCGAAAAGUACGACAUCAGCAGCGUGGGGGACCGCCAUUAUCUGAAAAUCAAGAACUGCCAGGUCAAAGAUCAGGGCAACUACCGCGUGGUGUGCGGUCCUCACAUCUCCAACGCCAAACUGACGGUCACAGAAGAGAAAAAGCCUGCAGAAGAAACUGUUGAGUGGACUGAGGUCGAGGGCAGAGGAGAACUCCCUGAAGUUCCUGAGAUUCACAGGAUGCCAGAGGAGAAACCCUCUGAGCCUGAAGCUCCGCCUCCACCUCUGGUCAAAGUACCUGAAGCAAAGAAGCUACAGCCUGAAGCCCCUGCUCCACCUCAGAGAGAGGAACGUCCAGCUCCAGAAGAACCAGUAGUCUUCACCCAACCUGAACCUUACCCACCCAAACCAGCAACACCAAAACUGGUUCAUUCAGAACCUGAAGUGAAACCCGUGAAACCAGUGGUGCCUAAGCCUGAAGUGGAACCCGUGAAACCAGUGGUGCCUAAGCCUGAAGUGGAACCCGUGAAACCAGUGGUACCUAAGCCUGAAGUGGCUCAAAUUAAGCCUGAGCUCCAAGAACCAAAAGCUGUCCCCACUAAGAAAACGCCAGAGGCCUUAAAACCAAAAGUACCAAAACCACCAAAGUCAGAAGAACCUGUACUUCACCCAAGUGCAGUCCUUGCUUCUCCAUCAUUGGAACAUCUUCCAACUGAAGUGCAAGAAACACCAAGACCAGAACAACCUGUACCUCAACCAUCUGCACCCAAAGUUACUCCACAAAAAGUUGAAGAUGUCCCAGUUAAAGUUGCUUUAGAAUCAAAGAUACACGAACCUCCAAGAAAACCAUAUUUGCUGGCUGAUAAACAUCAGCAGGAAGUAACUGAACCAAGGGACCUGGAAACUCCAGAAAAAAUCAAGGCUCCUGAGGUUCCUGAAGCACCAAAGAAGGUUCCUGAAGCACCAAAGAAGGUUGCUGAAGCACCAAAGAAGGUUCCUGAAGCACCAAAGAAGGUUGCUGAAGCACCAAAGAAGGUUCCUGAAGCACCAAAGAAGGUUGCUGAAGCACCAAAGAAGGUUCCUGAAGCACCAAAGAAGGUUGCUGAAGCACCAAAGAAGGUUCCUGAAGCAACAAAGAAGGCUACAGAGGAACCAAGGAAGCUUCCUGAAGCACCAAAGAAGGUUCCUGAAGCGGCAAAGAAGGCUACAGAGGAACCGAGGAAGCUUCCUGAAGAACCAAAGAAGGUUCCUGAAGAACCAAAAAAGGUUCCUGAAGAACCAAAGAAGGUUCCUGAAAAAACAAAAAAGGUUCCUGAAGAACCAAAGAAGGUUCCUGAAGCACCUAAAAAGCCUCCCAAGGAACCAAAGAAGCUUCCUGAAGAAUCAGUUCCAGAAACACUGAAGAAAGUUCCAGAAGUAGCAAAAACAGCUGUGGUAGAACCACAGAAAGUUCCAACAGCACAGGUUAUAGAACGAUCAGCAGAGCCAGUGAAAGAUCUAGAAGUGUCAGCAGAACCACAACAUUUGGAAACACCAAUACAACAACCGCAGGCCAAAAAGUCUGAAGUCAUCCAAACAGUCAAACAAAGGGGGAUACCAACAGCUCUAGCUAAACCACAGCUGGAGGCGAGUACACCAGUCAAAGAUGAGAUCGUUGCUUCUGGAAAAGUAGAAGACAAGCCAAAGGCCAUAGAAAUCCCUCAGCAGAGAGUUCCUCUGAAGACUCAUCUGAAGCCAACAGCUGAGGUUGAAGGCAGAAAGGAGUGUCCUGCAGAAAAAGGUGUUGAAGAAAGGACUUCCCUUACAGAAGCUGACUACAGGAAACAGGAAGUCGACACAUAUGAAGAAGGAGUCAACGAGUCAACUGCAAGAGAAGAAACCAUUUUGAAAACUGAGAUAAUGGAACAAAUUGAAAAGACAAAGGAGGUGGUUUCUGUAUCAUACAGAGAAGAUCGUCAGGUAGAGAUUAUAGAGCAAUGGAAAACAGAUUAUGAGGCUGAACAACUGGAGUGGACUGGACCUUACAAACCUGAGAAAAUAGAGAAAGAAAUGUCUCAGUGGUCUGCUUCUCCAACUCUAAAGGGGUCUGCCCAUUCUCCUGCAGAACAAGAUGUUGCACCUCCACCUGAAAUGUCUCAUCUUUUGCAGAAAAAGGUUUCUUCUCCUGAUGUUGGUGUUACAUCAGAAAAAGAGGCUUACAAGAAGAAAGAGCAGGCCGAAGAGGCUGGCCUUCCUACUGCGUAUUUACAGACAAGAGUUACUGAAUCAUUAUAUCAUGAAGAAAUUCAAGACUCUGCAAUAGAGGAACUUAAGUCUAAAAAGGUCACCACAUCAAAGAAGCCGAGAGCUCUUACAGAAGUAAUUUGUUUGAAGCAAGAUGGGUCUGUUGAAGGUAAAGCAGAUGUUCCCCAAACCACUCUUUCUCACCCUGCAGCAGUUUCUCCUACAAUGGUAUCUUCAAGUCAAGACAUGGUGAAAACUCCUAAAACUUCCAUAAAUGCAUGUGAUGAAGAUAUUCUACCUCUGGACAAGCCAAGUCUUCUAUCAGAAGAUGCAUCGAUUAAACAAAGUAGGGAUGGAUCACGUUUUGUUACAGAUCAGAUUCCUUCACCCGAGGAGAGACGCUGUUCGGAGGAAGACAUUUCUCCAGCAAAGAAGUCUGUUCUGCCAACCAAACACAGCUCCCCUACACUCUCUGAGGCAGUUUUUGGCCUAAUAGAAGAUCUGUCCCUUGAAGAAGACACUCCUGUCAAGAAACCUAUUCCUUCUGUGCCUGCUCCAGUAAAAACAUCUCAAGUUCAGCAAAUCUCUCCAUCUUUGAGAGUUUCUGAGGAAGCAAACAACUCUGCAACUGAAGCUACACCAACAAGAGCAGAUGACAAGAAAGCAAAGAAGCCAACACAGAAGACUGACCAACAGGCUCUUGAUACAGUGCCUCCUCCUGAGGAGAAGAAACCAUCUCUCCCAGCACCAAAGCCUUCACCUACUCCUCCUCGUGAGCAGAAGGGGGCUCCCCCUGCAGAAUCUCCCCGAGAGGAGAAGAAACCAUCUGCACCAGCACCAAAGCCUUCACCUCCUGCUCCCCCUGCUCCUGAGCAGAAGGUGGCUCCCCCUGCAGUAUCUCCCCCAGAGGAGAAGAAACCAUCUGCACCAGCACCAAAGCCUUCACCUCCUGCUCCCCCUGCUCCUGUACAGAAAGUUGCUCCUCCUGCAGAGGAAAAGAAACCAUCUUCUCCAGCGCCGAAGCCUUCGGCUCCUGCUGCUCCUGCAGCCAAAGUUGCUCCUCCUGCAGUGUCUCCUCCUGAGGAAAAGAAGGUGCCUCCACCAACAACUAAGCCAACAGCAGAGAGAGUGGGUCCCCCCGCAGCUGAAGUUGCAUCGUUGGAGAAGGAAGCUCCUGCACCAGCCGUAAAGGCUGAACCAGCUCCUGUAUCAAAGGAAAUCUCGCCGCCUGAAGACAAGGAACCAGUGUCAGCACCUGGACCAACAAAAGUGCCGUCUCUUAAGCAAAAGGGUAAGAUUCCUGUUCAGGAGGCAAAAACACCCGAAUCACCUAAGCUGAAGAGUAAGUUCACCAGAAUACCGAAAGAGAAAGAACCAGAACCAGAGGUCAUUAAGCUGAAGAAGGUUCCAGUGAAACCUCCAGAGCCAGAGAAACAAGUCGUAACUCAUAAGGCAGAAGUGACGAGGCAUCACGAUCCAGAGCUAGCAGUUCAUGGGCUUCAUGACAGAGACGAUCGAGAGAUAAUCACACUUGGUAGAACUGAACGAGUAUUCACUGCAGAUGAGGAAACUAUUGAGUUAAGCCAUUUUGAGGAAAUGGAAAGCCUUACAGUUGUGCAAAAACCAGAACCUGGCAAAUGGACAAGAACCUUAAAACCUCAGAAAGACGAGGCACCGGAGGAGCCGCAUGUCGCAAAGAAGAAAAUAACUAAAUUGCCAAAAGCAGAUGAGCAAAAAGAAUCAGUGAAACUAAAACCAUUUGAAACAUUUGGGAAACAAGAUGCUGAAUUACAAGCAAUCAAACUAAAAAAGGUGCCACCUAAACCAAAGGAGCCUGAAAAGGAAGUCAUAACUCAUAAAGUUGAAGUGACAAGGCAUUAUGAUGCAGAAUUAACAGUCCAGAAACUUCGUGAUAGAGAGGAUCGAGAGUUAGUAACAGUUGAGAGAAAGGAACGAGUUUUCACAGCAGCUGAAGAGACAUCUGAACUCAGCUUUGCAGAGGAACCUGAAAAACUGGAGGCAGAAGAUGAGAAAUCAAGAUGGGUAAGAGCCCCAAAAGCACCAAAAGAAGAGGAACCAGAGUCAGAUUUAAAUAAAAAGAAAAUAAAAAAAUUACCAAAGAAGGACGAGGACCAGGAAGUAGUUACACUGAAGCCAUUUCAAAAACCCCAAAAACAAGAAGCAGCUGAACCUCCGAAGGCUGAGACAGAAGCUGAGGCAAAAACAGAUACUGAGCGGAGUCCUUACAUGAGAGGUGAGCUGCCACGAAGAGAUCAACCUGCUGCUGCUGUAAAACACCAGAAAGAUGAUGACGAUGCUCCACUGAUGAAUGACAAUGCAUCUCCACAUAUCAACAAAGACCAAAAGGAAAUCCCACAUAAGAAAAAGGUUGAUCAAGUACCCAAAGAUGUAGAAACUACAGCGGCCGAAAAGCUCCGCAGAAAACCUAAAAUUAUUUCUACACCUGAUAAAGAGAAAGAGCAGGUUGUGUUGAAACCAUUCACUAAAAUCACCAAGCCUGAAGAAAAGCCAGAAAAAGCAUCAGAAGAGAAGAAGAAGCCUUUGGACACAAAGGUACCCAGUCAAGCAACUAAAGAGCCGAAGGAACAACUUAAGAAAGCUGAAAAGACUGUAACGCCUAAAAAAGACAACGAAACACCUCAGAAGAAGGAGAAACCAGCUGAGAAGCCCAGUCCUCCAAGUCAGAAAGAAGAAGAGAGACCGAGUCCUCCAAAGCAAACCGAUAUCCUGAAGAAAAGUCCAGAAAUCAAAAAGACUCCUUCACCCAAAGCCAAGAUAAGUCAAGAUAAGCCUGAAGAGGAAAAGCCCCUCAAACCUAUUGAGCAGCUGAAGAAGGUUGAACUAAAAAAGACCCCAUCACCCAAGAUAGAGAAAAUAAAGCCAAGUGAAGUGGAGCAAAUUCCCAUCGAGAAGAAGCCAAGUGGUGAAAAAGUCAAAAGGAUUCCCAAGACUGUUUCGCCAAAAGACUCCACUGAAACCGUGACCCUCAAAAAGGUGCCCAAGAAGCCCUCACCAGAGGGGCCCUCAGAAAGGCCUGAUACAGGGCGGAUCCCUCUGGUGAAGGAGAUCUCUCCUGGAGCUGUGGAGAUGAAGCGGGUGACAACCCAGCCAGAGGAGGAGGUAUGUGAAGAGGAGGGUGAAAAAAUGGUAGCCGACGAAGAUGAGGAGGUCUGGGACUGGGAGCUGGUUCCACCGGAAGACUGGGAAGGUGAAGGGGUGGAUGGGGCGCUGGAGACUCCAGGCAUGCCCGGCGCCAAGAGAGAUGGAAAACCAACAGAAGAGCCCGCCAAAGGCCGAGGUCGAGGAUUUGGGGCGAGACAAACUCCAUCUCCUGGUGAAGGAGGCAGGGGCCGGGGUCUAAAGCCAGGUGGAAAAGGCCCAUCACCUCCCGAGGACCCAUUUGGAGGAUUCAAGCUCAAACCUGUCCAGCUGAAGUUCAUUAAGAAGCUUAAGGACAUUGUGCUGCAGGAAGCUGAGUCCAUCGGCUCCUCCGCGGUGUUUGAGUGCGAGGUCUCGCCUUCCACGGCCAUCACUUCGUGGAUGAAAGAUGACAGCAACUUGCGUGAGAGCCCCAAGCACAAGUUUACAUCUGAUGGCAAAGAUCGCAAGUUGCACAUUAUUGAUGUGCAACUAUCUGACACUGGAGAAUACACGUGUGUGGCUAAGAAUGCGGGCAAGGAAAUAACAUGCACAGCCAAGUUAAUUGUUGAAGAGCUGCCUGUGAAAUGGUUGAAGGAACUGGAACCAGAGACAACAUGCAUUAAGGGUCAGCCAAUGUACCUCACCUGUGAGCUGAACAAAGAACGGGACGUCAUUUGGAAACGUAACGGUCAGGUUCUGAAAACAAAGGCUGGAAAAGUGGCCGUUAAUGUAAUUGGCAUGCAGCAUGCUGUGACCAUCCAGAACUCCACCGAUGAAGAUGGCGGCGCCUACACCUGUGAGGUCGAUGGACAGGAGGACGUCAAGACUACAACUAACGUCAAAGUUAUUGAAACCAUCAAAGACUGGCUGGUGAAGCCUCUGAGAGACCAGCAUGUGAAACCAAAGGCAAAGGCCACCUUCAAGUGUGAGCUGUUCAAGGACACGCCCAACUGGAAGUGGUUCAAAGGAGAAAACGAGCUUACUCCCUCUGACAAGGUCGAGAUCAAUAAAGAUGGAAAGGACAUGACGCUCAGCAUCAAUAACUGCCAGCCUGAUGAUGUAUCAGACUACACCAUCCAGGUGGAGGAUCGCAGAUAUACAGCCAAGCUGACACUUGGAGAGCGUGAGGCUGAGAUCCUGAAGCCACUCUCCAGUGUGGAGGUGGUUGAGAAGGAAGAGGCCAACUUUGACUCUGAGAUAUCAGAGGACGAUGUGGCCGGUGAAUGGAAGCUGAAAGGCCAGGUGUUGACUAGAUCUCCGACCUGUGACAUUAAAGCUGAGGGCAAAAAACGUUUCCUGACACUGAAAAACGUGCAGCUGGAUCAGGCUGGUGAAGUGACAUACCAGGCUCUGAACGCCGUCACCAGCGCUAUGCUCACCGUCAAAGAAAUCGAAAUGGGCUUUGUUGACCCGCUCAAGGACCUUUCUGUGCCUGAAAAGAAGCAGGCUAAGUUUGAGUGCACCAUCACUAAGGACGUGUCAAAGGUCAUAUGGUUCAGGGGGACAGAGAUUGUCACUCCAAGCCCUAAAUAUGAAAUAAUUGAUGACGGAAAGAAGCACAUGCUGAUCAUAAACAGCUGUGAGUUUGAUGACGAGGCUCAGUACACGAUCGAAGCGUUGGGUCAGAAAUCAACGGCUCAGCUGAUGGUGGAGGGCAUGAGGCUGAGUUUUGUCCAGCCGCUUCAGGACCAAACGGUCAAAGAAGGUAACGCGGCACGCUUUGAUCUCGAGCUGUCUCAUGAGGACGUGCCAGUGGUCUGGUACCGAAACGAAGUCAAACUCCACGUGAGCCGAACGGUUCUGAUUCACGUGGAAGGAAAGAGACACACUCUAGAAAUGAGGACGCUGAGUCUAGAUGAUACCUGCCAAAUUAAGGCAGAGGCUAAAGGCAUUUACUCCAUGGCCAAGCUGACGGUCGUAGAGGGCGACCCCAUCUUUGUGGUGAAGCUACAGGAUUACUCAGCCACCGAGAAAGAAGAGGUGACCCUGGACUGUGAACUGAGCAAAGACGUCCCGGUGCUUUGGUACCACGAAGAGAAGGAAAUCAUCGCCUCCAAGAUGGUCAUCAUGAGGUCAGAGGGCACGCGCAGGUCUCUGGUCCUGAAGAAAGUGGAACUGAGCGACAAAGGCAAAUAUGUAUGUGACUGUGGAACAGACAAGACGUCAGCCAACAUCAAUAUUGAAGCACGCGACAUCAAAGUCGUCCGGCCGAUUUAUGGCGUGGAGUUGUUUGAUGGAGAAACGGCUCGUUUCGAAGUGGAGAUCUCUGAGGACGACGUCCACGGACAGUGGAAGCUGAACGGAGCGGUGCUCAGUCCGUCCUCUGAUGUGGACAUCAUCGAGGAAGGAGGCAAGCACACGCUGAUCCUCUACAACUGCAAAGUGUCCAUGACCGGCGAGGUGGCGUACUCUGCUGCUAAUGCCAAGUGCGCCGCUAACCUCAAGGUCAAAGAACUCCCGCUGAACUUCCUCACACCCAUGACUGAUGUUCAGGUCUAUGAGAAGGAUGAUGUGAGGUUCGAGGUCGAGGUGUCGAGAACUCCAAAGACUUUCCGUUGGCUCAAAGGCUCACAGGAGCUGCAGAGCGAUGAAAAGUACGAGGUGAUCCAGGAGGGAAAUUUGUACGUCCUGGUGAUCCGAUCGGCCGCCUACGAUGACGAGGCAAAGUACAUGUUUGAGGCCGAGGACAAGAGGACGACGGGCAAACUGGUUAUACAAGGUAUUCGCCUAGAGUUUGUCAAAGCAAUCAAGGAUGUGACAGUAAAGGAGCGUGAAACAGCUGAAUUCAGCGUGGAGCUGUCACAUGACAAGAUCCCGGUGGUCUGGUACAAGAACGACGUCCGACUUCAUCCCAGCAAAGUUGUUCACAUGUCGGCACAGGCGAAGGUUCACACGCUGGCCUUCAAGGAAGUCAUCAUCGACGACACGUCCAUGAUCAAAGUAGAGGCCAUGGACAAGAGCAUGACCGCCAUGCUCACUGUCAUUGAGGGUGACGCCUACUUCACCACUAAGCUGCAGAACUACACAGCAGUGGAGAGGGACGAGGUGAAGCUGGUCUGCGAGCUGAGCAAGGCUGUAGCUGAUGUGAAAUGGUUUAAGGAUGGGAAGGAGAUCACCCCCUCCAAGAACAUCGCCAUUGUCACCGAUGGCAAGAAGCGCAUCCUGAUGGUGAGGAAGGCAGAGAAGGCCAACAUCGGAGAGUACACCUGCGACUGCGGCUCGGACAAAACCACAGCUAAGCUCAACAUUGAAGAGCGGGAUAUCAAAGUUGUCCGUCCGCUGUACAGUGUGGAGGUCACGGAGACAGAAACAGCCAAGUUUGAGACUGAGAUUUCUGAGGAGGAUGUCCAUGGAAACUGGAAGCUGAAGGGAGAAGCUCUUCAUCAGUCAGCUGAUGUUGAGAUUAAGGAGGAAGGAACCAGACACCUACUGAUCCUCUACAACGUCUGCAUGGACAUGGCAGGACCCGUUGACUUCUCUGCAGCCAACGCCAGAUCCAGCGCCCAGCUCAGAGUCAAAGCUCGGUCCAUCACGCUGGUCCAUCCUCUGAAGGACGUGACGGUGACGGCUGGAGAGACGGCCAUCUUUGAGUGCGAGCUGUCAUACGAGGGCAUCGCGGUGGAGUGGUUCCUGGGAGGGCAGAGGAUGGAGGCCAGCGACCGGGUGAAGACUCGGGUGGCGGGCCGAGUUCACACUUUGACCGUCCGAGACGUGAACCUGUCGGAGGCCGGCGAGGUCAAACUUACUGCCAAGGACUUCCAGACUCAGGCUCAGCUUAUCGUCAGAGAGCCAGCGGUUGAGUUCACAAAGCCUCUGGAGGAUCAGACGGUGGAGGAGGAAGCCACGGCCACUCUGGAGUGUGAGGUUUCCCGUGAGAAUGCUGAGGUACGAUGGUUCAGGGAGGGACAGGAGCUCAGAAAGACCAAGAAGUACGACACCAUCGUGGACGGACGCAAGAGAGCUCUGAUCAUUCACGACUGCUCUCCUGAAGAUGCCAAGUUGUACACAUGUGAUGCCAAAGACUUCAAGACUUCUUGUUUCCUGGAAGUUACACCUCCGUACGUUGAGUUUACAAAGCCUCUGCAGGAUGUUGAGGUCAGAGAGAAGGAGUCUGCCAAGUUUGAAUGUGAAGUUUCUCGUGAGUCUGCCAAGGUUCGCUGGUUCAAGGACGGUGGCGAGAUCAGGAAAGGAAAGAAGUACGAGAUCAUCGCCAAGGGAGUCCAGAGAAUUCUUAUCAUCCACAAGUCUGUGUUUGAUGAUGAAGCCGAGUACGAAUGUGACGCGAGAACCUCCAAGACCUCUGGCAUACUCACCGUCAUCGAGGAGGCAGCCAGGUUUACAAAGAACCUGUCCAACGUGGAGGGAACAGAGACGAACACCGUGAAGAUGAUCUGCGAAGUGUCGAAGGCCGGCGCUGAGGUUACCUGGUAUCGAGGGGACGAGGAGCUCCCAGAGGGAGGUCGCUACGACCAACAGACGGACGGACGCAAGAGGAUCCUGAUCAUCCGGGACCUGAGGAUGGAGGACGCUGGUGAUUACAACUGCAGGCUGAGUCCCACCAUCAGGACAUCCGCCACGCUCAAACUCAACGAACUGGCAGCUGAGUUCCUCGCUCGGCCUCAGAACCAGGAAGUGGUGGAGGGCGAGAAGGCAGAGUUCUCCUGCUCUGUCUCCAAAGACACCUACGAAGUAAAAUGGUUCAGAGGAGACAAAGAGAUAGAAGCUGGAGACAAGUACGGCAUCAUCAGUGAAGGAAAACGAAGAGCUCUUAUUGUGAAAAGCUGUGAGCUGAAGGAUGAGGGAGGCUACACUGCACACAUUGGCACUGUUAAAGCCGUGGCAGAUCUGCUAGUGAUCGAAAAACUGAGGAUCAUAACUCCGAUCAAAGACACCGAGGUGAAGGAGGGAGGCGAGAUCGUGUUUAACUGCGAGACCAACACGGAAGGAGCGAAGGCCAAGUGGCUGAAGAAUGAGGAGACCAUUUUUGAGAGCAGCAAGUACAUGAUGGCUCAAAGGGACAACGUCUUCUCUCUGAGGAUCAGAGACGCCCAGAAGGCUGAUGAGGCCGUCUAUACCGUCAGCCUGACCAAUCACAGAGGAGAGCUCGCCAAGUGCACUGCCAGCGCUAAAGUGGCAGAGGAGAAACUGAGGUUCUUGGAGCCAAUCGAGGACAAUGAGACUCAGGAGAAGAAGACCGUCAGCUUCGUCUGUAAGGUGAACAGGCCCGGGGCGACGGUGAGGUGGCUGAAGGCUGGUCAGGAGGUGACACUCAGCAAACGCAUCGUCUACAGAGUCGAUGGCCUGAAGCACAGCCUGACCGUUAAGGACUGCAUCAUGGAAGACGAGGGCGAGUACACGGCCGUGGUCGGAGAUGACAAAUGUGCAGCUGAGCUGAUCAUUAGCGAGGCACCCACAGACUUCACGGCACAGCUCAAAGACCAGACCAUUACAGAGUUCGAGGAUGCAGAGUUCACUUGCAAGCUGAGCAAGGAGAAGGCUGCCGUCAAGUGGUACAGGGAAGGACGAGAGAUUCGAGCGGGCCCCAGAUAUCAAAUGGAAAAAGAAGGAAAGACGUGCAGACUGAUCAUUAAGGUGUGCAGGCCUGAUGACGAGUGUGAAUAUGCCUGUGGUGUGGAUGAGAGGAGGACGAGAGCGAGGCUCUUUGUUGAAGAGACCCCAGUGGAAAUCAUCAGACCACCGCAGGACGUGUUCGAACCUCCGGGUUCAGACAUCGUGUUUGAGGUGGAGCUCAACAAAGACAGGGUGGAGGUGAAGUGGAUGAGGAACAACAUGAUCAUCGUCCAGGGAGACAAAUACCAGAUGAUCAGCGAGGGUAAAGUCCACAGACUGCAGGUCUGUGAAAUUAGACCCAGAGAUCAGGGAGAGUACAGGAUCGUGGCCAAAGACAAGGAUGCCCGGGCCAAGCUGGAGCUGGCAGCUGUUCCAAAGAUUAAAACCACCGACCAGAACCUGGUGACAGAUGCCGGUAAACCCUUUGUCAUGACUGUGCCUUAUGACGCGUACCCUCGUGCUGAUGCCGAGUGGUUUUUUGAAGGCACCAGUCUUCCUGUCCAGAAUAUUGACACCUCUUUGGACAAGACCGAGUACCGCCUGAAGAGCCCUGCCAAGGAGGACCAGGGCCGGUACAAGGUGGUAAUUAAGAACAAGCAUGGUGAGGGUGAAGCCUUUAUCAACCUGGAUGUGAUUGAUGUACCGGGACCCAUCAAGAACCUGAGAGUGGUUGACACUGUUGAUGGCGAGGUCAGUUUGGCCUGGGAGGAACCUGAGAAUGACGGUGGCAGCAAGAUUAUCGCCUAUGUUGUAGAAAGACGGGAUGUGAAGCGCAAGACCUGGACUGUGGCUACAGACCGUGCUGACACUCCAGAGUACUGUGUCAGUGGCCUGCAGAAGGAAUCCUUUUACCUCUUCAGAGUCUGUGCUCGAAACAGAGUUGGCAGCGGACCCGCUGUUGCAACCGAAGAUGCCGUCCAGGCCAAAAACAAGUUUGAUGUUCCAGAUGCUCCUGAAAAUGUUGCAGUAGAGUCAGUGAACAAGUUUGGUGCCACCAUCACUUGGGAGCCCCCCAAGUUUGACGGUGGCUCUGAGAUCACUGCUUAUGUGAUUGAGCUCCGUGACAGAACAUCUGUUAAGUGGGAGGCAGCCUUAGUCUGUGCUGCCGAUGACCGCUUGGCUAUGCUGAACGACGUGGUGGAGUACAAGGAGUACAUCUUUAGAGUCCGAGCAGAGAACAAGGCUGGCAUCGGCAGGCCCAGUGCUGCCACCAACCCCGUCAAGAUCAUGGAUCCCAUCGAGAGGCCGAGCCCACCUCUGAACCUGAACUUUAGUGACCAAAUCAAGACAGCAGUCACGUUGACCUGGGAGACGCCCAUAAACAACGGUGGCAGCAUGAUUACAGGAUACAUCAUUGAGAAAUGUGAGGACGGCUCUGACAAGUGGCUCCGCUGCAACACCAGACUGUGUCCUGACCUCUCCUACCGGGUGUCUGGACUAAAACCUGGUCAGAAGUACCUCUACAGAGUUUGCGCUGAGAAUGCCGCCGGUGUCUCCGAUCCAGCCGAGCAGCUGGGACCACUGCUUGCCGAUGAUCCUCAUUUUGGUCCAACCUUUGAUCUGAGUGGCUUCAGGAAAGGCCUGGAGGUGAUUGUUCCUCAGCCUCUAACAAUUAGAGUUCCCAUUACUGGAUACCCAACCCCUGUGGCCAAGUGGACCUUUGGCGAGAAGGAGCUGACCCCAGCGGAUGAGCGUGUCUCCAUGGUGACGAAGCCUACGCACACGGAACUGACGAUAUCUCCUAGUGUUCGUCCAGACAAAGGCAUCUACACCCUGCAGCUGGAGAACGACGUAUCCUCUGUCUCUGGAGAUAUUGAUGUCAACGUCAUCGCAUGCCCCAGUGCUCCGAAGGACUUCAAAGUGGCUGAAGUGACCCGUCAACAUGUCCACUUGAUGUGGGAGGCACCUGAACACGAUGGAGGAAGUCCAGUGACACACUAUCAGAUUGAGAAGAGAGAAGUUUCUCGCAAGACAUGGGCCAAGGUGGCUGCUGGCGUCCUUGACCUGGAGCACACGGUAACAGACGUGAUUGAAGGAAAGGAGUAUCUGUUCAGCGUCUCUGCAUGCAACAAGUGCGGACCUGGAGAGCCAGCCUACAUCGAUGAGCCCAUCAAUGUCUCUUCUCCUGCAACUGUACCUGAUCCACCUGAGAACCUUAAGUGGCGCGAUAAGAGUGCCAAGUCCAUUUUCCUGUCCUGGGAGCCUCCAAAAUACGAUGGUGGUGCCCAUAUUAAAGGCUACGUGGUGGACAAGUGCCAGCGUGGUACAGACAAGUGGGAACCCUGCGGUGAUCCCCUCCCUGAACUCAAGUUCCAGGUUACCGGCCUGGUCGAGGGCCAGUGGUACGCCUACAGAGUCAGAGCUUUUAACAAGCUGGGAGCCAGCCGACCUUGCAGGGCUACCGAUGAGAUCCAAGCUGUGGACGCUAAGGAACCUCCUGAGAUCCAGCUCGAUGUGAAGUUGCUGGCUGGAUUAACCACCAGAGCUGGCAGCAAGAUUGAGCUUCCUGCAGAUGUGAAAGGGAAGCCCGAUCCCCGGGUGAAGUGGACCAAAGCAGACGUGGUCCUGCGGGCUGAUAACCGCAUUGCCAUCGACACCCAGCCAGGACACUCGAAGGUUUCCAUUGACAACACCACCAGAGGAGACACCGCCACCUACAUCAUUGAGGCAGUCAAUGCCUGUGGACGAGCCACUGCCACUAUUGAUGUCAACAUCCUGGAUAAACCGGGCCCUCCAGCUGCUUUAGAUAUCUCUGAAAUCACCAACGAAUCCUGCGUCCUGGCCUGGAACCCUCCCAGAGAUGAUGGUGGGUCUCCCAUCACCAACUACAUUGUGGAAAGUCGUCAGACUGACAAGGAGGAGUGGGUCAAGCUGUCAGCCACGGUGAAGCACACCACCUUCAAGGCCACCAAGCUCACAGCAUUGAAAGAGUACAUUUUCAGGGUCAGUGCUGAGAACCAGUAUGGCAUUGGUGAACCUGCAGAGCAUGUGCCAAUCACUGCCAAGUAUUCCUUCGAUCCUCCGGGUCCCCCAACCAGAAUCACUCCCUCUGACAUCGCCAAGGACGCUGUCACUCUGACCUGGUUAGAGCCUGACGAGGAUGGCGGUAGCCCCAUCACUGGAUACUGGAUUGAGAAGUUAGAUCCGGAGAGUGACAAGUGGAUCAGAUGUAACAAACUACCCAUCUCGGACACAACAUUCAGGGUAAAGGGUCUCACCGCCAAGAAGAAGUACCGCUUCCGUGUUCUGGCUGAAAAUCUAGCUGGACCUGGAAACCCAAGUGCAGAGACUGAUCCCAUCCUCAUCAAAGAUCCUAUUGAUCCUCCAUGGGCUCCUGGUAAACCUGUCAUCAGGGACAUUGCCAAGACCUCAGCCCUGUUAGGAUGGACUCGUCCAGAGCACGAUGGUGGGGCUAAGAUUGAAGGCUACAUCAUUGAGUUCCAGAAGGCUGGAAGCGAGGAAUGGAUCAAGAUUGCAGAGGAUGUUCCUCAGACUGAGCAUCAGCUGAAGGGUCUAAUAGAAAAGCAAGAAUACUCUUUCAGAGUCAGGGCCGUCAAUAAGGCUGGUGAGAGCGAGCCCAGUGAGCCCAGCGACCCCGUGGUCUGCAAGGAGAGACUCUAUCCUCCAUCAGCUCCUCAGUGGCUGGAGGUGGCGAACAUCACCAAAAUUAACGCAGACCUAAAGUGGCAGCCUCCCAGCAGUGAUGGCGGCUCACCCAUCACCAACUACGUGGUUGAAAAGAGGGACGUGAGGCGGAAGGCGUGGCAGACUGUCGAUACCACCGUCAAGGAACAGAAGUAUACGGUUACCCCUCUCAACGAAGGAUCGCUGUAUGUGUUCCGGGUUGCUGCAGAGAAUGCCGUUGGGAUGGGUGAAUUUUGCGAGCUGGAGGAUGCCGUUCUUGCCAAGGACACUUUUACAACUCCUGGACCUCCUUAUGCACUGACAGUGGUGGAAGUCACCAAGAGACACGUGGAGCUGAAGUGGGAACCUCCCAAUAGCGAUGGUGGAAGACCAAUAACAAAGUAUGUGAUUGAGAAGAAAGAAAAGGUGGGAACUCGCUGGCUGAAGUGCUGCAAAACUCCGGACAGAAAGACUCAGUUCAAGGUAACGGAUGUUGAUGAAGGUUCAGAAGUGCAGUUCCAGGUCAGAGCUGAGAACGAGGCUGGAGUUGGAGAUCCAAGUGAACCCACCGUGAUUCUCACCAUUGAAGAUCCAACCAGUGCACCAUCACCUCCACUUGAAGUGGUCAUCCCUGAUGCCAGCAGGGAGCACAUCAAUGUCACCUGGAAGCCUCCGGUCAAGGACGGGGGUUGUCCUGUCACUGGGUACCAUGUGGAGGUGGCAGAAGCCCGUCCAGAACUAAAGUGGCUCAGGGUCAACAGCAGACCCAUCAAGGAGCUAAAUUUCAGGAUAGAUGAUGGAAUCAAACCUGAGAAAAAGUAUGUCAUUAGGGUUCGGGCCAUCAACUCUGUCGGAGUCAGUGAUCCCUCUGAUGUCUCUGAUAAGGUCGCCACCAAAGAUCCUGACUGUGCUCCAACCAUGGAUUUGGAAGCAAAGGACGUGAUAGUGGUUGAAGGUGAGAAGCUGCACCUGAAUAUUCCCUACAGGGCAAUCCCGACACCCAAGAUGGUUUGGCAGAAGGACACUGUGGAGUGUAAGGCCGGUGACCGGCUCUCCCUGACAGUGGAGAUGAACAGCGCCCACCUGGAGCUGCUCAAGUGCAGCCGCGGUGAUGCUGGCGCCUAUGCCAUCACUCUGGAAAACAGUCUGGGAACUGCCACUGGAACCGUCAAUGUCAAAGUCAUCGGACUCCCUGGUCAGUGUAAAACUAUCACCUCCAGUGACGUCACCAAGAACAGCUGCAAGGUCAGCUGGGAAGCUCCAGAGGAUGAUGGCGGCACCCCCAUUGUCAGCUAUACCCUGGAGCGCCGUGAAGCGUCCAAAAAGACUUACAUGCCUGUUAUGUCAGGAGAAAAUGUCCUAACAAGUACAGUCAAAGAUCUCUUUGUCAACUGUGAGUACUACUUCAGGGUGAAAGCUGUCAACAAGGUCGGAGCGGGACAAUAUUUGGAGUUACAAAACCCGGUCAUUAUAGAGGAAAUAAAACAGAAACCAGACCCACCCAUCCAAGUGGAGGCUCAUGACCCAACGUCCAAGUCCAUCACAGUCACCUGGAAGGCUCCAGACUACGAUGGCGGCUGUCCCAUCCAGGGCUACAUCAUAGAGAAGAUCGAGAAGGACGGCGACCGCUACGAGAGGGUCACACCAAGCCUGGUCCCUGGUUUCUCCUACGUGGUGAUGGGCCUAAAGGAGGACAUGGAGUACCAGUUCAGGGUCAGAGCUGAGAAUGCUGCCGGAGUCAGCGAGCCGUCACGCAGCUCACAGCCCAUCAAGGCUGCAGACCCUGUUGAAAAACCCAAGGUCACCCUGCACGCCCGUGUUCAAUCUGGGCUCUGCAUCAAGAAAGGUGAGGAAAUCUGCAUUGACGCCUACAUCUCUGGCUCCCCAUAUCCCAAAGUCACCUGGCUGAGAAAUGAUGAGGAUGUCACCAAAGAGCCCACCAAGAAGUUCAUUCCUGUUAUCAAGAAGAAGAAGACCAAAGCCAAGGUUCCAGAACCAGAGGAGGAGUUUGUGACUCCCCUGCGUGAGCGUCUGGGUAUAGACCAGACCAAGAAGGGACAAUCUGCACUGAUGAUCCGUGAUGCCGUCAGAACCGAUCACGGCAGCUUCACUAUCAAGGUGGAAAACACACAUGGUGUUGCCACCGCUUCCUGCGUCGUCAACGUCCUAGACAAACCUGGUGCUCCGAUUAACUUCACCUUUGAUGAGAUCAGGAACACGUCGGUCAUCUGUAACUGGGAGCCUCCUGAGGAUGAUGGUGGCAGCGAGAUCCUGAACUACAUUCUGGAGAAGAAAGACAACAAGAAGGACGAGACUGGCUGGAUCACCGUCACUUCUACCCUGAAGGGCACCAGCUGCCCCGUCACCAAGCUCAUCGAAGGGAAGGAGUACAUCUUCAGAGUCACUGCUGAAAACAAGUAUGGCUGUGGUCCACCGUGCAUCUCCGAACCACUCGUCGCCAAGAACCAGUUCAGUCCUCCUGAUGCUCCCAACACUCCCAGAGUCCACGAGGUGACGGCAAGCACCGCGCACAUCUCCUGGCAUGAGCCAAAGGACAAUGGAAGCCCCAUCCUGGGUUACUGGAUCGAGAGGAAGGAGGUGAACAGCAAACACUGGACCAGAGUCAACCGAGCCCUCCUCAACUCUCUCGAGGUGAAGGUGACUGGCCUGAUGGAGGGCUUGACCUACAUCUUCAGGGUCUGUGCUGAGAAUCUGGCUGGCCCCGGGCCCUUCAGUGAUCCGACCGAUCGCAUUGUCGCCAUGGAUGAAAUCCUGCCUCCUGGUCCACCAAUUCCAUGGAUCGUGGACACCGGGAAGGACUCUGUUGUUGUGGCGUGGAAGCCCCCGCUGUACAAUGGUGGUGGAGACAUCCUGGGAUACCACGUUGAGAAGGUUCUGGCCGGAGAGAAAGACUGGAGCCGCAGCACCGAGUUCAGGUGUAAAGAGCUGACGUACACUGUGACCGGCCUCACUGAGGGAGCAGAUUAUUAUAUCCGGGUUCUUGCAGUCAAUGACGCAGGCCCAGGAGCUCCUGGUGUUACUGAACCCGUUACCGUCAAAGAGCCCCAAGAAUCUCCUGUUGUGGAUUUCGAUGACUCUGUGAAGAACGGCGUCAUGAUUAGGGCCGGCGAGUCUCUGAGGCUUCCUGCUGUGGUCCGUGGUCGACCCCAGCCGGAGGUAAAAUGGGCCAAAGAUGAGGCUGAAAUCGACAAAGAGAGGAUGAUUGUGGAGACCGUGGGGAAGAACAGUACAUUGUUCAUCAAGAAGGCUGUGAGGGCAGAUCACGGAAAGUACCAGAUCACCGGCACCAACAGCAGUGGGAGCAAGACCGCCGAGACAAGAGUGGAUGUUAUGGAUGUUCCUGGGCCGGUGGUUGACUUGAAGGCUGUUACAGUUACCAAGAAGAACAUCGUCCUCACCUGGUCUGACCCCGUGGAUAAUGGUGGCAGCGAUAUCAUUGGUUAUGAGGUGCUAAAGAAGGAUGCCAAUAUGAAGCUCUUCCGCCAGCCCAUUGAGACUGCAUCCUGCAAGUGUGAUGUCCAAGGCCUGCUGGCUGGCGAGCAGUAUGAUUUCAGAGUCAUUGCCAGGAACAAGUAUGGUGAUGGACUUCCAGCAGACCUGGGUCCCAUCUUAGCUGAGGAUCCAAAAGGUACACCAUCUGCCCCAGAGAAACUGCACUACACCAACAGAAGCAAGAACACCAUCACUCUGGCCUGGCAGCCUCCUCGCACUGAUGGUGGCAGCCCCAUCAGAGGAUACUAUGUGGAGAAGAUGAGGUCUGACAGCACCGAGUUUGAAGUGGCCAACCGCAAGAUCUUCACUGAGUGCUGUGGAACCAUUGAGAACCUGUCGGAGAACCAGGAGUAUGACUUCCGUGUCAAAGCCGUGAACGAGGUUGGAGAAGGAGAUCCAUCCAAAAGAAUCACCGUCAAGAUCCAGGAUGAUGAGAUUGCUCCCAGCAUUACAAUCUUGAAAUUCAUCAAGAGCAACGCCAUCAAUGUGAGGAAAGGCGCCGCCAUCGACAUCCCAGCAGAAGUGAGGGGACUUCCUCUGCCGACACUGCAGUGGAUGAAGGAUGACGUCGUGAUCGAGAAGACCGAUGAGGAGAAGAUGACGAUGGAGACUGAGGAGGUGGACCGGACAACCAUAAGGACGAAGAUCGCCAUCCCAGAAACCAUAAGGCAGGACAAAGGCAGCUACAAGCUGGUUGCUGAAAACUGCCACGGGAAAGCUCAGCAGAUCAUCAAAGUCGAGAUCCUCGACCGUCCUCUUCCUCCACGGAACAUCGUGGUCUCAGACAUCAAAGCAGACUCGUGCUACCUGACCUGGGACGCUCCAGAAGACAAUGGAGGAAGCGAGAUUACUAACUACAUUGUUGAGCGCAGAGAUGCAAGCAAGAAAAAGUCUGACUUUGAUGUUCUCACCAUCAACCUCAUUGACAGGAGAUAUGGGGUGUACAAACUGGACUUGAAUGGUAGCUACCAGUUCAGGAUCAAAGCUGAAAACAAAUAUGGCGUCAGUGAUGGCUGCGACUCAGAGAAAGUCCAGCUGCGGGAUCCAUUUGGUCUUCCUGGACCUCCACGUAAUGCAAAAAUUAUUGCUGCUACAGCGACCACAAUGACCGUGACUUGGGAUCCCCCUCUGGACAACGGUGGUUCCACCAUCCAGGGAUAUUGGCUGGAGAAGAGGGAACGUGGUGCUGUGUACUGGGGUCGUGUCAACCGAGCUCCAGUCACCAAACCGGCAGUGAAAGGCCUGCAGUACACCGUGCUGAAGCUCAUAGAAGGAACAGAGUACCAGUUCAGGAUUUCAGCCUGCAAUGCUGCUGGUGUUGGACCACCCAGCGAGGCCACAGAGUGCCGCUUUGCUGUGGAUCCAUGCAACCCUCCAAGCAUACCUGGAAAUCCUGAAAUUAAAGACAAGACCAAGAACAGCGUCACUCUAACCUGGACCCCACCGGACAAAGAUGGCGGGAGCCCAAUCAAGGGUUACAUUAUAGAGGUUCAUGAGGAGGGCUCUCCUGAUUGGAGGAGAGUGAAUCCUGCUGAUAAGCUCCACCCCUCCACUGAAAUCACUGUACCUGACCUGAAGGAAGGCAAGAAGUGCAAGUUCAAGAUUUACGCGGUGAACUCUGCUGGAAACUCAGAGCCUGCUAGGACUGGUGACAUCCUGGUUCAGGACAUCCUGAUUGAGCCAACGGUGACUCUCGAUGUGACUGCUCACGACCUGCUAAACUGUAGAGCAGGAACGACCAUUAAGAUUCCUGCCACCAUCACCGGCCGACCCGUCCCCAAAGUCACCUGGACUUUCGAUGGAACGGCUGAGACUGAGAAAAAGAACGAUCUACACACUCUGCCGAUUGACUCAGAGAUCCAUUCCACCGACACAACCUCAGUGAUUGUGAUCCCAGCCUGCAAACUAAACCACAGUGGCAGAUACAUUAUCAACGCAGAGAGCCCUGCUGGACACAGAGUGGUCAAAGUCAGAGUCAGCGUCCUCGACCUGCCCGGACCUCCCAGAGACCUGAAGAUUAGUGACGUGACCAGGGGAACAUGCAGACUCACCUGGAAACCCCCAGAGUGUGAUGGAGGAGAGAGGGUUAAGAGCUACUUUAUUGAAAAGAAAACAGCAGAGGGAAAAGCAUGGACCAAGGUAAACCCGGCCUGCGCUGCUCAGUCUCUGGUGGUGCCAGAUCUGAAUGAAGGCCAGGAGUACUUUUUCCGUGUACGUGCUGAGAACCGCUUUGGGUUUGGCCCCUACAUCGCAAGCAUUCAAAGGACCAAGGCCAGAGAUCCAAUCCAUCCUCCCGAUCCUCCAACAAGGUUGAAGAUCCAGAGCGUCAGGAAGGGCACAGUAACUCUGACCUGGAAGGCUCCAAAGAACGAUGGUGGUUCACCUGUAACCCACUACAGCGUGGAUCUCCUCUGCUGGGACAGCAGUGGCACCCAGAAGGAGUCCUGGAGGAGGUGCAACAGGAGAGAUGUGGACACCACCAGCUUUAAAGUGGAGGACCUUACAGAGGGAGAUGAGUAUGAGUUCAGGGUGAUGGCUUACAAUGAAGUCGGACCCAGCCGACCUUCAUCUACUGCUGGACCAAUCAUCAUCCAGGACCAGAGCUGUGCUCCAUCCAUCGAGCUGAAUGAGUUCAUGGAGGUGGAGCAGGGCUCCGACAUUAGCAUUGUGGCCCAAAUUCGUGGCUGUCCAUUCCCUACACUCACCUGGUACAAGGCUCCGCCCCACAAGUCCGACGCGAAGGUGGAGGUUCAGUACGACGAGCAUAUAAAUAAGAUUGUUUCGGACGACAGCUGCACACUGCUCAUCCAGCAGGGCAAACGUCCCGACACAGGCCUGUACACGCUGGUGGCUUCCAACAGCCUUGGCAAGGCCUCCAAGGAGAUGAGGCUCAACGUGCUCGGCCGUCCCGGUCCUCCCUCUGCUCCCAUUAAGUUUGAGGAGAUUGGAGCUGAGAAGAUCACGCUUUCCUGGCUGCCGCCGAAGGACGAUGGUGGCUCCAAAGUCACGAACUACGUCAUCUGGAGGCGGGUGGCCAACAGAAAGACUUGGGUGCCUGUCACCAGUGAGCCGAAAGAGCGGAUCUGGACAGUGGAGAACUUGAUGAAAGGACAUGAGUACGUGUUCCGCAUUAUGGCACAGAACAAGUAUGGAGUCGGAGAGCCAUUGGACAGUGAGCCCGAGGUGGCCCGAAAUCUCUACACUGCACCUGGUCAGGUUGAAAAGCCGACAGUUACCAGCGUAACCGUGGACUCCAUGACCGUUAACUGGGAAGAACCUGAGGACGAUGGGGGGUCCCCGAUCACUGGCUACUGGCUGGAACGCAAGGAGACAACUGGCAAACGCUGGACCCGUGUCACCCGCGACCCGAUCCGUCCCAUGGGCCUGGGCGAGUCGUUUGUGGUGAGCGGACUCGUUGAGGGAUCCCAGUAUCUAUUCCGAGUCUCUGCCAUCAAUGCCGCAGGGCCCGGACUUGCCAGCCCUCCCACUGACCCCAUCUUUGCCAGAGACCCUAUCACGCCGCCAUCUCCUCCAACCCCAAAGGUUUCUGACUGGACAAAGUCUACAGUGGACCUGGAGUGGAUUCCUCCUCUGAAGGAUGGAGGCUCCAAGAUCAUUGGUUAUUGGGUGGAGCACAAAGAGGAGGGCACUGAAGCCUGGGUCAAGGCCAAGGACACGGAAAUCCGUGGCACCCGGUUUGUGAUCACUGGUCUGAAGACUGGUGGUAAAUACAGGUUCAGAGUGAUUGCCUUCAAUGCUGCUGGCAAUGGUGAGCCAGGAGAAGUCCCAGAGGUUCUCGAAGUGAAUGACAGAAUUGUUGCGCCUGAGGUCGACUUGGAUGCCUCGGUGAAAGAAAGAAUAGUGGUCCACGCUGGCGGCGUGAUCCGAAUCAUUGCCUACGUGUCAGGCCAGCCAUCCCCCGAUGUCACCUGGAGUAGAGAUGGAGCUGCACUGCCUCCUGAGGCUAAAGUGGAGACCACAGCCAUCAGCUCAUCUCUUGUCAUCAAACCUUGCACUAGGAAACACCUUGGUGUGUACACACUGACCGCCAAAAAUGCUGGAGGAGAGAAGACAAAGAAGAUCACAGUGGAAGUUCUGGAUGUUCCCGGGCCAGUAGGCAUCCCCUUAGUUGCAGAGAACCUGAGCAGUGACUCCUGCAAAAUCAACUGGUUCUUCCCUGAGAAUGAUGGCGGCUCACCUAUAAGCAACUUCAUUAUUGAGAAACGUGAGGCUGAGCGCAAAGUCUGGACGUCGCUGUCCUACACCGCCAGCAGACAGAACGCUGUGGCUCAUGACCUCACACCUGGAAAGGCCUACUUCUUCAGAGUAGCUGCAGAGAAUGCCAUCGGUAUUGGACCCUUUCUGGAGACUGCAGCUGAGAUUGUCGUCAAGGAACCCAUCAGUGUUCCUGACCGACCAGAGGAGGUGGAAGUCACCAAGGUCACCAAAGAUUUGAUCAGCAUUGCUUGGAAGGCGCCCAAGUAUGACGGUGGCUCAGAGAUCACUAUGUAUAUCCUGGAAGCACGCAUGAUUGGCAAAGACAAAUUCACUAGACUGACAAAGGAGCACCUGAUGGACAGGAAAUACACCUACGAUGGCCUCAGGGAGGGUGACACCUAUGAGUUUAGGGUCAUUGCUGUCAAUGAGGUUGGCCCCAGCAAACCGUCUUUCUGCACCAAACCAGUCACCUGCAAGGACGAGCUGGAGCCGCCCACCAUUGAGCUGGAUUUCCGCGAUAAGAUCAUCAUCCGCGUGGGGGAGAGCUGCCUGCUGCAGGGCCGCUAUACUGGUAAACCACCUCCAUCCAUCACGUGGUAUUGUGACGACAAGGAGCUGAAAGUUGACAAACACAUCAUGUUCAAGAACACGCUAACCACCAUGUCGCUGGGCCUGAUGAAGGCAGAGCGUGAACACAGCGGCAGAUACGUGGUCGUUGUAGAGAACAGUACCGGAUCCAGGAAGGGAGUCUGCAACAUCACGGUUGUUGACCGCCCGACUCCUCCUGUUGGCCCAGUGGUGUUUGAGGAGGUUCACAGGGAAUACAUGGUGAUCUCCUGGAAGCCUCCUUUGGACAGUGGUGGUGUUGAUGUCUCUAAUUACAUAAUUGAGAAAAGAGACAUCAACAGAGAAACCUGGACCACAGUAACAUCUGCCACCACCAAGACCACAUGCAAAAUCCCCAAGCUGACAGAGGGCAGGGAGUAUAUAAUGAGAAUCUGUGCUGAGAACAUGUACGGUAUCAGCGACCCUCUGGAAUCUGAGGAGAUGAAAGCCAAAGAUCUCUUCAGAGUCCCCGAAGCCCCUGAAAUGCCAACAGUCAGGGAGGUGUAUGGCACCAAUGCUCUAGUGCUGUGGAACCGGCCUCGUGAUGGUGGAAAGCCCAUCACCAACUACAUCCUGGAGAAAAAAGAGACCACAGCCAAGAGGUGGUCCAGGGUCACCAGAGACCCACUGUACCCAGCCACUCAGUAUCGAGUCCAGGAUCUAGUGGAGGGCUGCGAGUAUGAAUUCAGGGUGAUGGCUGAGAAUGAGCUCGGACCUGGAGAUCCCAGUGUCCCCUCCAAGCCCAUACUUGCCAAAGACCCUAUUGUGCGCCCCAGUCCUCCUGUGACCCCCGAGGCCUAUGAUAAGACCAAGGACUCCGUCAGCCUGAAGUGGAAGAUGCCACGCCACGACGGGAGGGGACGAAUCUUUGGAUACCUUGUGGAGUACCAGACACCUGGUGCCGUAGAGUGGAUGCAAGCCAACGAAACCCCAGAGCAGUGCCCUGACCUCCACUAUGUGGUGACAGGGCUGGCUGAAGGACACGAGUACAAAUUCAGGAUCUUCACUGUCAAUGCUGCCGGCAAAUCAGAUCCUGCUUAUGUCAAGGACACCAUUAAAGUCCAUGACAGGCUUGAGGAACCAGAGUUGCUGCUGGAUGCCAACAUGGCACGUGACCACCUGGCCAUGCUGGGCACUGACAUCACCCUGAGUGCAACCAUCAAAGGUGUGCCGACGCCCACAGUCAGCUGGAAGAAGAACGAUGCAGACGUUCCUGCUCACAUCACCGUCGCUGUUACUGCCACUGGCAGCAAAGUCUUCAUCCCGAAGUGCGUCCGUGCAGACUCUGGCAACUACACCAUCACUGUUGAGAAUGCUGCUGGAAAGAAGACAGCAACCGUUGCUGUGCUUGUGCUGAACAAGCCUUCUCCUCCCAGGGACUUGGCAAUCUCUGAUGUGACCAGUGAGUCUGCCUACCUCACGUGGAAGGCUCCAGAGGACAAUGGCGGUGCCGUCAUCUCUCAUUACAUCGUGCAGAAGAAGAACGUGGCUGCUGAGCAGUGGGUACCUGUUGCUGCGGCCAAUAAGAAACUGAGUCUGAUGGCCAUGUACCUGAUGGAAGGAAUCCAGUAUUUGUUCAGGGUAGCUGCAGAGAACCAGUUUGGCAGGAGUGAUUAUGUAGUGACCAAAACACCCAUCAAGGCUGUCGAUCCUCUCUAUCCUCCUGGCCCACCCAAGAACCUGCACCAUACUGAUGCAGAUAAGACAGAGGUUUGGUUGGCAUGGGAGUGGCCUGACCGCACCGGCGGAAGUGAAAUUACUGGCUUCAUUGUGGAGCACCAAGAAGAGGGUCAGACUGACUGGGUCACCUUCAAGACCGUAAGCAACAAUCACACCCAUGUCACAGGUCUGGAGGAGGGCAAGACUUACCGCUUCAGGGUCAAAGCUCAGAACGCCAUUGGCGUGAGCCGUCCCGACACCAGUGUCCCUGUCACAUGUCAGGAGAAAACAUUGCCACCUACUAUUGAAGUUGAUGUAAAGCUUAUUGAGGGUCUCAUUGUCAAAGCUGGCACCACUAUUGCUCUUCCAGCCAAGAUGGUGGGAAUCCCUCUUCCCACUGCCAAAUGGAUGACUGAUGGCAAAGAGAUCACAUCUGAGGGCCGCUAUCACAUUCAGUCAGCUGAAUCCACAACCACCCUAAGUAUCCCUGAGUGCCAGAGAGCAGACACUGGAGAGUAUAUACUCACUGUGUCAAAUCCUGCAGGCAGCAAAACUGUUGCCCUUCAUGUGACCGUCCUGGAUCUUCCAGGUCCACCCAUUGGACCCAUUAAUAUUUUGGAAGUCACCCCUGAUUACAUGAUGAUCCAAUGGAGAGCCCCAAAGGAUGAUGGUGGAACACCUAUCACUAACUAUGUGGUGGAAAAGAAGGAUGUGAAAAAACCAUGGGAACCUUGGUCUGUGGUUAGCUCCAGUGGCACAGUGACCAGAGCCAAGGUGUCCAGACUAGAGAAAGGCCGUGAGUACAUUGUCCGUGUGCGUGCGGAGAACAAGAUUGGUAUCGGUGCUCCACUUGAGAGUCCUCCAACUAUUGCCAAACACAUGUUUAACCCUCCCGGCCCACCAGGCCUACCAGAAUGUUCUGAUAUAACAGAGAAUGCUGUAACAGUGUCAUGGAGCCUGCCUGACUAUGAUGGAGGAAGUCCUAUCAGUGGUUAUGUGGUUGAACGCAGAGAAAUGACAGGAAAGUGGAUCCGUGUCAAUAAAACACCUGUUCUCGACCUCAGAUAUAGAGUCUCUGGCUUAUUUGAAGGGAACACUUAUGAGUUCAGAGUAUUUGCAGAAAACAUUGCUGGUAUCAGUGAGCCCUCGCUUACCUCUGAUCCCAUCAAGGCCACCCGAGCCAUCACCAAACCUGGCCCCCCUGGUAAUCUUAAACUGAAAGACUGGAGUAAGUCCCAUGCUGACAUCUGUUGGACCAAGCCUACAAGAGAUGGAGGUAGUCCCAUUCUGGGGUAUGUAAUUGAGGCUCAGAAGUCAGGAACUGCCCAGUGGGACAGAAUCAACAAAGACCUUGUCAAGAUGUGUGCCUAUAGAGUUCCAGGCCUCAUCGAAGGACUAGAGUACAGACUCCGCAUCAGAGCCACCAAUAAGGUUGGAGACAGUGAACCCAAGGAGCUACCUCAGACUAUCUUGGCAAAGGACAUCCUGGUACCACCUGAAGUUGUUGUUGAUGUGUCAUGCCGUGACUCUGUGACAGUCAGAGCAGGUCAGAUUAUCAGUUUGAUCACUAGAGUCAAAGGCAGACCCGAUCCAGAGAUCACUUGGACCAAGGAUGCCAGAGCUUUGGCCAGGGAUAAGCGCACACAGAUGAACAACAACUACCCACUGUGUGAACUCAUCAUAAACGAUGCAGUCAGAUCAGACUAUGGUAAAUAUGCUAUUGUGGCUAAGAACAGCAGCGGGCAGGCACAGGCUGCCAUUGUUGUCAAUGUCCUAGACACACCGGGAGCUUGCCAGAAUAUAAAAGUGGCUUAUGUGACCAAGAAAUCCUGCAUGGUUUCCUGGGAGAACCCUGAAGACAAUGGAGGAACUGAGAUCACGCAGUACAUUAUUGAAUGUCGUCAGCCCAGCCAGCGAGGAUGGACAGUGGUUUCCAAUGACUGUACUAAGCGUCUGAUAAAGGCUCCUCUUACAGAAAGUUGUGAAUAUUUCUUCCGGGUCAGCGCAGAGAACAAGAUUGGCACUGGUCCACCCACUGAGACCAAGACACCUGUAUUGGCAGUUGAUCCCAUUGAGAAACCUGGUGAUCCCAUUGACUUCCAUAUAUCUGAGAUAGGCAAGACCUUCUGCUUCUUGAAGUGGAAGAAGCCAGAUUAUGAUGGUGGUAGCCGUAAUCUGGGUUAUCAUAUUGAAAAGAAACCAAAGGAGGCUGAUGAGUGGGAGAGGCUUCACAAGGGUGCCAUCAAGGAGACUUACUUCAUGGCCGACAGAUGUAUCGAAAACCAGAUCUACCAGUUCAGAGUUCAGACUAAGAAUGAGGGCGGUGAAAGCAACUGGGUUACCACAGCUGAAGUCAUGGUUAAGGAACAGUUAGUGAUCCCUGAGAUCAAGAUUAAAUUGGAUGGAACCCUUAUAGUGAAAGCAGGAGGCUCCAUUCCUAUAGAGGCAACAGUGACGGGCAAACCCCAGCCUGAUAUCAAAUGGACCAGGGAUGAAAGCACAGAGGAGAUUAAGAAGGGCCCCAGGCUUCAAAUCGAAAGUGGUGCAGACUUCUCUAAACUUCUGAUUACUGGAGCAAGGCGCACUGACAGUGGCAAAUAUGCUGUUACUGCCUCCAACAAUGCAGGAACAUGCUCUGCUCAUGCCAAGGUCAUUGUACUGGAUAGACCUGGCCCCAUCAGGGAUCUCAAGAUAUCCGGUAUCACUAAUGACAGGUGUCAUCUGGCCUGGGAAAUCCCAGAGGAUGAUGGUGGCUGUGAUAUCUACAACUACAUAAUUGAGAAAUGUGAGACCAAGAGGGGAGUCUGGUCUGUUCACUCCAAUGCUGUCAUCACCAACAAAGCGAAGGUAACUCGUCUUAUUGAGGGUAAUGAGUAUAUGUUCAGAGUUAGAGCCGAGAAUAAGAUGGGCUCUGGACCAGCAGUACAGAGUGAAGCUAUUGUUGCUGGAACGCAGUUCAGUGUACCUGGUGCUCCAGAAGCACCAGAGGUCAUCAAGAUUGCCAAGGAGGAGAUGACUGUUCAGUGGUCAGAGCCAGAGAAAGAUGGUGGAAAGCCAAUCACAGGAUAUCUGUUGGAGAAGAAAGAGGAGCAUGCUGUUAAGUGGUCUCCUGUCAACAAGGAUCCAAUUCCUGGAACUCGUUUCACAGUUACUGGACUCCUUCCACUUCAUGAAUACCAAUACAGAGUGAAGGCGGUGAAUGAAAUUGGCAUCAGCAACCCAAGCAAGGCUUCACGUGCAAUCACUGCUAAGGAUGCAGUUGAGCCACCUGCACCUCCUACUAACUUGAAGGUUGUGGACAGCACCAAAUCCACAGUCACCUUGGGAUGGACCAAGCCGGUGUCAGAUGGCGGAGCUCCCAUCAUUGGUUAUGUUGUGGAGAUGAGGGCAAAGGGAUCUGUUAAGAAAGGUGAAGAUGGCUGGAAGAGGUGCAACGUGGCAGCUCAGCUGAUCAUAUGCGAGUUCACAGUCACAAGUCUGGAUGAGAACCUUGUGUAUGAAUUCAGAGUGUCAGCUCAGAACCAGGUGGGCAUGAGCCUGCCAUGCAAUCUGGAAGGCGCUGUGAUUCCCAGGGAGAUUCUAGAGACACCCGAGAUAGACUUGGAUGCCAACCUAAAACAGGGAUUAACCUUAAGAGCCGGUUGUCCCAUCAGAUUAUGUGCCACCAUCAGAGGCAGACCACCUCCAAAGGUGAUUUGGAGGAGGAUGGGUAUUGACAACGUGGUCAGGAAGGGUAAAGUUGACAUCAUUGACACCAUGACCUUCCUGGUCAUUCCCAACAGCACACGUGAUGAAUCUGGAAAAUACUGCCUGACUCUGCAGAAUCCUGCUGGAGAGAAAGCUGUGUUUGUCAAUGUGAAGGUUCUGGACACUCCUGGACCCGUGAUGAAUCUGGAAGCUACAGACAUCAAACAGACAUCAGCAAUGCUGUCUUGGAGCCCUCCAGAGAACAAUGGUGGCAGUGACGUCACACAUUAUAUUGUUGAGAAGCGUGAGAUUGACCGCAAAACCUGGGCAACUGUCAAGGCCGAAGUAGCACUCGAUAAGAUUCCAUUCAAAGUCACCAAUCUGAUGCCAGGAACAGAAUACUACUUCAGGGUCACAGCUGUCAAUGAGUAUGGUUCUGGGGUUCCCAAAGUGACACCCACUUCUUACCUGGCUUCUGAUCCUGUCAGCAAGCCAGAUCCUUGUCAGAAAAUUGAAGUCCUAGAAAUCACAAAGAACAGUGCUUUGGUCGGGUGGGUGAAGCCUGCAGGGGACGGUGGUGCCAAGAUUGAUGGUUAUGUAAUUGAAUACAUUGAGGUCAAACCUCCUCCAGAGCCACCAGCAGCUGUGGAGGUUCCUGAAGGAGAGGAAGCUCCUCCACCACCUCCACCACCACCAGUUAUAGAGGAGGAAGAGAAGCCAGAGCCUGAAAAGGAAGUGUGGAACGCUUAUACUACAGUUAAAGGUUUGACAGUCAGCAUCAGUGGACUGAAGGAGGGCAAGAGGUACAAGUUCAGAGUGGCUGCCAAAAACAUCAUGGGUCUCAGCUUGUUCACUGAAACCAGAGACCCUGUUGAGAUCAAGGAACAGAUGUUGGAACCAAAGAUUGUCAUGCCAGAGGCAGCAAGUGCUAGAGCUGGAGCCAAGCUUAGAGUGGAGGCAGUGGUUUCAGGAAAACCGACCCCAACCUGCAAGUGGCUGCGUGGCGAAAAAGCCGUGGUUCCAUCUAGCUGCCUGGCUGUGCAUCAGUCAGGCAACUUGUGUGUCUUGAUCAUCAAAGACGUAUCAAGGACUGACACUGGAGAGUACAGCCUUGUGGCUGAGAACAGCACUGCAAAGGUGACCCAGACCAUGAAGAUUGUCAUCAGAGAUAUACCCGGGCCUCCUGAGGGCCCUGUAGAGAUCAGCGAUAUUGACUCUGAUGCUUGUUCCUUAUCCUGGAAUAAACCUCUGGAGGAUGGAGGGAGCAACAUCACUAACUACGUGGUGGAGAAAUGUGAUGUGAGUAGAGGCGACUGGGUGACUGCUCUCUCUACAUGCCCAAAGACUAAUUGCAGGCUGGGAAAGCUUAUCCCUGGGAAGGAGUAUGUGUUCCGCAUCCGUGCUGAGAACCGCUUUGGCGUAUCAGACCCCAUUCAAUCCGACAGGAUGGUUGCAAAGUUCCCCUUUGAUGUUCCAAGUGAACCCUUUAACUGCCGCAUCAACAAGACCAACAAAGACUGUAUGUUUGUGGCCUGGGAUAAGCCAGAGAGUGACGGAGGCAGUCCCAUCACGGGUUACUACAUUGAGCGCAAAGAGAGGAACAGUCUGCUGUGGGUGAAGGCCAAUGACACUGUUGUUCGAAGCACUGAGUACCCAUGUGCUGGCCUCAUCGAGGGCCUGGAAUACACCUUCAGAGUAUCAGCUAUUAAUCGCGCUGGCCAGGGCAAACCAAGCAAGAAGACUGACUUUUUCACUGCAAGAACACCUGUUGACACUCCAGGUAAACCUGAAGUCCUGGAUGUAACCAAGAACUCAGUCACUCUGGUUUGGACCCGUCCUAAGAAUGAUGGAGGUAGCAAGAUCAUUGGUUACUAUGUUGAGGCCCUGCGGGUACCAGGAGACACUUGGAUACGCUGCAACACAAGUAGCCAGAAUGUGCCUAAGGAGGAGUACACAGUUACUGGCCUGGAGAGAGACUUGCAGUACCAGUUCAGAGUUAUUGCUAAAACUGCUGUCAACAUGAGCAGUCCCUCAGAACCCACAGACCCUGUCCUCGUGUGUGCUGAAAAUGUUCCUCCAAGGGUGGAGCUCAAUGCCAGGAUGCAGAAGGGUUUGAAGGUGAAGGCUGGAACUACAAUCCUCCUGGAGGCUGAUGUGUUCGGUAAGCCCAUGCCCAGAGUGACCUGGAAGAGAGGUGACGACAAUCUGAAGUCAGGUGAAGGCCAGGUUAUUACCCACCAAAGAAAUCACUUUCAGCUGGAAAUGACAGGUGUCACCAAGGAGCAUACAGGAACAUACACCAUCUUGGCUGAGAAUGCCAGUGGCUCCAAGAGUGCUGAGAUCCAGGUCAUUGUGCUAGAUGUACCUGGUCCUCCUGCAAAUUACAAAUGUGUUGAGGUGUUUGCCACUAGCAUCAAGUUGUCUUGGGAACCUCCUCUUAAGGAUGGUGGUGCCCCAGUCACCAACUAUAUAUUGGACAAGCGUGAAACCAGUAGACCUGAAUGGGCUCAGGUUGCAGGUAAAAUCAAGGGUGACAUCCUUGAGUUCACUGUGGCAAAGUUAAUUGAAGGUCAUGAAUACCAGUUCAGAAUCCGCGCUGAGAACACGUGGGGAGUUGGAGACCCUCUUAUCACCGGCCCUGUCAUCGCCAAGAACCCAUUCACUGUCCCUGGCCCCUGUGAAGCCCCAGUGAUCACCAAUGUCACCAAGGACCGUAUGACCGUUAGCUGGAAGGAGCCUGCAGAUGAUGGAAAGUCCACUAUCCUGGGUUACAUGUUGGAAAAGAAAGAGACCAAGGAAAUGAAUUGGACCAAGUUAAAUAGCAAGCCACUGACAGAAAGAAGUCUGGAGGUUACAGGCCUCACAGAGGGAGUCGAGUAUGAGUUUAGAGUUAUUGCUGUCAACGUGGCUGGGCCCAGCAAACCCAGCGAGCCUUCUUCUGGCAAUGUUGCACAGAAUCCUAUUACUCCUCCUGGACCUGUUGUGAAUCCCAGUGUGACUGACACCACCCACAGCACCAUCAGUCUUGCCUGGACUGCCCCCACCAACAAUGGUGGAAGCCCCAUUAUUGGAUACUUGGUGGAGUGCAAGAGGACAGACACCAAAGACUGGAUCCGCUGUAAUGUCCCAAGGAACCUGCAGGAGACCCACUACGUCAUUCAAAACCUCAUUCAUAAGUCAGAAUACCAGUGCCGCAUCACUGCUGUCAACAAGAUUGGCUUUAGUGAACCAGUUGAAGUCCCUGGGAAACAUGUUGCCAAGGACAUCGUUGUUGCUCCUGAGGCAGAACUGAGUGCAAAGCUGAAGGAUGGCCUGGAGCUACGUGCUGGUGCCACCAUGAGACUGCAUGCCACCAUCAAGGGUCGUCCCACUCCCAAGAUAACUUGGGCAAAGAUGAACACUAACAUUAAAGACCGUCAGGGCAUCAUCAUCAAAUCCACCCAUGUUGACACCAUGGUGAUGGUGGAGAAAGUGAACAGAUAUGAUGCUGGCAAAUACAUUCUGAGCUUGGACAGCUUAGCUGGCAUGAAGAUGUAUACCAUCGUUGUCAAAGUUUUUGACACUCCUGGACCACCAGUUAAUCUAAUGGUGAAGGACACAUGUAAGGAUAGUGCCUCCAUCUACUGGGAUGCUCCUCUGAUUGACGGUGGCUUUGAAAUUACCCACUACAUAGUACAGAAGCGUGACACUGAGAGGAAGGCUUGGUCUACCGUUUCCACCAACUGCAAUAAGACAUCAUUCAAGGUUCCAGACCUAGAUGCUGGGCGGUCCUACUGCUUCAGAGUGGCAGCAGUUAACCAGCUGGGUACUGGAGAGUUCUGUGAGACUGAUGAUUCAGUCAGAGCAACAGAGGAGCCUGGGCCUGUCAUGGACUUCAAGACCCUGCUGGUUACCAAGGAUUCUUGCACUUUAAGCUGGAAGAAACCCCUCACUGAUGGUGGUAGUCGCAUCAUCUGUUAUGUACUUGAGGUUCUCAAUGGUGAGGAUAAAUACAAGGAGCUAAUGAGGUCUAAGAAUAUGCAGUACAGUGCCAAGGACCUGGUGGAGGAUAGAGAGUAUACCUACAGAGUCAAAGCUGUGAAUGACACAGGAGAGAGUGCUCCCAAGGAGCUGAAAGUGGUUGCCAAGGACCAGAUCAUUCUUCCCAGUUGUGACUUGAGGGAGUUGCCCAACAUGUGCUACAUUGCCAAGGAAGGCAGUACCGUCCGCCUGAAGAUCCCAAUUAUUGGCAAGCCUACACCCAAGGUAACCUGGAAGAAGGGAGAUGAUGAAGACCUGACAGACACUGGCCGAGUGUGUGCAGAGUCCUCAGCAGUUAACACCACCCUCCUCAUCAGGGACUGCCAAAGGACUGAUGCUUCCAAAUACACCAUCACGCUGAGAAACAGUGCUGGAAGCAAAGAGUCCACCAUCUUUGUCAGGGUGGUGGGUAAACCUGGCAUUCCUGGAGGACCAGUAAAGUUCAAAGAUGUUGCUGCUGAUGGUGCCACACUAAAGUGGGGUCCUCCCAAGGAUGAUGGUGGCUCUGAAAUUACCAACUAUAUCCUGGAAAAGAGGGACUCCAUCACAAACAUGUGGGUGACUGUGUCCUCUGUUGUGGAGACCAACACCAUGAGAGUAACUGGUCUUCAUGAGGGCACAGAAUACAUCUUCAGAGUAUGUGCCGAGAACAAGUAUGGGGUCGGCGAAGGACUCAAAUCUGAGCCGAUUGUAGCCAAACAUCCAUUCAAUGUUCCUGAUGCUCCUGCUCCUCCUCAGAUUAUGAGCAUGCGCCAUGAUUCAGCUUAUCUUGCCUGGACUGAUCCAAGGAAGACUGGAGGAUCUCCUAUUACAGGCUAUCAUGUUGAGUUCAAGGAGAGAAACAGUAUGUUGUGGAAGAGGGCAAGCCCAGCUGCCUUGAAGAUGAGAGAACAUAAAGUCACUGGGCUGACUGAAGGUCUGGAGUAUGAGUUCAGAGUGAUGGCAAUUAAUUUGGCUGGAAUUGGUAGACCAAGUGCCCCCACUGAUCCACAGGUGGCCCUGAACCCCGUUGAUGCACCUGGUAAACCAGAUGUGAUCAGCAUUACAAGGAGCACUGUGACCCUCCAGUGGACUGAACCUCAGUUUGACGGUGGCCACCGACUGACGGGCUACAUUAUUGAGAAAAGAGACCUGCCUUCUAAAAUCUGGGUAAAGGCAAACAAUGUGAAUGUUGUGGAACCUGCAUUCACUGUCACUAAAUUGCAAGAGGGCUGCAAAUACGAGUUCAGAAUUCGGGCAAAGAAUGCUGCGGGCGCUCUCAGUCCACCCUCUGAGCAGACAGAUACCAUUAUCUGCACAGAUGAAUAUGCUGCGCCAACCAUUAUAAUUGAUGCUCAGGUGAUGGAAGGCUUGACUGUCCGAGCUGGCGAUACUAUCGUCAUCACUGCCACAAGCAUUUUAGGGAAACCUGCACCAACCUCCUGCUGGUCAAAGGGAGGAAAGUACUUUAAACCCUCAGAUCUUGUUCAAAUUGAGACCACUGCCACAUCCUCCACUUUGUCGGUCAAAUAUGCUAGCAGGAAGGACUCUGGAGACUACAUAAUCACUGCCAGUAAUCCCUUUGGUGUAAAGGAGGAAACUGUGAAGGUCAAAGUUCUGGAUGUUCCUGGUGCUCCUGGACCCAUUGAGUGCAGUGGUGUAUCCUCAGAAAAAGUGACUCUUACAUGGACAGCUCCUACUGAAGACGGAGGCUCUCCUAUCAAGUAUUACACCCUGGAGAAGAGGGAGACCAGCCGUUUGCUCUGGACUAUCCUAGAAGAUAACAUUAUUGAUUGUCACUAUGUGGCCAACAAACUCAUCCAGGGCAAUGAAUACUUCUUCAGAGUCUCUGCUGUUAACCAGUAUGGUGCCAGUGAGCCAUCACACUCUGAGGCAGUUAAAAUGGUAGAUAGAUUUGGUCCACCUGGUCCACCUUCCAAACCAGAGGUUGAAAAAGUCGAUGGACAUUCAGCCACUGUGACCUGGAGAAGACCAACUGAAGAUGGAGGAAGCGACAUCAUAGGUUAUUGUGUUGAAAAGAAAGAGAAAAAAGGCAUGAGAUGGGUCAGAGCAUCCAAGAAAUCCAUCACUGAACUCAGCUUUGAAGUCACAGGUCUCACUGAGGAUGUGGAGUACGAGUUUCGUGUUCUUGCUGAGAACAGAGCUGGGUUUGGUGAGCCAAGUGAACCAUCGAUGGUUGUCAGGACAAUAGUUGUUGCCUAUCCACCUGGACCUCCAGUCAAUCCAAGAGUUACAGACACAACCAAAACCACUGCCACUCUGAACUGGGGAAAACCUCUUCAUAAUGGUGGACUGGAAGUUACUGGAUAUGUCAUUGAGCACAAAAAAGAAGGAACAGAAGAAUGGGUUAAGGAUACCCCAUCAUCUCCACUUAGGAUCACAGAAUUUGUUGUUCCUGAACUAGACACUGGUGCAAAAUACUGCUUCAGAAUUAGUGCUGUGAAUGCUAAAGGAGUGGGAGAACCUGCCGAAACUAAGGAAUUCACUGAGAUUGUGGAGCAUGCAGCUGAACCUGGAAUGGAACUUGAUGUUGAGCUCAGAAGAACUCUUGUUGUCAGAGCUGGCUGCUCCAUUCGCCUUUUUGUGCCAGUCAAGGGACGUCCUACACCUACUGUCACCUGGACCAAGGAAGGCGGACCUGUUCCACGUGCAGUCAUUGACAGCACUGAAUCAUUUACGAUGCUGAUCAUUCCUGAGAGUUCAAGAAUUGAUGCAGGCAAAUAUGAGCUUACCCUCGAAAACUCAGCUGGAAAGAAGAGUGCUGACAUACACGUGAGAGUUCUGGAUUCACCUGGGCCUCCGCUUAACCUAAAACCAAUCAAGAUUGACAAAGAAAGCAUUACGCUUCAGUGGGAAAUGCCUCUCAUUGAUGGUGGUGCAAAGAUCACAAACUAUAUCAUUGAGAAAAGAGAAUCAACACGCAAGGCUUUUGCUACUGUUGUUACAAAGUGCCCAACUACUUCAGUCAGAAUUUGUGACCUGGGUGAAGGUUGUGAGUACUAUUUCAGAGUGUCUGCUGAGAAUGAGUAUGGUAUCGGUGAGGCGGUUGAAACUUCUGAUCCAAUUCGUGCAUCCCAGACACCAAGCUCUCCAGAGAGCAUUAUUCCUACUGAUAUCACCAAGAACUCUAUCAGCCUGGCUUGGACCAAACCUAAGCAUGACGGUGGAAGCAGAAUUACAGGAUAUGUCCUGGAAGCCCAGAAGAAGGGAACUGAUCAGUGGUCUCAUAUUACGACGGUCAAGAACAUGGAUUUCACUGUGAAGAAUCUCAAUGAGAAUGAGGAGUACAUUUUCCAUGUAAUGGCUGUCAAUCACUCAGGUAGGAGUAUUCCAAAGGAGAGCAAACCCAUUGUUGUCAAGGACUCUACUUCUUUGCCAGAGUUUGACCUGCGUGGAGUUUGUCACAAGACUGUUAUUGCCAAGGCAGGAGAUGAUAUCAAGGUUGAAAUUCCAGUUAUGGGACGUCCUAGACCAACUGUCUCUUGGCAGAAGGAUGGCGCAGCCCUGAAACUCACACAGAGGACCAAUGUAGAAACGACUGCUGCUACAGUCAUUAUCAGCAUCAGUGAGUGCACCAGAGCUGACAGUGGUGUAUACACCAUGACAGGAAAGAACAUUGUUGGAUCUGUGACAGACAGCAUCACUCUGAAAGUUCAUGAUGUACCUGGUCCACCCAAAGGACCCGUUAAGAUUGUGGAAAUAUCUCGUACUUAUUGUAUCUUUUCAUGGGACGCUCCUGAGAAUGAUGGAGGGGUUCCCAUCAACAACUAUGUCAUUGAAAUACGAGACACCACUUCUCAAACAUGGACUGAGUUGUCGUCUACCGUCAUCCGCACAAUGUUUAAAGCCAUCCGGUUAACUACUGGAUCAGAGUAUCAGUUCAGAAUAAAGGCUAAGAACAGAUAUGGUGUUGGACCUCCUAUUACUUCAGAGACAGUGGUGGCUGCCUAUCCAUUCAAAGUCCCUGGUCCUCCAGGUACUCCUAACGUUGUUGCAUUUACCAAAAACUCAAUAACAAUUGGCUGGAAUGAGCCUGUGAAUGAUGGUGGAAAUGAAGUCAUUGGCUACCAUGUUGAGAGGAAAGAAAGAACCAGCAUAAUGUGGUAUAGGAUUAGCAAGGGUCUUGUAAAAGGAAAUAUCUUUAAAUCCUCUGGACUUGAAGAUGGAGUUGCUUAUGAGUUUCGUGUCAUGGCUGAAAACAUGGCUGGAAUUGGUAAACCCAGCAAGGCCUCAGAACCGAUAUUGGCCUUGGACCCUGUUGACCCACCAGGUCAGCCUGUGCCAAUAUCUGUCAACAAGAAUGCCAUUACUAUUCAGUGGACAAAGCCUGAGUAUGAUGGUGGGUUCAAAAUCACCGGCUACAUUGUGGAGAAGAGAGAACUGCCUGCUGGUCGCUGGAUGAGAGCCAACUUUACCAACAUAAUUGAAACAACGUUCACUGUUAGUGGACUAACUCAAGAUGCCUCAUAUGAGUUCCGUAUCAUAGCCAGAAACUCAGCAGGUGCAGUGAGCAUACCUUCUGAGCCUUCAGAUCCUAUUAUCUGCAAAGAUGACAUUAUCGAACCACGCAUUAUGGUAGAUGCCAUCUUUAGGGAUGUUGUUCUACUAAAGGCAGGAGAGUCAUUCAAGCUUGAAGCUGAUAUUGCUGGUCAACCAACACCAUCUAUGGUUUGGACCAAAAAUGGAAAGGAGGUUGAGAAUACAAUGAAACUGGAAGUUAGGUUCACUGAACUGACAACUACUCUAACCAACAAGGACUCUAUAAGGCCAGAUGGAGGUGAAUUCAUUUUGACUGCCACUAAUGUUGGUGGAUUUGCAAAGCACAUUUUUAAUGUUAAAGUGCUUGACAGACCAGGACCACCAGUUGGACCUCUUAAGGUAACUGAUGUCACAGCUGAGAACUGUGCACUCUCCUGGGCUCCACCUGCAGAUGAUGGUGGUUCCAAGAUUGAAGGAUAUGUGAUUGAGAAGCGUGAAUCAAGCAGACUGGUUUGGACCAGUGUUGUUUCAGACCUCCAAGAUACACAAUACAAGGUUACUAAGCUGCUCAAAGGAAACGAAUACAUUUUUAGAGUAAUGGCAGUGAACAAAUAUGGAAUUGGCGAAUCGCUUGAAUCACAACCCACUAUUGCAGACAACCCAUAUGUGAUUCCAGAUCCUCCUGAGAAUGCUGAGGUGACAGCUAUCACUAAAGACUCAAUGGUUGUCAUGUGGCAAGCACCUAAGAGUGAUGGUGGAACUCCCAUCACCACCUACCAUAUUGAAAGAAAAGAUAGAAUGGGCCUCCGUUGGGUCAAGUGUAACAAGAGGAAAGUCAAAGAUCUGCAGUUCAAGGCAACAGGUCUUGUUGUUGGACAUGAAUAUGAAUUCAGAAUUAUUGCUGAGAAUGCUGCCGGAUUGAGUGUACCAAGUGUGUCUAGUCCAUUCUACAAGGCUACUGAUGGACUAUACAAGCCUGAAGCUCCAUGCAACCCCAGAAUCUUGGAUACAACCAAGUCUUCAAUUACUGUGGCUUGGAACAAACCUGCAUUUGAUGGUGGCUGUGAAAUAAUGGGCUACAUUGUAGAAACAUGCAUCCCAUCUGAAAAGAAGGAAGAAGAGGAAUGGACCAUUGUGACACCCAAGGAAGGUCUUCCUGCUACCUCAUUCACCAUUGUUAACCUGAAGGAGAAUCAAGAGUACAAGAUUCACAUCUCUGCUGUCAAUAGUGAAGGAAUUGGAGAGGCAGCAUCUGUACCUGGUAAUCCAAAGGCAGAGGACAGGCUUCUCCCUCCUGAGAUUGAUUUGGAUGCGGAACUUCGGUCAGUUGUCAGGCUUAGAGCUUGCUGUUCACUUAGACUGUUUGUGCCUAUCAGAGGCAGACCACCCCCUCAGGUAAAAUGGACCAAAGGAGAUGGGGAACCAGUUGAGAGGGCAAUCAUUGACAGCACAACAUCAUACACAUCACUGAUAAUUGAAAAUGUCAACCGAUUUGACAGUGGAAAGUAUAAUCUUACUGUUGAGAACAGCUCUGGCUCCAAGACAGUUACAGUACAAGUCAGAGUGCUUGAUACACCAAGUGCCCCACAGAAUCUGAAAAUUACUGCUGUGACAAAGGAUGCUGUGACUCUGACUUGGGAUCCACCAGUGAAUGAUGGUGGAGUUAAAAUUAAGAAUUAUGUUGUUGAAAAACGUGAGUCUACAAGAAAAGCAUAUGCCACAGUCAAUGCUCUCUGCUAUCAAACCACCUUCACUGUUGACCAGCUCCUGGAAGGAUGCAACUAUUACUUUAGAGUUUUAGCGGAGAAUGAGUAUGGCAUCGGCUUGCCCAUUGAGACUGGUGAAUCAGUUAAGGUGUCAGAGAAACCACAGCCUCCUGGCAAAAUCACUCUUAAGGAUGUUACCAAAAACAGUGUCACUCUCUCCUGGGAGAAGCCAGAGCAUGAUGGUGGCAGUAGAGUAGGCUGUUAUGUUGUUGAGAUCCUGCCUAAGGGUGCUGACAAGUGGACCCAAGCACUGAUCGUAAAAGAAACAGAAGCUACUAUUAGUGGACUAAAUGCAGGUGAAGAAUAUAUGUUCCGUGUUGCUGCAAGAAAUGAAAAAGGAACAAGUGAUCCACGUCAGAUUGGAGUCCCUGUGAUUGUAAAAGACCUUGUUAUUGCACCUGCUGUCAAAAUGUUGUUCAACACAUUUACUGUGUUGGCAGGAGAAGACUUGAAAGUGGAGGUUCCUUAUAUUGCACGCCCCAAAGCAACAGUUUCAUGGGUAAAGGAUGGUCUCCCUCUUAAGAGAACUAGCAGAGUAAACUUUGGUGCUACAGACACAAUGCUGAACCUCACUAUAAAAGAAGCUACUAAAGAUGAUGUUGGACACUACAUUAUUACUCUUACCAACACAGCAGGAGAGACUAAAGCAGAUAUUGGCAUUGUUGUUCUUGACAAACCUGGCCAACCAGGUGGUCCAGUUAAGGUAGAGGAAGUCACUUCUGACAGUGUAACCAUCUCCUGGAAUCCACCAGAGUAUGAUGGUGGUUGCACCAUCAAAAGCUAUAUUGUAGAAAAGAGAGACACAUCUACAACUGCCUGGAUGGUUGUAUCUUCCAACCUAGCAAGGACCAAAAUUAAGGCAGGCAGGCUGAAAACAGGUUCUGAGUAUCAGUUUAGAAUUACUGCAGAAAACAGAUAUGGAAAAGGUCCAGCUCUUCUAUCGCCAUGCAUUUUGGCUCAAUACCCAUAUAAACUCCCAGGCCCUCCAGGUACACCAUCCAUUGCAGUCUGCACCAAAGAUAGCAUGGUGGUCACCUGGAAUGAACCUGUCAUUGAUGGUGGAAGUUCUAUCUUGGGCUACCACCUUGAACGUAAAGAGAGGAACAGCAUCCUUUGGGUCAAACUAAACAAAUCUCUUAUUACAGACCAAACCUUUAAGACCACUGGUCUAGAACCAGGAAUGGAGUAUGAAUACAGAGUGUAUGCUGAAAACAUAGUUGGAAUAGGCAAAGCAAGUAAAGUGUCGGAGGGCUAUAUUGCUAGAGAUCCUUGUGAUCCACCUGGCACCCCAGAGGCAAUAAAGAUUACUAAGGACUCAGUGACUAUUGUUUGGACCAAACCUGAGUAUGAUGGUGGUGCAAAGGUUACAGGCUACAUUGUGGAAAAGAAGGAGCUUCCAGAGGGUCGUUGGUUGAAGGCUAAUUUUACUAAUGUAAUUGAGACGGAAUAUUUAGCAAGUGGACUUGUGGAGGGCAAUCAGUAUGAGUUUCGUGUCAUUGCCAGAAAUGCUGCUGGUGUUUUCAGUAUUCCUUCUUACAGCACUGGUCCAAUUACUGCCAGAGAUGAGAUUGAGCCACCGCGCAUAAGCAUUGACCCAGAGUAUACACAGAAUAUUGUGGUCAGUGCUGGCGACAACUUCAAAAUUGAUGCAGAUGUUCAUGGAAAACCACUGCCCUCUAUCCACUGGAUGAAGGGAGAGCAGGAACUAGGCAACACAAUUCACAGGGAAAUCAAGAACACACCCACCAAAGCUUUUAUAUCUGUCAAAGAAGCUAAACUGUCUGAUGGAGGGCAAUACAUUUUGCUACUGAAAAAUCCUGGAGGAGAAAAGACUGUACAGGUCAAUGUUGUUGUUCUAGAUAAACCUGGAGAACCACAAGGGCCUCUUGUUGUCACAGGAAUAACCAAAGACAGAUGCUGCCUUGCAUGGAAACCACCAUUGCAGGAUGGUGGCAGCAAGAUCUGUCACUACAUUGUGGAGAGAAGAGAGACAAGCAGACUAAUCUGGACUGUAGUUGAACAAAAAGUGGAGAACAUUUGUCUAAAAGUUACUAAGCUCCUGGAGGGAAAUGAGUACAUCUUCAGAGUCCGUGCUGUCAACCAAUUUGGAGUAGGCGCACCACUUGAAUCUCCUGCUGUCAUAAUCAAGGAUCCAUACAUGCUACCUGGAUCGCCCAAGAACUUAGAAGUUUCAAAUAUUAAAAAGGAUUCAAUGGUGCUUACCUGGGAGGCUCCUUCUGAAGAUGGUGGCAGUCCUGUAACUGGAUACAUAAUUGAGAAGCAUGACAAAGAAGGCGUAAGAUGGACUAGGUGCAAUAGGCAAACAGUCACUGAUUUGAGUUUUAAGGUCAAAGGACUUUUGGAAAGCCACAAUUAUGAAUUCAGAGUUGCAGCUGAGAAUUCUGUUGGUGUUGGUGAGCCAAGCUCCCCAACUGUUUUCUACAAAGCUCUUGAUCCUAUCUUUAGGCCUGGCCCACCACAUAACCCAAGAGUUACAGACACUACAAGAACAUCAGUAUUCCUGUCAUGGGGAAAACCCAUUUCUGAUGGAGGCUGUGAGAUUCAGGGAUACAUUGUUGAGUGCUGCACUACUACUGCUGAAGCACCUGCUGCUGAAGGAGCUGCCACAGACACAGUUGUUGAAGAAUGGAUAAUGUGCACACCAGCUACAGGUGUUAAGAAGACUAAGUUUGAAGUUGCAAAUCUGAAAGAAAACCAGGCAUACAAGUUUAGAGUAUAUGCAAUCAACAAAGUAGGAGUUGGUGAGCAUGCUGAUGUUGCUGGAAUUGUUGUUGCUACGGACAGAGCAGAUGAGCCAGACCUUGACAUUGACCCAGAACUAAGAAAAAUUGUUACCAUUAAAGCUGGUGCGUCCCUAAGACUCUUCAUUCCUAUCAAAGGCAGGCCCACACCUACUAUAAAGUGGGACAAAGAUGAAGCUCCCCUUAAAGAGAGUGCUCAGGUUGAGAUAACCAGCAGUUAUACAUUGCUUGUGAUUGAUAAAAUGAGCAGAAAUGACAGUGGAAAAUACACAGUCUCUGCAGAGAAUUCCAGUGGAACCAAAUCUGCAUUGGUUGUUGUCCGCGUCCUUGACACACCUAGUGCUCCUGUUAAUCUUAAAGUGAAAGAAAUUACAAACCAGUCAGUAACAUUGGAAUGGGAACCACCUCUGUUGGAUGGUGGAUCCAAGAUCAAAAACUACAUUGUUGAAAAAAGAGAAAGCACACGCAAAACAUUUGCAGCUGUUGUCACAAAUUGUCAUGCUCUUUCAUGGCAGAUCGAACCACUCCAGGAGGGCUGCAGUUACUACUUCCGUGUACUUGCAGAGAAUGCUUAUGGUGUUGGUCUGCCUGCAGCAACUGUUGAUCCUCUUAAGGUCUCAGAAGUGCCCCAGGCUCCAAAGAGUUUAAUUGUUACAGAUCAGACAAAAACAAGCAUCUCUCUGGCCUGGGAGAGGCCAGAGUAUGAUGGUGGUAGCAGGAUCAUGCAGUACUUGCUUGAGGUGCAGCUGAAGGGUCAAGAGAAAUGGUCUGCUGUAAACACUUUUAAGACAAUGGAAGCAACAGUCUCCAAUUUGAACCCAGGAGAGGAGUAUCUUUUCAGAAUUACAGCUGUCAAUGAUAAAGGGAAGAGUGAUCCCAAAGUCCUUUCCGGGCCAGUGAUGACCAAAAACUUGGUCUUUGAGCCAGAUGUCCGUCCAGAAUUCAGCAGCUACAGUGUUCAUGUGGGCAAAGACAUUAACAUUGACAUUCCUAUCUUUGGACGUCCUAAACCUACCAUCACAUGGACUAAAGAUGGCGCUCCGUUGAAGUUUACUACAAGAGUCCAUAUUGUCAAUACACCAACACAUACAACACUAAGCAUAAAAGAGGCAGCAGGCGAUGAUGGUGGUAUGUACAGCAUAAAUGUUGCCAACUCAGCUGGAAAGAAGGACACAACAAUUGAAGUCAUUGUACUUGACAAACCUGGCCCUCCAUGUGGCCCUGUGAGAUUUGAUGAAAUCACAACACAGAGUGUCACUAUAUCAUGGGACCCACCAAAACACAAUGGUGGAUGCCAAAUUUCAAACUACGUUGUACAGAAAAGAGAUACGACUACUACAACAUGGGAGAAUGUUAGUAUCAACUGGGCCAGAACCACCAUAAAAGUACCUAGACUAAAGACUGGAGCUGAGUACCAGUUCAGGAUCAUUGCCCAGAACCGUUAUGGUAAAAGCCAUGGUCUGGAUUCAUCUGCUGUAGUUGCUCAGUACCCAUACAGAGAGCCAGGCCCUCCAGGCACUCCUUUCAUCUCUUCUCUCUCUAGGGACCACCAAAUUGUUGAGUGGCAUGAACCUGUCACAGAUGGAGGCAGUCCUGUUCUUGGCUACCAUCUUGAAAGGAAAGAGAGGAAUAGUAUUCUCUGGGUCAAGAUCAACAAGACUCUCAUCCACGAGACAAGUUUCAAGAGUUACCCCUUGGAGGAGGGUGUUGAAUAUGAAUACAGGGUUUAUGCUGAAAAUAUUGUUGGAAUUGGAAGGAGCAGCAAAGUCUCAGAGGGAUGUGUUGCCCGUGAUCCAUGUGAUCCUCCUGGAAUACCAGAGGCCAUCCAUGUGACCAAAGACACCAUUGUCAUUCAGUGGACUAAACCAGAAUAUGAUGGUGGAAGCAAUAUCACUGGCUAUAUUGUGGAAAAGCGUGAUCUGCCCGAGGGCAGGUGGGUAAAGGCAAAUUUUACUAAUGUGAUUGAGACCCAGUUUACAGUGACUGGUCUGACUGAAAAUGCACAGUAUGACUUUAGAGUCAUUGCUAAAAAUGCUGUUGGCACUGUCAGCAAACCAUCAUAUAACAGUGGACCUAUAACUGCAAGUGAUGCUGUGGAGGCACCCAAAUUCUCCAUUGAUCCUGCAUUCACCAAGACCAUUAUUGUCAAUGCUGGAGAGACAUUCAAGCUAGAUGCUGAUGUACGUGGCAAGCCGCUGCCAACAAUCCAGUGGUUCAAAGAUGACAAACCAGUUGAAAACACACUUCGACUAGAGAUCAGAAACACAGAAAACCAUGCAAUGAUUGUCAUUAAAGACUCCAUUAGAGUUGAUGGUGGAACUUAUACACUCCAGCUGAAAAAUGAAGCCGGUAGUGAGACUGUUCAAUUUAAGGUUUUAGUACUGGAUAAACCUAGCCCAUGUGAAGGACCACUCCAUGUCACUGGAGUCGCUGAAGAUAGAUGCACACUGGUAUGGCACCCCCCUCUACAUGAUGGAGGUAGUCCUAUUACACAUUACAUCAUUGAAAGAAGGGAGACAAGUCGUCUAGCUUGGACUGUUGUUUCUAGCAACUGUGGCACCACAUGCUACAAAGUUACCAAAUUACUGGAAGGUGACGAGUAUAUGUUCCGUGUAAUGGCAGUUAAUAGUCAUGGUGUAAGUGAGCCACUGGAGUCUGGUGCAGUAAUAAUGAAAACUCCAUUUGUUCUCCCUGGUCCACCUCACAUUGAGGAUGUAUCUAACAUUGCCCAUGAUGGUAUGACCAUCUCUUGGUCUGCCCCUGAGACUGAUGGUGGCAGUGAAAUUACAAAUUACAUAAUUGAGAAAAAGGAUAGAACCGGGAUCAAAUGGACCAGAUGCAACAGACAGAAGGUCACUGAUCUCUCAUUUAGAGUUACAGGCUUGACCACAGGCCAUGAGUAUGAAUUCCGAGUGGCUGCUGAGAACAUAGUUGGAGUGGGAGAGCCAAGCCUUGCAAGUUCAUACUACAAGGCCUGUGAUCCCAAGUACAAACCUGGAGCCCCAGGAUAUGUGCAUGUGAUUGACUCAACAAAGACUUCUAUUACUGUGUCAUGGGGUAAACCUCUGUCUGAUGGUGGCAGUGUCAUUCAAGGAUAUAUUGUUGAAGUCUGCAAGGCUGAAGAGGAAGAAUGGACCAUGGUCACUCCUCCAACUGGCCUGCGUGUCAACAAAUAUGAAAUUACAAAGCUUACUGAGGGUCAGGAGUACAAGAUUCAAGUGUGUGCUCUGAACAAAUUGGGAGUUGGCGAGCCGGCAGUUCUGUCUGGAACAGCUAAGCCUGAAGAAAGGGUCGAACCACCUGAGAUCCACCUUGACUCUGAGCUGAGGAAGGGCAUUGUACUGAAAGCAGGCGGCUCUGUUAGAAUCAAUAUUCCAUUUAAGGGCAGACCAACACCUGAGAUAAAGUGGACUAAGGAUGAUGGAAACCUGACUGAAAAACCAGUGGUCGAGAAAGCUCAUAAUUUCACACAGUUGUCUAUUGACUCAUGUGAUAGAAGUGACUCAGGAAAAUACACCCUCACACUGACUAACAGCAGUGGCACUGUGUCUGAGGUUAUUUCAGUUAAAAUUCUGGAUGCCCCUGGGGCCCCACAGAACCUUGUUGUUAAAGAAAUCAGAAAGGACUCUGUCACUCUUGCUUGGGAUGCUCCAUUGAUUGAUGGAGGUGCCAAAAUCAAGAACUAUGUCAUUGACAAACGUGAAUCAACAAGAAAGGCAUAUGCAAAUGUGUCCACAAAAUGCACCAAAACAACAUUCAAAGUUGAGAACUUGAUUGAAGGUGCUAUGUACUACUUUAGAGUCAUGGCUGAGAAUGAAUAUGGAAUUGGGCCGGCUGUGGAAACAAAGACUGCCUCCAAGGCCUCUGAAGUACCACUGCCUGUUGGAAAGAUCUUCCUCAAUGAUGUCACUAAAUCCAGUGUCUCACUGGCCUGGGAGAAACCUGAGCAGGAUGGAGGGAGCAGAAUUGCUGGCUAUCUAAUUGAGAUGCAACCUAAGGGUACAGAUAAGUGGGGAGUUGCAACAAAUACAAAAACAUGUGAAGGUACUGUCACAGGCCUUACAGCUGGAACAGAAUACCUAUUCCGCAUCAUUGCUUACAAUGAAAAGGGAAAGAGUGAGCCAAAAGCACUUGCUGCACCUGUGAUUGCCACUGACAUGACCAUGGAGCCCAGCAUCAAAAUUCCAUUCAACACUUACAGUGUAUUAGCUGGAAAGGAUCUGAAGUUAGAUUUUCCUGUUCUUGGCAAGCCAAAACCUAAAGUCACCUGGGCCAAGGAUGGUCAGCCUUUGAAGGUGACAUCAAGAAUGAAUAUAAUAUCCACUAAAACAACAACGGGAAUAGAAAUUACUGAGGCAUGCAAGGAGGACUUUGGCAAAUACACAAUUACAGCAGCCAACACCACUGGAACAACCGCAGAGGAUGUAUCUGUCAUUAUCCUCGACAAGCCUGGUCCACCAAAAGGGCCAGUCAAGAUUGUUGAAGUGAGCAACACCUUUGUCCACCUCUCCUGGGACCCCCCAGAGUACACCGGUGGAUGCCAAGUAAAGAAUUACAUAGUAGAAAAGAGAGACACAACCAGUACAACAUGGCAAACAGUCACCACUCAGCUAGCUAGAACGGCUUUUAAGGUCAGCAAGCUGAAGACAGGUUCAGAAUAUCAGUUCAGAAUCAUAGCUGAAAAUAGAUAUGGAAAGGGUGCGCCUCUGGAUUCCAAGGCCAUUGUGGUGCAAUAUCCAUUCAAACCACCGGGUCCUCCAGGAACACCACAUGUGAAAUAUGCAACUAAAGAAAUGAUGAUCAUUGAAUGGAAUGAGCCAGUCAAUGAUGGUGGAAGUGCAGUUAUUGGCUACCAUUUGGAAAGCAAGGAAAGAAGCAGCAUUCUAUGGAGCAAACUGAACAAGACUCUCAUUACAGACACACAAUUCAAGAUCGUUAACCUUGAGGAGGGUAUUGGAUAUGAAUUUAGAGUUUAUGCUGAAAAUAUUGUUGGCAUUGGCCGAUGCAGUAAAGUAUCCGAGUCCUUUGUUGCUCGCGACCCAUGUGAUCCUCCUGGUACCCCAGAAGCUGUAUCUAUUUCUAAGAACCAGAUCAGGAUUCAGUGGACUAAGCCUCAGUAUGAUGGUGGUAGCAAAGUGAAUGGAUAUAUUGUGGAAAGGAAAGACCUCGCCUCUCCUGAUGGACGCUGGGUAAGAGCUAACUUUACCAAUAUAGUUGAGACUGAGUACACUGUCACUGGUCUAACAGAAAAUGAGCAAUAUGAAUUUAGAGUUAUUGCAAGAAAUGCAGCUGGCAUCUUUAGCGAGCCAUCUGACAGCUCUGGACCUAUUACUGCUACUGAUGAAAUUGAACCACCAAGGGCCUCAAUGGAUCCUAAAUACAAAGAUGUUAUUGUUGUAAAUGCUGGAGAAAAUCUGCUUCUGGAUGCAGACAUCUAUGGAAAACCAAUUCCUGAGGUGCUCUGGCUGAAAGAGGGCAAGGAAAUGGACAAAGCUUUGCGCAUCGAAGUGAAAACUACACAGAAACGUGCAGCAAUGACGAUUAAGGAUGUAACCAAGCUUGAUAGUGGCCACUAUGACCUCAUCCUCAAAAAUCUGGGUGGUACAAAAGUGUUCCCUAUCACAGUUAAAGUCCUUGAUAAACCAGGUCCACCCACUGGACCCAUGAAGAUUACUGGAGUCAUGGCCGACAGGUGCAUUCUUGCCUGGUCUGAGCCAGCUCUAGAUGGCGGAGCCAGUAUCACUCACUAUGUGCUGGAGAAGAGAGAGACUAGCAGGUUGUCCUGGACCGUGGCUGCAUCAGACAUCAAGGGUCUGUACCAUAAAGUAACAAAUUUGCUUCCUGGAGAUGAAUACAUUUUCAGAGUCAGAGCAGUGAACAAAUAUGGCAUUGGUGACUAUCUGGAAAGUGAACCCAUUAUUGCACGCAAUCCUUACAAGCCUCCUAGCGCUCCUGGAACUCCAGAAGCCAGUCUGAUCACAAAGGACUCUAUAGUUUUGUCGUGGACAGCUCCUGAACAGACUGGUGGAGCUGAAAUUGAAGGCUACCAUCUUGAAAAACGUGACAAAGACAGUGUACGGUGGACAAAAUGCAACAGACAAAAGCUUACAGACGCUCAGUUUAAAGUCACAGGUCUGAGCACAGAUCACUUCUAUGAGUUCCGUGUUGCUGCUGAGAAUGAGGUUGGAAUGGGAGAUUUCAGUGAGCUGUCCCUGUUCUACAGGGCAUGUGAUGCCAUAAGACCACCUGGGCCUCCGCACCAUCCUAAAGUAACAGACUACACAAAGUCCUCUGUCUCUCUGUCUUGGGGCAAACCUGACUUUGAUGGCGGUGCUUAUAUCAAGGGAUACAUUGUUGAAAUGAGGGAGUAUACACCGGUACCUGAGUCAACAGAGGAGGCAGAGAUAGCACCAGCAGUAGAAGCACCAGUUGAAAAAGAAUGGACAAUGUUCACUCCACCCAGUGGCAUUCAAGCCACCAAAUUAACUAUAACAGACUUGAAGGAGGGUGGAGAGUACCAGUUCCGUGUCUAUGCAAUAAAUUCAGAAGGAGUGGGGGAGGCUGCUAAUGUCCAUGGCACAGUGGUUACUUCUGACAGGGCAGAAGCACCAGAGAUAGAACUUGAUGCUGAACUCAGAAAGGUUCUAUCUGUCCGUGCUGGUGGGACUCUACGCCUCUUUGUCACCAUCAGAGGAAGACCUGAGCCUGCUGUAAAAUGGGAGAAAGUUGACAGUACCCUUACAGAGCGUGCUGUAAUUGAUACUACUCGUUCAUUCACCAUGCUUGUCAUUGACAAUGUUAAUCGCUUUGACAGUGGCAAAUACUCACUAACACUAGAAAACAGUAGUGGGAAAAAAUCUGCAAUUGUUGCAGUGAGAAUUUUGGAUACACCAAGUGCACCACAAAACUUUACCGUGAAGGAGCUAAAGAAGGAUUCAGUGACUCUUGCCUGGGAUACUCCACUUACUGAUGGUGGCUCUAAAAUCACAAACUACAUCAUAGAGAAGAGAGAGUCUGUUAGGAAGGCCUAUGCUGCUGUCACCAGCAACUGUACAGCAAACUCAUUUAAGGUAGAAGACCUGCCAGAAGGUGGAAAUUUCUACUUCAGAAUCUGUGCUGUUAAUGAAUAUGGCCAAGGCCAGAUGGUCGAAACCAAAGAAGUAAAGGUAGCUGAGGUACCUUUGCCACCAAGCAAGGUUACCCUUGUAGAUUUGACCAAGACUAGUGUGUCACUGGCUUGGGAGAAACCUGCUCAUGAUGGUGGAUGCAAAGUAAUGUGCUACAAUGUAGAAUUUAAGCCCAAGAGUGGGGAUAAAUGGGGCACAGCAUGUACAGUUAAGGUACCGGAAGCAACUAUUCCUAAUUUAACUCCAAAUGAAGCUUAUUUAUUCAGAGUUGUUGCAAUCAAUGAGAAGGGGAAGAGUGAGCCAAAGGAUCUUGGCUUACCUGUGGUUGCAAAGGAUGUUGCUAUUGAACCAUCUAUCAACUUGCUGUUUACCACAUACACUGUGAAGGCUGGAGGUGACCUCACUUUUGAGGUUCCAAUAAGAGGCAGACCAAAGCCCGCUGUGUCCUGGAAGAAGGAUGGCCUUCCUUUGAAGCAAACCACAUCAGUUUCUAUCUUAAACACUGCAGCCUCAUCCAAAAUCAUUAUCAAAGAGGCUAAGAAGGAACAUGUUGGGAAGUAUGAAAUGACUUUGGCAAACACAGCAGGAACUGUUACAGCAGAUAUUGGAGUCAUUGUCCUUGAUAAGCCAGGUCCACCUAAAGGAAUUAAGGUGGAUGCAGUGACUUCAGACAGCAUCUCCCUUUCCUGGUCCCCACCAGAAUAUGAUGGUGGCUGCUCCAUCAGCAACUACAUUGUGGAGAAGAGAGACACAAACACACAGGAAUGGCAGAUGAUAGCAAGUAAUGUUGCUAGAACAGCUUUCAAAGCUGGCCGCCUUACACAUGGAGCAGAGUAUCAGUUUCGUAUUUAUGCUGUUAACCGCUAUGGAAAGAGUAGUUAUCUGGAUUCACCUGGAAUCACUGCUCAGUACAAUUUUAAACAGCCCGGACCUCCUUCUACACCCAUAGUGAAACUGGCCACCAAGUCUUAUAUGCUGGUGACUUGGAAUGAGCCAGUUAGUGAUGGUGGUAGUCCUGUUCUGGGCUACCACCUGGAGAGGAAGGAGCGUUCUAGCAUUCUUUGGACAAAGAUGAACAGAGGAAUGAUCAAAGAUACAGAGUACAAAGUCACUGGAAUUGAAGAGGGCAUGAUGUAUGAAUACCGUGUAUAUGCUGAAAAUAUUGCCGGUAUUGGUAAAUGUAGCAAGGCUUGUGAAGCCGUAGCAGCAAGAGAUCCAUGUGACCCUCCAGGUAAACCCAUUAUCAUUGCAAUCACCAGAACAUCAGUCUCCUUAUCUUGGGAAAAACCAGAAUAUGAUGGUGGAGCAAAGGUUUCUGGUUACACAAUUGAACGCAGAGACCUUCCAGAAGGACGAUGGACAAGGUGCAACUUCACUAAUGUACCUGAGACCCAUUAUGAUGUGACAGGCCUUACAGAGAACAGCCAGUAUGAUUUCCGUGUCAUUGCAAAGAAUGCAGCUGGACUGUUUAGUAUACCAUCAGACAAUACUGGUCCCAUCACUAUUAAAGAUGAUGUGGAGCCACCACGCAUCAUGAUUGAUGUGAAGUUCAGAGAGACCGUGUUUGUGAAAGCCGGAGAAACUCUAAAGAUUAAUGCGGAUCUUGCGGGACGUCCUGCUCCUGUCAUUUCAUGGACCAAGAAUGGCAAAGAAAUCGAGCUAAGAGCUAGAAUUCAAAUUGUUUCAACAGACACCAGCACGUGUCUCACUAUGAAGGAUUGUAUCAGAAGAGAUUCUGGACAGUAUGCCCUGACUUUACAAAAUAUUGGUGGAACAGUUACCAUGCCAAUAAACUGUGUGAUUCUAGAUAGGCCAGGACCCUCAGCAGGACCACUUCAGAUUACAGGUAUCACAGCAGCAGAGUGCACUCUGUCUUGGGGUCCACCUCAGGAAUCUGGUGGUGCAGACAUCACUCAUUAUGUUGUUGAAAAACGUGAGACCAGUCGGCUGUCAUGGACACUGGUGAAGGCAGAUGUCACAAAAACAUUCUUUAAAGUCACAGGUCUGCUCAAGGACAAUGACUAUAUCUUUAGGGUUCUUGCUAUUAACAAGCAUGGUGUUGGUGAAGCUCUGGAGAGUGAUGUUAUAAAGGUUACAAAUCCAUACACCUUUGCCACUGCUCCAGCUAGUGUUGAUGUCACUACUAUAACUGGAGACUCAAUGACCCUCACCUGGUGCAAGCCAGCCAAUGAUGGAGGCAGUCCCAUUACUGGAUAUGUGAUUGAGCGGCGUGAGAAAACAAGCAUGCGUUGGGUCCGUGUGAACAGAGAUCCAGUUCCUGAAUUUACCACAGUAGUAACUAAACUCCGCAAGGGUUGUGAAUAUGACUUCCGAGUUUAUGCUGAAAAUGCAGCUGGUUUGAGUCCACCGAGUGAACCAUCUGCAACAUUCAGAGCAGUAGAUCCUCUGGUCAUUCCUUCUCGUCCAACCAAGCCAAAGAUUGUGAAUUCAACCAAAGACACCGUGUCUAUUGUCUGGAAACCACCAACAGAUGAUGGUGGUGCUCCUAUCCUUGGAUACAGUGUAGAAUACAGAGACUACAUCCAGAAACCAGAGGAAGAAGAAGAAUAUGAGGAGGAAGAGGAGGUACUUGAGUCACCUGAAGAACUAGCAAGAUGGGUUGAGGCCAUCCCUCUUACAAAGAGCUUAGAAUUCACCAUCACUGGAUUGAAGACAGAUGCAGAAUAUGAAUUCUGUGUUAAAGCAAUCAAUAAAGUUGGCAGCAGUGUGCGUAGUCCAUAUUCAAAUCCAUCUGCCGCAAAGGACAGAACUGCAGAACCAUCAUUUGAUGUUGACAUUGAGAUGCGUAAAGUGCUCUCUGUUAAGCAUGGUACAGCAUUUACUCUUAAUGUGCCAUUCAAGGGAAACCCUUUGCCAUCAGUGACAUGGGCUAAGGAGGGUGUUGAUCUGAAAGUCAGAGGAACCAUUGAAUCAACAGAAUCCAGCACUUCAUUGACUAUUGAGAAGUCAACUAGAAAUGACUCUGGAGAAUACACUGUCACAAUUGAAUCACCACUAGGAAAAGCAACGUUGCCUGUGGUUGUCAAAGUACUUGACUCUCCAGGACCCCCAGUGAACGUUAAAGUAACUUCAGUGACCAGGGAUUCUGCAACCCUCACUUGGGAUCCUCCAGAGAAUGAUGGUGGUGAUGCAGUAAAGGCCUACCAUGUUGAAAAACGUGAGGCCAGUAAGAAAGCCUGGGUGUCUGUGACUGGCAACUGCCACACUCUGACUUACAAGGUGGAAGACCUACAGGAGGGAGCUAUCUAUUAUUUCAGAGUUAUUGGAGAAAAUGAGUAUGGAGUGGGUGUCCCUCAGGACGCUAAGGCUGGGACAAAGAUCACAGAGGUACCAAGUCCACCUAUGAAACUUGGAGUUGCAAAUGUUACCAAGGACAGUGUUACUAUUGCCUGGACCAGACCAGAAUAUGAUGGCGGAAGCAGAGUCACUGGUUAUCUUAUUGAUGCCCUGGAGAAAGGACAGACCAAAUGGGUGAAAUGUGCCACUGUGAGGAUCUUGACUCACACAAUCAAGAGCCUUAGGGAAGGUGCUGAGUACUUUUUCAGAGUCCGUGCUGAGAACCAUGCUGGACUUAGUGAACCCAAGGAGAUGAUCGUUCCAGUUAUUGUCAAGGAAAUACACGAGGCUCCAGAGUUUGACCUAAAGAACUACCCCAAGAAUACAGUUUAUGUAAGAGCAGGAUCCAAUCUGACCUUUGAGAUUCCAUUAACUGGCAGGCCCAUGCCAAAGGUCACUGUUUCCAAGAACAAUAUUGUCAUUAAGGGAUCCAAGAGGCUGCUGACAGAAGUAACUCCAGAUAGUUUAAUCAUCACCCUAAAUGAAAGUGUUUCAGUGGAUGCUGGCAAAUAUGAAAUCACAGCCUCAAAUGCAGGAGGUACUACCAAGAUUUUCAUUAUCUUCGUUGUGCUGGACAGACCUGGACCUCCUGUUGGUCCAGUUCAGAUUGGAGAAGUUGGAGAGACCACAGUGUGUCUGAAAUGGACUCCUCCAGAGUACGAUGGUGGCAGUCCUGUUACGAAUUAUGUUGUUCUUAAACGUGAAACCAGCACUCCUGCCUGGGUAGAGGUGUCGACUACCAUUGCCAGAAGUGAGAUCAAGGUGACUAAGCUGACUAAAGGAGAGGAGUACCAGUUCAGAAUUAAGGCUGAGAAUCGUUAUGGCAUCAGUGAUCAUAUUGACAGCAAGCCGGUCAUGAUAAAGCUUCCAUACACUGUGCCUGGACCUCCAUCCACACCUUGGGUUAGCUAUGUAUCUAGAGAGAGUCUCACAGUCUGCUGGAAUGAGCCAGUCAAUGAUGGUGGAAACCCUGUAGUUGGAUACCAUCUCCAGAUGAAAGAGAGGACCAGCAUCCUUUGGCAGAAAAUCAAUAAGACCCCAAUCCCAGGAGACCAGUGGCGUGUCACAAACAUCUGCCCUGGUCUUAUCUAUGAAUUCAAGGUGGCAGCUGAAAAUUCUGCUGGUAUUGGAAAAAUGAGCAAAACAUCAGAAGAAGUGCUUGCUAUUGAUGCCUGUGAACCCCCGGCAAAUGUUCAUGUCACCGAAGUCACGAAGAACUCGGUCAGUCUGGCCUGGCAGAGGCCUCCAUAUGAUGGUGGCAGUAAGAUUACUGGUUACAGUGUAGAAAGGAGGGAGGCACCCAGCGGCAGAUGGGUGAAGGCCAACUUUACAAACAUCAUUGAGAUGGGUUUCACUGUAUCUGGACUGACCCAGGAUGAGUCUUAUGAGUUCAGAGUUUAUGCUAAGAAUGCAGUUGGGUCUGUCAGCAAUCCAUCUCUCAUUGCUGGACCAGUGACUUGUGUUGAUGCAUGUGGUGCCCCAGCUAUAGACCUUCCUCCAGAGUACCUGGAUGUAGUUCAGUACAAAGCUGGAGCUACAGUUAAGCUCAGAGUAGGAAUUAUUGCCAAGCCUCUACCAACGAUUGAGUGGCUCAAGAAUGGAAAGGAGCUAAUAACAACCUCCACUGUGUCUGCUGAAAGCACAACGGACUCUUCUGCUGUUCUGAUCAAGGAUGCAACUCGCAAUGACACAGGUUCAUAUGAGAUCAAGAUUAAGAAUGUUCUGGGGUCAGCAUCUGCAACCAUCAGAACUGAAAUCCUAGACAAACCUGGACCCCCAGCUGGCAUUAUUAACUUCAACUCCAUCACAGCAGAAAGAAUUAUGUUCAGCUGGGAACCUGUGCCUGAGUGUGACCAGGGAGGCUCCAAAGUCACCCACUACAUUGUUGAAAGACGUGAAACCAGUAGAGUGGUGUGGUCAACAGUUUCUGAAAGGUGUGAACAGACGUACAUUACUGUUGGCAAGCUGGUCCGUGGAAAUGAGUAUGUAUUCCGUGUAAUGGGUGUUAACAAGUAUGGAGUUGGAGAACCACUGGAGUCAGAGUCUGUCAUCGCUAAGAAUGCCUUUGUCACUCCUGGGCAGCCUCAUACCCCUGAGGUGACCACCAUUACAAAGUCCACUAUGGUGGUGGAAUGGGGCAAACCAGGUGUGGAUGGAGGCAGUGCAGUGACAGGCUACUACCUGGAGAGACGAGACAAGAAGAGCUUGCGCUGGAUCAGAGUUUAUAAAGAGCCUGUCACUGACGCCAAACAGACAGUUUAUCACUUGACAGAAGGAAAUGAAUACCAGUAUCGUGUGUGUGCCAUUAACAAGGCCGGAGAGGGACCGUUUUCUGAUGCAUCAGACUAUUAUAAGGCUGCUGACCCAGUUGAUCCACCAGAUGAGCCUUGCAAGUUAAAGGUGGUGGACUCUACCAAGACUUCCAUCACUUUGGGCUGGUCCAAGCCAGAAUGGGAUGGAGGAAGUGAGGUCACAAGUUACAUGGUGGAAAAGCUUGUGGAGGGAGAAAAAGAAUGGGCUAUGAUUACCUCCAAAGGAGAGGUUAAAACAACAGAAUAUGUUGUCCACAAUUUAAAACCAAAUGUUAACUACUUCUUCAGAGUCUCUGCUGUCAAUUGUGCUGGUCGCGGAGAGCCUCUGGAGAUGACUGAACCAGUGCAGGCUAAGGACAUCCUGGAGGAGGCCCAGAUUGACUCUGAUGUUGCCAUGAGAACUCACUACAUUGUGAAGGCCGGCAAGGAUGUUGAGCUGUCUGUUCCAUUGAAGGGCAGACCUGCGCCCACUGCCUCUUGGAGCAAGGGAGAAGAAUGCAUUGACCACGAUCCCAAAUAUGAAUUCCACCAUUCAGACACAAGCACAGUCCUUGUUAUGCGUGAGGUGACCAAGCUUGAUACUGGAAAAUAUACAGUAAAGAUAGAGAAUGGUGUGGGUGAGCCCAAGACAGUGACUCUGUCUGUCAAAGUCCAAGACACCCCAGCUCAGUGCAGGAACCUGGUCCUGAAGGAGGUGACCCGUGGAAAGGUGACUCUCUGCUGGGAGGCCCCACUUCUUGAUGGCGGUGCAGAGAUUACUAACUAUGUUGUGGAGAAGAGAGACUCAUCCAAGAGAUCAUACUCUAUGGUGACAAACAAAUGCACAGACACAACAUACACCAUUGAAGAUCUUUCUGAAAAGACAUCCUUCUUCUUCCGUGUCUUAGCAGAGAAUGAGAAUGGUAUCGGUGAUCCAUGUGAAACACAUGAACCUGUUAAGGCUACAGAAACUCCAGGCCCAGUCAAGGAGGUUUCAAUGAAAGAUUCAUCAAAGACCUCCAUCACUCUCCAGUGGCUUAAACCAGAUUACGAUGGUGGUAGUAUAAUCUCUGACUACAUUAUUGAGAAGAAGGUCAAGAAUGAAGAUUGGUCAUUAGGAGGAACAAGCAGACAGUGUGAGUUUGAGGUAAAGAAACUGAAGGAGCACUCGAACAUGUUCUUUAGAGUUGCUGCCAGGAAUGAGAAAGGACAUGGAGAUUUUGUUGAAAUUGGACCUAUCAAGGUCAUUGACUACAUUAUUACACCAGAGGCAGACCUUACAGAAUAUCCACAUGGUAGCAUCAGCAUUCGCCUGGGUCACAAUGUGCACAUUGAACUGCCAUACAAAGGCAAACCCAGACCUUCUGUUCUUUGGAUGAAGGACAGCCUGCCGCUUAAAGAGAGUGAUCAAGUACGCUUCAAGACAACAGAAAACAAAGCCACCCUAAUGAUUAAGAAUGUGAAGAAGGAGAAUGAGGGCAAAUACACCUUAACCCUUGACAACAAAGUGAACAGGAAAUCCUUCCACAUCCAUGUCAUCACACUGGGACCACCAUCAAAGCCUGUUGGACCUAUCCGACUGGACGAAGUGAGAGCAGAAAGCAUUAUGAUCUCAUGGGAUGAACCAAAUGACUAUGGUGGUGGAGACAUAACUUGCUACACCGUGGAGAAACGUGAUACCUCCCAAAAUGACUGGAAGAUGGCCUCCUCCAGUGUACAGGAUACUCAAUUCAAAGUCUCCAACCUUAUCAAAGGUGUCCAAUACCAGUUUAGAGUGUGUGCUGAAAACAGGUAUGGUGUCAGCGAGCCUCUGCUUUCGCAAAUGGUUAUUGCCAAGCACCAAUUCAGACCACCAGGCCCACCAGGCAAGCCGAUUGUAUACAAUGUUACCAACGAUGGUAUGACCAUUCAAUGGGAGAAACCUAUCUAUGAUGGUGGCACCCCUAUUCAGGGCUAUCAUGUGGAGAAGAAGGAGAAGAAUAGCAUUAUGUGGCAAAAGGUGAACACUAUGUUGAUCAAAGAAACAGAUCACAGGAUUUUGGAGCUCAUUGAAGGCCUUGAAUACUCCUUUAGAGUCUAUGCACAGAAUGAUGCUGGGUUCAGCCGAAUGAGUGAUGAGAGCAAACCAAUCAUGGCCGUCAGUCCAGUUGAUCCUCCUGGCCAGCCUGAUUACACUGAUGUGACUAGUGACUCAGUGUCACUGAAAUGGGAUGCACCCAAACGUGAUGGCGGUAGCAAGAUUGUUGGAUACAAUAUCGAGAAACGCCAAGGACAUGGACGCUGGUUCAAGGCCAACUUGACUGAUGUGCACGACUGUCAGUAUACCGUCACUGGAUUGGCAACAAAUGAACGCUAUGAGUUUAGGGUCAUUGCCAGAAAUGCCAUGGGUGUUGUCAGUCCUCCAUCCAACUCUUCUGGCAUGAUUGCUGUCAGAAGUGAAAAUGCUCUUCCAAACAUUGAGUUUGGCCCAGAGUACUUUGAAGGUUUGACAGUCAAGGCAGGAGACAGCAUCAGGCUAAAGGUGACCAUCACUGGACGCCCAGUUCCCAAAGUUGUCUGGUUCCGAGAAGGUGUGGAGAUUACAAAAAAGAUGAUGGACAUUAUUACAGUUCCUGGAUCCAGCACCCUCUUUGUCAGGGAUGCUGAUCGUUCACACUGUGGGCGCUACACUGUGGAAGCUACCAAUGGGUCUGGAACCAAAAAGGAAAACAUCCUUGUUCAAGUCCAAGAUACACCUGGCGAGCCUGUUGGACCGAUCACUUUCAGUAACAUCUCAGAGGGCAAGUGCAGUCUGUCUUGGAACCCACCAGAGAAAGAUGGUUGUUCUGAGAUUUCACAUUACAUCAUUGAGAAGCGUGAGACAGCCAAGAUUUCGUGGGCAUUGGUGUCUGAUGAAUGUAAGGAGUGCACCUUCCACGCAACCAAGCUCAUUAAGACUAAUGAGUAUCAAUUCAGGGUCUCUGCUGUUAACAAGUUUGGAGUUGGCAGACCUCUGGAAUCCAGUCCCAUCAUUGCACAGAUGCAAUACACCACUCCUGAUGCUCCAGGCACUCCUGAUGCAACUGAAGUUACAGGAGAGAGCAUCACCUUGUCCUGGACUCCUCCAAAAUCUGAUGGAGGAAGCCCGAUUCAUUAUUACAUCCUGGAAAAACGUGAAAAGAAGACUGUCCGGUUCUACAAGGUGAUCACCAAGAAGCCUAUUACUGACUGUGCACAUAGGGUUAUCAACCUGACAGAGGAUAUGGAAUACGAGUUCCGUGUUAUGGCUGUAAAUGAUGCUGGUGUUGGAACUCCUAGCAACAUCUCUUUACCCAUCAAAGCCGCUGAGCCAAAAGAUAUACCUUGCGCUCCAUCAGUGGUCUGUGUUUCGGACUCCACCAGUACCUCCAUCAGUUUGGAAUGGACCAAGCCUGCUGACGAUGGAGGCAUGGAGAUUCUUGGCUACAUAAUUGAAAUGGUGAAGGGAGAAGAGGUGGAAUGGAAGAGAGUAAAUGAGGAGCUUGUAACUGAAACAAAUUAUGUGGUGACAGGUCUGCAGACAGGGGCUGAGUACAAAUUCCGUGUUGCAGCUGUCAAUCAUGUGGGUAGAGGUGAAGACAAGGAAAUUCCAGAGCCUGCUCAGGCAGUAGAUAGGCUAACAGUGCCACAGGUAGAUAUUGAUGCUGCCUUUAAGCAGACACACAUUGUCAAAGCGGGAGGUUCAGUGUGCUUGGGCAUCCACUUCAGAGGAAAGCCUAUUCCUACUGCCACUUGGGUGAAGGAGGAAGGAGAGCUCAGUGUCAUGUCAGAGGUAACAACUACUGAUGGUUACAGUUCUCUGAGCAUUGAAAACUGCUCUAGAAAUGAUACUGGCAAAUAUACUGUAAACCUAGAAAAUUCCAGUGGUAGCAAGGCUACUACAUUUGUUGUAAAAGUCAUGGACACUCCUGGACCUCCAGAGGCUGUUGCCUUCAUGGAGGUGACCAGAGGCUCAGUCACACUUAUGUGGAAAUCUCCUCUUAAUGAUGGCGGAGCCAGAAUCCAUCACUAUAUUGUUGAGAGGCGUGAGGCUAGCCGCCGCACUUGGCAGCAGUCCGGUAGCAAAUGCACACAGCACUACCUAAAGAUACAGGACCUGCUGGAAGGAGUGCCAUACUUCUUCAGAGUCUCAGCCGAGAACCAGCACGGUGUGGGUGAGGCAUUUGAGCUGACUGAGCCUGUCAUUGCCACUGCAGCACCAUCAGCUCCAAAGAGACUGGAUAUCCUCGACACCACAGACAACUCUGUGUCACUAGGCUGGCUGAAACCAGAGCAUGAUGGCGGUAGUCGCAUUCAGUGUUAUGUCAUUGAAGCUAGGCCAAAAGGUACAGACAAAUGGGUAGUUGUUGGCAACACCAAAAAUCUGACCUAUGUUGUCGAAAAGCUCAACAAGGGUGAUGAAUAUGACUUCUGUGUGAAGGCUAAGAAUGAAGCUGGUUAUAGCAAGCCCAAGGGAACUCUGGCUCCUGUGCUGGUCAAAGAGCCUCACAUUGAACCUGCUGCUGACCUCAGUGAAAUCACCAACCAGCUCAUCACAUGCAGGUCUGGAAGCACUUUCACCAUCGAUGUUCCAAUCAGUGGCAGACCUGCUCCUAAGACCACCUGGAAGUUGGAGGAAAUGAGACUGAAAAACACAGACAGAGUCUCAAUCAAAGUUACUAAGGACAGAACCAGUAUCUCAGUUAAGGAGGCCAUGAGAGGAGAUGGUGGGAAAUACCAUCUGACUCUGGAGAAUGUGGCAGGAACCAGAACGUUUACUAUUGAAGUUAAUGUCACAGGCAGACCCAGUCCUCCAAGUGGACCAAUAGAAAUCUCAUCAAUUACUUCUGAGUCCUGUGUUGUUAACUGGCAUCCACCAGAAGAUGAUGGUGGCACUGACAUCACCAACUACAUCGUAGAGAAGCGUGAAUCUGGCUCAACGGCCUGGCAGCUCAUCAACUCCAGCGUGAAGCGCACCUCUCUCCACGUCAGUAACCUGACCAAAUACAUGCAGUACACAUUCAGGGUCUCUGCAGAAAACAGAUUUGGUGUCAGCAAGUCCACUGAGUCUGAGACUAUUGUCGCUGAGCAUCCUUACACACCUGCAGGUCCACCGACAAAGCCUAUAAUCUUUAAUGUCACUGCUAAUACAAUGACACUGCAAUGGGAGGAGCCCUACCAUGAUGGUGGAAGCAAGGUGACUGGUUACUGGAUUGAGAAGAAGGAAAGGAACAAUAUCCUGUGGGUGAGGGAGAACAAGAUCCCUUGCUUUGAGUGCUCUUACAAGGUGGAAGGUCUGGUGGAAGGCCUGGAAUAUCAGUUCAGGGUUUAUGCCAUGAACAGUGCUGGACUGAGCAAAGCUAGUGAGGCCUCAAAGGGAGCAGUUGCUCAAAACCCUGUUGAUCCACCGGGUAAGCCUGAAGUCACCAACGUAACAAGGACCACAGUAUCCCUGAAGUGGUCGUCUCCACUGUAUGACGGUGGCAGUCCAAUUGUGGGCUACAUCAUUGAACGCAAGCCAUACACGUUGACUGGCGAGGGCCGCUGGCUGAAGUGUAACUACACCAACGUGACUGACAACUUCUAUACUGUUACUGCGCUGGGAGAGGGAGAGCCCUACGAGUUCAGGGUUAUUGCCAAGAAUGCCAACCAGGUCUUCAGCAGACCCUCUGAGUCCACCGGCUCUGUGCAGUGCAAAACUGACUUUGAGCCUCCAAAGGCCCAGCUUGACAGCAAGCUGCUCUCUGAAACUGUGAUGGUCCGGGCUGGUUCAGACCUGGUUCUGGAUGCUGCAGUGGGUGGAAGACCUGAUCCUAAGGCUUCUUGGUCCAAGGGUAACAGAGAGCUGGACUUGUGUGAAAAGUACCACUUGCAGUAUACCCCGACUAGAGCCAUGGCCAUCAUCAAAUUCUGUGACAGAGAUGACACUGGAAAAUACAUCCUCACAGUCAGGAACGUAAGUGGAACCAAAACUGCAGAAGUCAAUGUCAAAGUGCUUGACACACCUGGAGUUUGUGAGGGCAGCAUUGAGAUCAGUAAGAUAACAGAGGAAUCCUGCACUCUGAGCUGGAAGCCUCCUCUUGAAGAUGGUGGUGAUGACGUCUCUCACUACAUUGUGGAGAGGCGUGACACAAACAGACUUAACUGGGUAAUAAUGCAUGCCGAAUGCAAGGAACUGACCUGCAACAUCACCGGGCUGAUGAAAAACACAGAGUACCUGUUCAGGGUGCGGGGAGUCAACAAGUACGGGCCUGGAGUCUAUCUCCAGUCAGAGCCCAUGGUCGCCAGAAACACCUUUACUGUGCCAUCUCCUCCUGGUGCUCCAGAGAUCCUGGCAUCAGGAAAGGACUUUGCCACCAUUGAGUGGCUGAAACCAGAGAGCGAUGGAGGUAGCCCAUUGAUCCAUUACUUAGUCGAGAGACGUGAGAGAAAGAGUGCUCGCUGGGUGAAGGUGAACAGAGAUGGUGCUCACUUAGACACCACGCUGAAAGUGUCCGGUUUGACUGAAGGCAACAUCUACCAGUUCAGAGUGACGGCCAUCAACAAGGCAGGAGAAAGUGAGCCCAGCGAGGUUUCUCUAUAUGUUGUCUGCAGAGUGCCAACAUGUACCCCUGUUCCUCCUUCUAUUCCUCGUAUCACUGACACACACGCUGACAGCAUCAGCCUGGCCUGGUCCCGACCCGUAGAGGAUGGAGGAGCUGAUGUGAUUGGCUAUAUUCUAGAGAUGAAGGAAGUGGGAGCAGAAGAAUGGAAGAAGGCCCAUGAAAAGACCCUGCGUACCACAGAGUAUGUAGUAACCGGACUUUCAGCAGGCAAGAAGUACUGCUUCAGAGUGGCCGGCAUUAACAUUAAUGGUACAGGAGACUUCAGUGACCCAUGUGCUGAGACCGAGCCAGUGGAGAGAAUUGAAACUCCUGACUUCGAGCUCCACGAUGACCUUAAGAAAACUAUCUGCUUGCGGGCCAGUGGCUCCCUUCGCUUAUUUGUUCGUGUCACUGGUCGUCCUGCUCCUACAAUAACGUGGAGCAAGCCUGGUGUUGACCUCCACAACAGAGGCUUCAUUGAGGUCACCAACACUUCCACCACUCUCAUUAUUGACAAAGUCAACCGCUACGAUGCUGGCAGGUACACUCUGGUGGCGGAGAACUCUGCCGGGAAACAGGAAGUCAGCAUUUUGGUCAAGGUUUAUGAUACUCCUGGACCAACUGGGCCAAUCAAAAUGAAGGAACUGACCAAGGAGUCUGCAACCAUCUCUUGGGAUGCUCCAACUGUGGAUGGCGGUGCUCCUGUCAACAAUUACAUCAUUGAGAGGCGUGAAGCGUCCAUGAGAGCCUACAAAACAGUCACAGCCAAGUGCAGUAAAACAUCUUACAAGAUCGAUGGCCUGAUGGAGGGCAUGCUGUAUUAUUUCCGUGUUCUCCCUGAGAACAUCUAUGGUAUUGGAGAGCCCUGUGAGACACCAGAUGUCAUCCUGGUUUGCGAGGUGCCUCUGCCACCACAAAAAUUGGAAGUGAUCGAUGUCACCAAGAGCACUGUCACCCUGGGCUGGGAGAAACCGGAACAUGAUGGUGGCAGCAGACUGAUAGGUUAUGUCAUUGAAGCCUGCAAGUUUGGUACCGACAAAUGGAUGAAGGUGGCUACAUUGAAGCUCACAGACUUUGAGCACACCAUUGAGAAGCUGAAUGAGAAGGAGCAGUACUUGUUCAGAAUCAGAGCCAUCAACAGCCGAGGAGCCAGUGAACCCAAAGAACUUGUUGCAGCUGUCACUGUACAGGAACAGAGAGUAAUGCCAGUAGUGGACUUCUCUGGCAUUCCUCAGAAGGUUGUCAAUGUGCUGGCUGGCAAGACCCUGGAUCUGGACCUGCCUAUCAUCGGCAGACCUCCUCCUGUUUGCUCCUGGUACUUUGGUGACAACAAGAUAAAAAUCACAGACCGUGUCAAGAUCAAGAGUACUGGCAAGUUCACCAAACUGACGAUGUCUGACACCACCAUCGAUGACACUGGUGACUACACCCUGGAGGUGAAGAAUGCUGUUGGUGUCAUCACUGAGUUCAUCAAAGUCGUCAUUCUCUCUAAACCUGAUGAGCCAAAGGGACCCAUCAGGUUUGACGAGAUUGAUGCCACCACCGUCACUUGCAGUUGGGAUCCUCCAAUCAGAGAUGGUGGAGCUCCCAUCAGUGGCUAUGUGGUGGAGCAGCGUGAUGCCCACAGACCUGGUUGGGUGCCUGUCUCUGACUCUGUCAGCCGACCAAUGUUUAAAUUUGAUAACCUGAUCGAGGGAGAUGAGUAUGUCUUCCGUGCAGCUGCUGUGAAUCAUUACGGCACUGGAGAAUUCCUGCAGUCUGAGAUUGUCACCUGCAGAAGCAUGAAGAAUGUUCCUGGACCACCUGGACGUCCAGUUGUUUUCGAUGUUUCUCGUGAUGGUAUGACUGUGGCUUGGGAGCCGCCAGAUGAGGAUGGUGGCCUUGAAGUUUCUGGUUACAUCAUUGAACGGAAAGAAGUCAGGGCUGAUAGAUGGGUGCGUGCCAACAAGAACCCCGUAACCAUGACUAGAUACCGGUCUACUGAGCUGAUCGAGGGUCUUGAGUACGAACACAGAAUCACUGCCAUCAAUGCCAGAGGACUUAGCAAGCCAAGUCUGCCAUCCAAACCAGCAGUGGCAACAGAUCCCAUUGAUCCACCUGGCUGUCCUCAGAAUCCAAGGAUCACUGAUACCACAAAGUCCUCUGUGUCACUGGCUUGGAGUCCUCCUGAUGAUGAGGGAGACGCUAGGGUAGAUGGUUACCUGAUUGAGAUGCAGAAGGUGGGCACUAUGGCCUGGAUCAAAUGCAACACCACACCAUCUCUAAUUUGUGAGUACACUCUGACCAACAUGCCACAAGGAGAGCAGUUCAAAUUCCGUGUGAUGGCCUGCAAUGCUGGUGGCUCUGGAGAGCCCGCUGAAGUGCCUGGAACAGUUACUGUGACUGAGAUGCUUGAAUCUCCUGAAUAUGACCUGGAGCUGAAAUACAAAGAUCUGUACGUGGUCCGCUACGGAGGAGUGCUUAGAUUAUCUGUACCCAUUAAAGGUAAACCUCAGCCAACCUGCAAGUGGUCAAAGGAUGGCGGUUUAGUGUCUGCCAGGGCUAUGAUUGCCUCCACUGAAGAUGCCAGUGAGCUUGUAAUCAAGGGAGCUGAGAGGAGUGACUCUGGUGUCUAUGAUCUCCUGCUGGAGAAUAAGGUUGGCAAGAAGAAAGUCCAAAUCAAGGUGAAGGUCAUUGGCAGACCAAGUGCUCCAGAGGGACCAAUAGUCUUUGAGGAGAUUCAGGCCAACUCUGUCAGGCUGUCCUGGAAGGCACCUAUUGAUGACGGUGGCUCAGAAAUCCUUGGUUAUAUUGUGGAACGACGUGAGGCAACCAGAAAUGCCUGGUAUACUGUAGACUGUAGAGUGACUGAAACUCAGUUGCUUGUUAAGGGCCUGAAGGAGGGAACAGAGUAUCACUUCAAGGUCACAGCUGAAAACUCAUUUGGUAUCAGUGCAUCCCUGAAGUCUGAACAGCCACUGGUACCCAUGACUCCUCUCUGUUCCCCUGAGCCUUCAACUACCCCACCAGAGAUUAUGGAUGUCACCAAGAGCUCAGUGGCACUUGCAUGGUCCAGACCAAAGGAUGAUGGAGGAUCUGCUAUCACUGGUUACUUUGUUGAGUACAAGGUGGUGUCUGCUGAAACAUGGUCCCGUCACCAGGCCAAGAUAACCUCCACCAUGUUUACUCUACCUGGACUCACCCCAGAUACGGACUACCAGUUCCGCAUUGUUGCUGUCAAUGACAUAGGCGAGAGUGAGGCAGGUCCUGUGUCGGACCCAGUCACAUGCAAAGAUCCAUUCGACAAGCCCAGUCAACCAGGUGAAAUUGACACAGUGAACGUGAGUAACAACAACAUAACAAUCCGCUGGCAAGCUCCAGAGUGUGAUGGUGGAAAGGAGGUCCUGGGCUAUUGGGUGGAAUACAGGAAGUCCACAGAGAGCACCUGGAAAAAGUGUAACAAGGAGAGACUUAAGGAAAAGGAGUUCACGGCACGUGGACUAGCUGAGGCCACAGAAUAUGAAUUCAGGGUGUUUGCUGAGAAUGAGACGGGAAUGAGCAGGCCUCGUAGGACUGCCACAUGUAUCAAAACCAAGCUGACUUCUGAAACUAAACCAAGCCUGAGAAAAGAAAUGGAUGAAGUAACUGCCAAACUUGGCCAGCCUGCAGUUAUGAAGUGCCAGAUUAUUGGAAGACCCGUUCCUGAAAUAAAGUGGUAUCAUGCAGGCAAGGAAAUUAUCGAGUCUCGCAAGUACGAGAUGAGCUCUGACGGCCGCAACCACUCCCUGUCAAUUAUGACUGACCAGCAGGAAGAUGAAGGCGAAUACACCUGCAAGGCCAUCAAUGACGCUGGAGAAGCAGAGACCACAGGCAUGUUGGUUUUGGAGGCGGCGCCAUCAUUCCACCCUGACUACCCACUGAAGGAAAUCCAUUUUGCUGGCCUCGGAACUACUCUGCGUAUCCAUGCUGUUUACAUUGGCCGUCCUGAGCCAAAGAUCAUGUGGCUGCAUGGGGCAAAGACUCUGGAAAACACAGAAGAUAUAAGCAUUGAGACCACUGAGCACUACACACAUCUGGUCAUCAAGAACGUGCAGCGCAGAGUCCAUGGAGGCAAAUACAGAAUAAGACUGCACAACCACUUUGGCCGAGCUGACACCGCAUUCAGUGUUGAAAUCUACGACAAACCUGAUAUACCUCAGGGUCCCAUUGUUCUGGAUGCCCUGCUGAAGAACUCAGUGAUCAUCAGCUGGAAGCCUCCCAAAGAUGACGGUGGCUGCAUGAUUACGAACUAUAUUGUGGAGAAGCGUGAGGACAGGGAGGGCUCAGAGUGGGAACUGGUGUCGUCAUCCAUCAAUGGCACAUCCUGCCGUGUGCCCAACCUCAUCGAGAGUGCUGGAUACUUCUUCCGGGUCUAUGCCCAGAAUCGCUAUGGCAACAGCGAGCCACUGGAGCUCACUUGCCCGAUCCUCAUCAAGAGUCAGCUGGAGAGACCAUCGCCACCUCUAUCACCAGUUGUUUCUGGAAUUACUAAGGAUUCCUGCGUGGUUUCCUGGAAACCCCCUCUCAGUGAUGGUGGAUCCAAGAUCAAGAGCUACUACCUGGAGAAGAAGAACAAAAAGGACAGGCGGGAAUGGACUGAAUGGACUCCAGUGACCACAGAUGAAAUCAAACAAACAGUCUUUUCUGUGAAGCGCCUGACCGAGGGUGUUGAGCACAUCUUCCGUGUCAAAUGCGAGAAUCUUGGAGGGCAAAGUGACUAUAGCGAGGAGACCACUCCCAUCAUUCCAGCCGCAGCUGUCGAGAUCCGUGCUCCUGCCUUUAAGGAGGAGCUGAGGAACAUGAGUGUCAAGUACAAGAGCAAUGCUACCCUUGUGUGUAAGAUUACAGGACAGCCCAAGCCUGUAAUUAAAUGGUUCAGACGAGGAAAAGAGGUCCAUUCUGAUGGAAAGAAGAUCAAGAUCCAGGAGUUUAAGGGAGGUUACCACCAGCUGGUCAUCACAGAGGCUGACGAGGAAGACUCCACUGUUUACCAGAUUAGGGCCACCAACCAGGGAGGCUCCAUCUGUGCCACUGUCUCUCUGGAUGUUGAAAUUCCUGCCAAGAUCAACCUGCCAAAGAAUCUGAAGGACAAGGAAGCCAUCCCUGCCCUGCGUGGAGAGGUGGUUAAUAUCAAGAUUCCUUUCAGUGGAAAACCAGAUCCUGUCAUCACAUGGCAAAAAGGACAAGAUCUAAUUGACAGCAAUGGACACUACCAGGUCAUUGUCACCAGAUCAUUCACUUCUUUGGUGUUUCCCAAUGGAGUGGAGAAGAAGGACGCUGGUUUUUACAUCGUCUGUGCCAAGAACAGAUUUGGCAUUGACCAGCAAACAGUUGAGCUGGAUGUAGCUGAUGUGCCUGAUCCUCCACGUGGUGUCAAAGCCAGUGAUGUCGCGAGAGACUCUGUGACACUGAACUGGGUGGCACCAGCAAAUGAUGGUGGCAGUAAGGUCAUCAGCUAUAUCAUUGAGAAGUGCCCCACCACAGCUGAGAGGUGGCAGCGUGUUGCCCAGUCCCGUGACACCCAUUACACAGUUACCAAUCUGUUUGGCGGAACGAGCUAUCAGUUCAGAAUUAUUGCUGAAAACAAGUUUGGACAGAGUGCCCCAUCUGAGUCAAGUGGACCUGUCAUGACAAAAGAGGACAAAUCCCGAGUUCUGCUCUAUGACAGGGAGGUUGAUGAUACAGGAUAUGUCCCCAGGAGCAAGGCUCCACACUCUGAUGCCAAGAAUCUGCACAACAAAUUUGCCAUUGCAGAGGAAUUGGGCAGAGGGCAGUUCGGCAUUGUCCACCGCUGUGUUGAAAUUAGCUCUGAAAAGACUUACAUGGCUAAAUUUGUCAAAGUGAGAGGUGCUGAUCAGACAUUAGUAAAGAAAGAAAUUGCAACACUGAAUUUGGCCAGACAUGCCAAUUACCUUCUCCUCCACGAGUCCUUCGACAGCCCGGAGGAGCUGGUGAUGAUCUAUGAUUUCAUCUCAGGUGUUGACAUAUUUGAGCGCCUCAGUAUAGCAGAGUUUGAACUUAAUGAGCGUGAAAUUGUUAACUACAUCAGGCAAGUCUGCUCAGCUCUUGAGUUCCUUCACACUCAGAGUUAUGGACACUUUGAUAUCAGACCUGAGAAUAUUAUAUACACUACUAGAACCAGCUCGAAUGUGAAGAUUAUUGAGCUGGGACAGUCCAGACACCUGACUCCUGGAGACCAAAUCAAGAUUCAAUAUACCACAGCAGAGUAUGCUGCCCCUGAGAUCCACCAGUGUGACAUGGUUAGCACAGUCACUGACAUGUGGUCGGUUGGUGUUCUCGCCUAUGUGCUUCUCAGUGGCCUUAAUCCGUUCACAGCUGAAACCAACCAACAGACGAUCGACAACAUUUCCAGUGCAGCCUACAGCUAUGAUGAUGAAUCCUUCAAGCAAGUCAGUGUCGAAGCACUAGACUUCACAGACCGCUUAAUGACAAAGGAGCGUAAGCAUCGGAUGACUGCAGCUGAGGCACUGGCACAUCCUUGGCUCACCAAACCUGCAGAGGAGAUCAGUGCCAGAGCAAUCCCAACUGGCAGGCACAAGAGAUACUGCCAGACAAUGGUGAGGAAAGAGUGGAACACUGUUGUCUCUGGUGCCCGUGUGGCUAGCGGGGGUUCCAUUAGGUCUCAGCGUGGCGUCUUUGUUGCUAAGGUGAAAAUUGCACCAUUUGAACAUGGUCCUCUUGCAGGGCAGAUUGGCCACGCAGUGGUGAAUGAGGGUGACAACGUGAAGUUCAUUUGCAACAUUGACAACUAUGAUAGCACUACUGAAGUAACAUGGUACUGUGGUGUCAAGCAACUUGAAGCUAGUGACAAGUAUGAAAUUGAAUAUGAAGAUGGUCUGGCAGUAAUCACCAUCAAUAAGGUCACAAGAGCAGAUGAUGGCACGUACAGAUGCAAGGUUGUAAAUGAGUAUGGUGAGGACAGUGCCUACGCUGAGCUGUUUAUCAGCAGUGUUAGGUCUUACCGCGAUUUCUUCACUGCCCGUGUGGUUAAGAGAACAAAGCGCAGAGUAGAUACUGCCAGAAUGCUUCAGAAGCCACCAGAGUUUACACUUCCUCUGGUCAACCAUACAGCUUAUAUGGGUGAGGAUGUGCGCUUUGGUGUUACCAUUACUGUACACCCUGAGCCUCGUGUCAUCUGGCACAAAUCUGGACAAAAGCUUAUCCCUGAACAUGAUGAAAGGAAAUACACUUUCAUCAGUGACAAGGGCUUGUACCAGCUGAUUAUCCACAAUGUGGAGACCGAAGAUGAUGCAGAGUACAGCGUUGUGGCCCGUAACAGGUAUGGGGAUGACAGUUGCAAGGCUCGUCUCACUGUUGUUCCUCGACCUAAACCAGCAGAUCUCACCCUGAGGCCCAUGUUUAAACGUGUGCUUGCAAAUAUCGAUUGUAAGGAGGGCCAGGACAUACGUUUUGAGAUCAGAGUAUCUGGUCGUCCAUCACUGAAAUGGGAGAAGGAUGGCACGCCUUUAGCCUUUGGACCAUCCAUCGAGGUUGUCCAUGAGGGCCUGGAUUACUACAUUCUUCAUGUGAAGGACACUCUUCCUGAGGAUUCUGGUGUGUACAGAGUUACUGCUACCAACUCUGCUGGAUCCGCCAGUUGCCAGGCCACACUGAAAGUGGAGCGCACCGCUCAUGUAAAGAAGGAAUAUGAGCCCAGUGAAAAGGAGAAGCAAAAGAUUGCCAGAAAGGAAGAAUUAGACAAAAAAGUUAGGCUCUCUCAGAUUUUGGCUGGCACUGUUGUCACCCCCCUACCACCUGCAGCAGUAGAAGCUGUCAGGGAAGCCGCCACCAUGUUUAAACCUGCUGUUACAACUAAGAAGGGUGAGAAGACUGAAGCUGAGAUACAGAAAGAGCAAGAGGAGAGGAAGAAGAGAGCAGAUGAGAAGAGACUGCGUAUGCCCUAUGUUGUCCCCACACCUCGUAUCGUUAACCCAGCUGUUCUUGAAGAAGAUGUAGAAAUAAAACACUUCAAACCUCUUUCUGACAUGAAAUGGUAUAAGAAAUUGCGGGAUCAGUAUGAAUUCCCUGAGCCAAUGGAGAAAAUCCCACAGAAAAGGAUGAAGCGUAUCCGUCUGUCUCGGUGGGAGCAGUUCUAUGAGGUACCAAUCAGGAUUAAGGACCAAUAUAAGCCAAAGUGGCGCAUUUCAUCUAUGACUCAGGAUGACUUGGAGACUGUGAGGCCAGCAAGGCAUCGCACUCCUUCUCCUGAGAUGGAGACCUACCACAGAAUCAGGAGGAGGUCUCUAGGUGACCUGUCAGAUGAGGAGCUGCUGCUUCCUGUGAAUGAGUAUCUGUCCAUGAAGAGAACUGAGGAGGAGAGGCUUCGUCUGGAGGAAGAACUGGAGCUUGGCUACUCCGCUUCUCCACCUAGCCUUAGUCCAGUUCGCUUUGAGUUGUCUGCCCUGCGUCCCUCAUCUCCUAGAAGGACCUACGGUGACAAUGAAGAGGAAGAAGAAGUUCACAGAUAUGAUUCCUACAGAAUUCCAUCCAAAUAUGAGGCUGGCCCAAGUUUUGUUGAUCUCCGCCAGCGUCAUGACAAAACAACUUAUAAACCUCCAAGACAAAAGCAGAGGGUGUAUGAAGAACGAGAGGACCAGGAGCUGCUGCGGCCACACACGACUGCUCAGAGAAUCACCUCUUACAAGAGUGAACUCAAACGAAUGGAGUUUGAGGAGAAGACACGAAUCUCACAAAAGGAAAGCACUGUUGCUGUUUCAAGAAUCUCUGAAGUCACAGAAUCUGAGCACCUGACAGCUUUUACCUCAGAAUAUAUCCCUAAACCAAUCAAAAAGCUCCCAGAGCCCGUGAGGAAAAGAUCCCCUACCCCAGAAAAGGCUGUCAAGACAGAUGUGACACUCCCUAAGGUUGACUUCAUGUCCAGGUAUGAGGAGAGAAAGCAGGCUCUGAGAUCAGAGAGAAGAUCUGUAGAGAGAAAGGUUGAGGUGGUGACACAAGCACCCUUCAGCCUUGACCAUCCCCCACGGAUUACUGUCAGGAUGCGAUCUCAUCGUGUACCUUAUUGGUCCAACACAAGAUUUACCCUGAAUAUCCAGGCCAAACCUGAACCUGAGGUCAAGUGGUUCCACAAUGGAAAACAAAUCCAUGGGAGCAGCAAAUAUACCAUGACCAACAUCAGUGGAGUCCUGACUCUCCAGAUCAUCAACUGUAUGACUGAAGAUUCUGGCACCUACCGUGUGGUUUGCAAGAAUGCCAAAGGAGAGACUUCUGACUAUGCCACACUAGAUGUAGCAGAUGAAUACGCUGCCUUCUCUUCACUUCGCAAAGAUGAGGAGCCUCCAUCUGCCCAUCUGCCAGAGAUGACCAAAACAGAGGUAUAUCACGUCUCAUCCUCUAAAACAUCAGUAACGGAAGCUGUAACUGAGACUGUGAAGGAGACCACUACUGUUGUUGAGAAGCCAAAGGAGAAGCCCAGUGUCCCUGCCAAAAUUCUGACUAAGCCACAGUCCCUCACUUUAGAGGAGGGACACACUGCCAGAUUUGAAUGUGAUGUGGAUGGCGAACCAGCACCUUCUAUAAGCUGGCUGCGUGAAGGAGCAGUUGUUGCUCCCUCUGCCCGACACCACAUUGUGUCUACUCAGUACAACUCCUCCUUUGAGAUCUCCUCUGUUGAGAUGUCAGAUGAAGGCAGCUACACUCUCUUAGUCGAAAACGCUGGAGGCAAACAAGAAGCCCAUUUCACCCUGACCAUCCGGAAGUCUGAGUCAAAGGAGAAAGUGGUUGCCCCUCCCAGAAUAACUUCUCCAGAAGCUAAAUCCCCUCUUGCAAAGUCCCCUGAACCGGUCAAAUCUCCCCAGAGGGUGAAAUCCCCUGAGCCAGUCAAGUCACCGCAGAGAGUGAAGUCUCCAGUCUCACCAAAAUCCCCAACACCAAAAUCUCCAACACCCAAAUCUCCAACCCCAAAAUCUCCUACUCCCAAAUCCCCAGUCACAUCUCAGAAGGAACGAGCGAUUUCUCCAAUCAAGCCAAAGAGAGUGAUGUCACCGCCUCUUGGAAAGAAGCCGUCCUUCUCUGUUGAGCUGAGUGACAUCACAGCGUACUCUGAUUCUGCUGUGAAGCUGUCAGUAAAGUUGACAGGAGAGCCCACACCUACAAUCUCGUGGAUGAAGGAUGGAAAGGUUUUGUCUCAAGGUGGAAAGUAUGAAUUAUUUGAGGAUUCUGGCUCAGCUCAUCUCGAGAUCUAUGAAUUGGAGGCCUCUGAUAGUGGGGUGUACAAGUGCACUGCUACAAACAGCGCUGGAGCAGUUUCAACUAUGUGUACUGUCAGUGUACAAGGCUCAAAGAGCUCCAAAACAAAAGCUGAAAUCUCUGAGGAAGUUGUAAAAAGAGAAAUGAUCCAUGAAGAAAUCUCGUCUUCUGUAAAGGAGGUGAAGACCUCCCACAGCCAGAUGUCGAUCACAGAGGGCCAGUCUCUAACACUGAGGGCGAGCGUCCCUGGUGCCUCUGACGUCAGAUGGAUCCUAAACGGGGUUGAACUGACCAACUCGGAGCAGUACAGAUAUGGAGUAUCUGGAAGUGACCACACCCUAACCAUCAGGACGGUGACUGAGCAUGAGCAGGGGAUCCUCACGUGUGAGGCGCAAACACAGCGAGGACUGGUCCGGUGUCAGUUUAACACCACGGUCACCACCAAGCGAUCAGACGCGCCUCAUUUUCUGGUGCAGCCCAGGUCCCAGAAUGUUAAUGAAGGACAAAAUGUGAAAUUCAUGUGUGAAAUUGCAGGAGAGCCUUCUCCUGAAGUGGAGUGGUUGAAAGACAACAUGAUUAUAUCUGUCACAUCAAACUUGAAACUGAGCCGCUCUAAGAAUGUGUAUACUCUGGAGAUACGUGAAGCCACAGUUGCAGACAGUGGGAAAUACACAGUAAAGGCCAAAAAUCAGUUUGGACAGUGCUCUGCAACUGCGUCCCUCAACGUCCUCACUCUUGUUGAAGAACCGACAAAAAUUAUAAUCGCAGAACAAAGAGCUUCUACUGACACUGCAGUGAGCAUGCAGAAAAGAUUCAUGGCCUCCUCAGUUCACAUGGAAGCAGCUUCCAUGCAGGCCAGCAGUGUCAGCAGCAGCUCCCGCUCUGCUGCUGCCGGGUUUUCAUUUGAGAGCAUGUCUGCGACUAGCAUGUCAGCCACGAUGGCCGAGUCGGUGGUUUCCAUGAGCUCCAGGAGCACGAUGAUGGAAAUGUCUGCUCAUACGCAUGCCGAGUCCUCGUCCUCACUGAAGGCCCUCACCACGGGGAUUAAAAGAGGCACUCCACCAAAGGUCGAAGCUCUUCCAGAGGAUGUGUGCGCAGAGCCGGGGAAGUCUCUAACCGUAGUGGGGAUGUUCUCUGGAGACCCCACACCCUCUGUCCAGUGGGUCCGCUCAGGUCGGACGCUCCCCAAUGGGGAUGAGCGAUACCACGUGGAGAAUACCACUGACCUCUCCACCCUCGUGAUCUCUGCAGUGAAGGAGGCUGAUGCCGGAGCGUACACCCUCAGACUGUCCAACGAGCUCGGCUCCGACUCUGCAACCGUCAACAUUCGCAUUCGGUCCAUGUAAAAAGGAAGACAAAGUCAAUUCACGUCCCCCGUUUCCCUCAUCCAGAACCUCUUUAUUUAGUGACGCAGCACCAAUAAUCCUACUUGAUAAAGAUCUGGAUUUCUGUUCUUGUAAAUAUGAACUAUUUUUGACAUUAAUUUAUGCCAAACUAGACUAAAGUCUAAAGUUGUUAUAAAAUGUGCCAUAUUGGACAGUUAUGACUUAGGAUUUUUGACAGACGUUUCUGUGACAUGUACAUAAUGUAUAUAGCCGAAUUUAACGGUUAUGGGAAAUGUAUGCAUUGUUAUUUAUGACAAUAUAAUAUUAACUGAAACAAAAGAACAAAUGUUUGAACAGGAGAAAGUUUCCGCUGGAACGAAUACCCUGUGAAACCAAGAAACUAAAAUCUGUGCCUCAACGGUAAGUUGAAGUCUUUAAGAUUGCCUCGGCAGGUAGAGAGGUUCCCUGCUGACGUUAUAAAUCAGAAACAGAAGGACAACGUUUUUUAUUUUAUUUUAUUGUUUUUUGGACGCGCUCCUGAGCGUGGGAUAUUACAGUUUCAUAUGAAUUGUACCAUGAGCGUAAGACCCCGAGUGCUGUUUUCAUUACCCUCGUGUAAGCAGCGCAAAACGGCCUUGCGCUCAGACCGACUGUGUCGUACCACCACAAUUUGAUGACCGGCUCCGAGUGUGAGCGGCCUGCACUCGGAGCGUUAAGAUCAUUUUAAUGAAGAGCGCUGCUUCUGGCACAGGACGGCCGGCCUGGCUUUGGAAAACAGAACAUCUCCUGGCCAAAUAAGUGAAGAGAAAGUCAGAGCCGGCUCUUCUGUGCAGAAGCAGCGCCGUCUCUCGGAGGACAGUUAGCAACAUGCUUUGUGUGUUUGAGUGUUUGUAGCUUUUAGUCGUUUCACCGUGUCAGUAGUCAGGGUUUCCUUCGUUCGCCACAGGGACUUCAUGUCCCGUGAAGAGAAAGCAGUUAAGUCUCGCCCUGCACUUUGAGUUCAUUGAUCUGUUGAUGUAGAAUUGUUUCCUCCUCCUUGAGAUUUGUGCAUUACUGAUUUAAUAAAGCAUGAUUUCAGCACUACA